Pelobates cultripes (western spadefoot toad) is the source of this 94761-nucleotide messenger RNA. NCBI's taxonomy places the organism in Eukaryota, Metazoa, Chordata, Amphibia, Anura, Pelobatidae. The record is from the annotation of a GenBank genome assembly.
CAUGGACGACAGCGGGGCGUAGCAGGAAGUGAGUGGAGAAGGCGGAAGUGGAAGCCAUAGGAGAAGGAGGAGAAGAAGGUACCCCGGUUGGAUAUAGAAGGAGGCAAACAAGGGGGUACUGGUGAGUAAAGGGUUUUACGUGGGGCCCAAUGUCUACGGUGUUUGUCACGGGUCAGAGCUGGAUGUUAGUAAACCAAGGGGUAUGAAGGGUCUUGACGUAGAGACCCCUAGAGUAAGAUGUAAAGGCCCUAAAGCUUGAGGAAGGGACUUAUGUUGGAUUGUCUGUAAUGAUGGGAUGAUAGAGUUUGGAAGAGCGAUGUGUAGGUUAAUUCUCUUGUCAAAGGAAUUGUUUUGGAAUAGGACGUAGCUGGUAUAAAAUCAAAGUAACUGGUUAUAAACCACCACAGGUAGGAAGUAUAUGGUUAGUAUUAAAGGAAAAUUGGGAGAUGAGUUAGGUUCAAUUGGGGGGUAUGUAGAAGAUCAGACUUUGCACAUAUCCUGUCAAGACUUGGUAUCUAGAGCUGUAAGGACACUGUGUGUGUGUGUGUGUGUGUGUGUGUGUGUGUGUGUAUGUAUGUGUGUAUAUAUAUAUAUUUUUUUUUUUAUUUUUUUUAUUUUAUUAUUAUUUAUUUAUUUAUUUUUGGCAUAUUUUUCUUUUAUGGAGAAGUGCACAUUUUCAGAGUGAAUGGGGCACUGAAGUUGUGACUACUCCAGUGGACUAAAGAUGGUUUCAACCAGAUCUCGACAUAUAUUAAGGAUAUGAAAAGUAUUUAUUUUGAAGUUUAUAGUGAGAAUAAAUUAUAAUACAAUUGACAGAUUCACUGUGCAUGCUUGGAUGCAAAUAACUUCUUUAUAAUACUGGGCAGUACAUGAAUAACAUUGCCAUGCAAUUCAUAUGGUACGGGAGGAAAAUCCAAUGUUUUUGAAGGCUUUCUUUUUGGUAAAAUAACCAUUUCAGUUGCUGUGCAGAUAUUUUCAUGUACUGCCCAUCUGCAUGUGUAGACUGUAUGUGUCAAGAAUAUAUUGUACCCUUACUUAGAAGGCAAAAUAUGGGGGCUCUUGUGAAAAAUUUGACAUCAUUUAAGGAGGAAUGCAAGUAAGUGUAAAAGAAUACAUCUGGCUCUUCGUUUGUUGUGGAACACGUAAAGGACCACUCUAGGCACCCAGACCACUUCAGCUUAAUGAAGUGGUCUGGGUGCCAGGUCCAGCUAGGGUUAACCCAUUUUUUCAUAAACACAGCAGUUUCAGAGAAACUGCUAUGUUUAUGAAUGGGUUAAGCCUUCCCCUAUUUCCUCUAGUGGCUGUCUCAUUGACAGCCACUAGAGACGCUUGCGUGCUUCUCACUGUGAUUUUCACAGUGAGAGCACGCCAGCGUCCAUAGGAAAGCAUUAUGAAUGCUUUCCUAUGUGACCGGCUGAAUGCGUGCGCAGCUUUUGCCGCGUCUGCGCAUUCAGUUUCAAUUUUAAUACUUCAGAGACAUACUAUGCAUCAAAAUGUAGGUCUGGGUCUUGUGAUUCUCACAAUAUAAAGCUCUUCGCUGUAGGAUUUAUAGUAGGGAUCGACCGAUAUUGUUUUUUUUUUUUUUUUAGAGCCGAUUAUCUGUGAACAUUUAGGCCAAUAGCCGAUAACUAGCAGAUAUUCUGUACAUUUACCAUUUUGAAAAAAUAAACUAUUUCUAAAGGUAAAUGCACAAAAUAUACAUGCCACAUGUAGUGGAUGCAGUGUGUCUGGACAGGGGAGCUGUGUGUGUAGUGGAUACAGUGAGUGUUUGUGUAGUGUGUGUGUGUGUGUUUGUGAAGGGAUGUCAUUUGUGUAAAAUGGAGGAGGGGGAGCAUUUUUUAUUUAAAUUUUAUUUUUAAUAAUGUUUUAUUACAUUUUUUUUUGUCCCCCCUCCCUGCUUGUUACCUGUCCAGGGCCCUCCCUGUGAAAGUCCCUGGUGGUCCAGUGGCAUUGGCUGAACAUUGGGGGGGCCCGGCAGCAAGCUGUUACUCACCUCCCAGCAGCUCCCUGUGUAAAUCUUGCAGCAAGCAUACCGCGCGGAGUGUUGCUAUGGACCCGUGGCAACACUUUGCAGCCGGACGUGGGACUCGCUAGAUUUGACAUGGGAGCUGCUGGUAGGUGAGUAACAGCUUGCUGCCGGCCCCCCCAGGACGGUCCUGGUAUGUAUUAUCGGUCCUGGUAUGUAUUAUCGGUACCGAUAUUGCCGAAAAUGCGGAGUAUCGGCCGAUAAUAUCGGUAAAACCGGUAAUCGGUCGAUCCUUAGCUGUUGGAGAUCCUUCCUGGGUCAUGGCUGCCUAAAAUGCAUCCAAACAUUCAGUAUCUCCUCCCUCUGCAUCCAGACACUGAACUUUCCUCAUAGAGAUUCAUUGAUUCAAAUCAUCUCUAUGAGGAGAUGCUGAUUGGCCAGGGCUGUGUUUGAAUUGUGCUGGCUCUGCCUCUGAUCUGCCUCCUUGUCAGUCCCCGCCCAAUCCUAUGGGGAAGCAUUGUGAUUGGAUUAGGCCACCACUUCUGAUGAUAGAGGAAGUGCAGAGACAGCAGCUUUAGACUUGAAUACAAAUAAGAUUUUACUAUCUUUAGGGAAGACAGGGGGGCUAGAUAGUGGGCUUAACACUUUAGGGUCAGGAAUACAUUAGGUCCCCCCACCCUCAUGGUUCCACUCUCGCCGGGAGGAACGGGUUAAAUUUUACCUUUUGAUUUUUCACAGUGAGGAAGCGUCUCCAGCGGCUUUCGAUGGGACAGCCACUAGAGGCUGGAUUAACCCUGUUGUAAACAUAGCAGUUUCUCUGAAACUAUGUUCAGAGCUGCAGGGUUAACCCUAGAUGGACCUGUUACCCAGGCCACUUCAUUGAGCUGAAGUGGUCUGGGUGCCUAUAGUGGUCCGUUAUAUUGUCGCAGUGGCAUUUUCCCAUGCAUGUGCAAUAGUCUCCCAAUGCUUUCCUACGGGAAAGCAUUGGAUUGGCUGAGAUUGUCAAGAUUGAUAAUCUCAGACAUGGAGGUUGGGGCCAGUCGCAGCGUCCGCAGCAUGGUGUGGGGAAAAAGGUGAGUAAAACACUUUUCCUAUGUGAUUGGAGUGAAAACACACUCACUGACCGACACACAGACGCGCUCGCGGGCAGAUUAAAGUUAAAAAAAAAUUAAAGUUGAUAAAAGUUUAAAAAAUGUAUGUAUGUGUAUAUAUAUAUCUCUAGCUUAUAACCUUAUAUAAAUAUACACAAUAAAAUUACACACUGUGUGUGUGUGUGUAUAUAUUUAUAUAUUGUGUGUGUGUGUGUGUGUGUGUGUGUGUGUGUGUGUGUAUAUAUAUAUAUGUCACGUGCGUGGGCUAUAGGCCCAGCCGAGACAGUGGGGAGAGUGUGGAAGUGACAGGGUUAAUGACACCAGACCCCUGGUUACCUGUUGCUAGUCCCAGCAACCACUCAAUUAACCCCUGCAAUCCCUUCUACACUAUCCCCCUUAGUACUACUGCCACCACCAAGACUUUUAAACCCGGGCGUCUUAGGUUACCCCACACACAGGAGAAUUAUAGUAUCACAGUUCUACUUUUACUGAUAAAACAUAUAUAGUUAACCCCUUUUGGUAACGUGUUUACCUGAGCUUUCCUCUGGAGAGUGAAGCUCAUAGAGAACAGAGACACAAGCUGAUUAAACAUUUAAUCUGACAAAAAGGAUUCACAGUGCUGAGUACAAAAUACAGAAAUAAAUGACAUACAGAGAACAAAUUGCAAAACAGUACAUAAAAUAAAAUAGGAGAAAACACAAGAAAUUCCUUACAUAUAUUUACCCCAUAUAGAAUUCUUGUGGGAGUCUCAGAUGGUAUAGGUCUCCUAGAAGUUACUGACAAAAGAAAAAUGAAUAACUGACUUCCCUGGAUAGUCCAACACCCUCAUAUAUCUAAACUAGUUCUUUCUCAGUGGGCAGACCCCUGGGGGGGGGUAUCAGAGGGGGCUGGUCUGGCAGUCUAUUGCCCACUCUAUGAAAUUCCUUGUGUCCAGCUCUGGUCAUGGCUAUCUAGAUGUUUUAUGGUCUAGGCCUGGUGCAAGAUCAAAGACCAUAAUAAAUGUCAUCCCAAGGUUUACAAAAAACAACUCUUAACAUAUAUAAACACACAUCAAACACCAACUCAUGCUUUUGGCAUGACACCUCCCCCUUAAGAUGGUGGACAGAAAAAUGUAGCCACAGGCUGAUUUAUCUGUCUACCAUUAACCCUCUAGUUGCCGAGACAGGCCAUCUGCAUUCCCAUGCAAGCUGCCCUUUUUGUGUUGGACAGUGAAAUUAUACUGUUGGAGGAUAGGGCUCCAAUGGAGCAGUUUACCAUGGUUACCUGUCACCUGCAGCAGGUUGUGAUCAGUCCAUACCACAGCUACACCCUCAACAAACAUGCCUGAUUUGCCUGUUUCAAUUCCCCAUCGAUCUCUGGUAACAUCCCUUAAACCACACCCACUGCGCUCAUGUAGUAGCUGUAAGGGGAAGAAACCAAUGGAUUUCUGCAGCACUCCCCGGUAAGCACACAAAAAAGCAGACAGAGAACACUCCCAGGAUAGAUGUGCUGUAUCAACACCCAUCAUCUCUUUCAUUUUGGGGUCUGUCUGCUGGGCUUGUUGCACUAUCAGACUCUGAACUUUUGGUUCACAAUCAGAAAGUUGCUUAGGUGUAUGCGUGAGUUGUGAUAAACUGACAAGGUUCCUGGUUCCUCCAACAGUAUGUUUCCCUGCAGCCAUCCUUCCUGGACCCACAGGCUGAGUCUGUCCUUGCCCCUCACUUUCACUCCAGGUCAUCACACAUACAGAACUUUGGAAACUGGCUAAGUCUGGCGCAGAGUAAAGCUCACACACCCCUCCCUCAUAGCCUCGCUGUCCCUUCACAUUUUCACCCACCACAUCACAUACAUCUGCUUCAGGCACAUAUUGGCACAUAUAUUCAUUCAGCCCCCUCUCGCUGGAAGGCUUUUCCCAUACAUUUUCACAGGACACAUUUGACCCCCCUUGAUCAGAUACAGAAUUUUGCACACACUCACAUAAUUUCUUCUCCAAGGCAGGCUCUCCUCUCACAAUCUCACAUAGCACCUCAGACUGUCCUGCUGCAGCCCUGACCCACUGUUGACUUGUUACCACUGCGACUAAUGGUACACAUCCCUGGCUCUCACCUUCCUCCUCUCCCUUACUCUCUGACAUCCCAGCCUCACAGUAUUUUAAUACAGGCACAUCACUACUCACCCCUAUCUCACAUUUGGUAGACAUCACUGGUUCAGUUACAGGUAGAUAUUUAUCCACACCCUGCUCUCCCUCCCAGCAAUCACACUUCACAAUGUCUCCCAAAGUUUCACACAAUACCUUAGGUGGAGCAGUCAGCCCUUCUGGCUCACAAACAGUGUCCGCUGGAGCAUAGUGACAGAGCAUCCUGCCCAAAUAAUUCUCCAACAGAACAUUAACAGGGAUAUCCUCUGAAAUCCCCACUUCCCGCAAACCUUUGCCUGCACCCCAAUCAAGGUACACACGUGCCAAGGGCACAGCGGGGCGUACACCCCCAAUUCCUUUGAUGGACAUGGUCCUUCCAGGGAUUAUGUCCUCCGUAUUCACCACUUCAGGUCGCACCAGGGUGAAGGAAGCUCCAGAAUCUCUCAGUCCCAUGGUCACUCGGUCACCCACAAUUACACUCUGCAGGUUAUCCUCUCGUUUCCCCACAGACCCACCCACAAGCAAUACUGAUGGUGCCCCUCCACGGGCUGGUGAGGGCAUAUUCCUAGUGGGGCAAGUCCUGCUCAGAUGACCAAUCUGGUUGCAUCGAAAACAACGGCGGGCAUCUGACUCACUUGACAUAGCCCCGGCUACGCUGGCAGUCGGUGGUGAAGUUCUCACUGCAGAUCUUACAGGUGGUGAUUGAACUGUAGCUUCUCUCCAGGUCGAAGUAGCAGCUGACACAAGUCCACGCCUGGAUGUUGGUGCAUGGAUGUCGGCAUAGUCAUCUGCCAGUUCUGCAGCAGCCCUAGCAUUUUUUGGCUUUCUUUCCAAAAUCCACUCUCGUACAUUAGGGCUCCGGGUCUGCAAGAACUGCUCCAGGACCAGUAAGUCAUUAAGGGCUUCAUAGGUAGUAGCUUGUACUCCUGUUACCCUUUGCCGGAACGUGGUUUCUAAUUGUGCAACAUAUAGAAUUCUUUUUCCUGUAAGACUCAGGAGUAAGGUUAAAAGUUUUUUGCAAUGCAGAUUUGAUUGCCUCAUAGUUGUUAUCAGUCUCUGGGGGAAGGGACACAAACACAUCCAAAGCUUUCCCUUUCAGUUGUGGAGUUAAAUAUCUGCCCCACUGGUCUGAGGGUAGUUGAUGCUGCCUGCAUACUUUCUCAAAACUUUUUAAAAAUACAUCCAAAUCUGUCCCUUCUUCGAGGGAAGGAAAAUCAUCCUUACGGAGCCUACGUGUGCUGGACUCUGAUGCAUUGCUGUUCAGUGAGGACUGAAGGGUAAAUUGCAGUUUGGCAAGUUCCAGCUCAUGUCUCCUUUGUGCGUCCCUUUCGGCUAGCCUCUCUGCAGAUUCCCUUUCUGCAGCCUGCUGUUGGAUCAUCACAUGCAGGGCCUCCUGAGGAUUUGCAGCCAUCAGUUGCCGAAAUAAAUCAGUUGAGCAAAUGUCCUUAAUGUUUUGAGGGGUACAACCACCAGGCAUUUCAGUAAGCAACACUCCUGCAGUAGUAGGGAGCUCGGUAACCCUUUCAGUGUCCGUCUCUGGCUGGAAAAUAUGGCUGUCAGCCUCCACAAGGUCAGCAAUAAGUUGUGCCUUAUUUUUGCCAAAAGUUGGUAAAUUAUUUUCUUGGCACAACAAUUCCAAGGCCUCUUUUGAUUGUUUGCGAUAGGCCUCCAUAUUCACAAAUAGGAUAGAGAAAGAAAAACAAAAGAUGGGAGGGGAGAACUGUUUUGCACUUUGUAUGUAUUUUAAAUCAGCACUGAGCUUGGUCUCUGGAAAUUACACAAAAACAAGUAUGCAAUUUCUUUUAGUGCUAAGACCCCCUUUACAGGUAAAAUCUAGCAAGCACUAAAAAUCUCUAAAUAUAUCCCACUAGCUGCCGCCAGUUUGUCAUGUGCGUGGGCUAUAGGCCCAGCCGAGACAGUGGGGAGAGUGUGGAAGUGGUGAUGGCUAUCUAGAUGUUUUAUGGUCUAGGCCUGGUGCAAGAUCAAAGACCAUAAUAAAUGUCAUCCCAAGGUUUACAAAAAACAACUCUUAACAUAUAUAAACACACAUCAAACACCAACUCAUGCUUUUGGCAUGACAAAAUAUAUAUAUAUAUAUAUAUAUAUAUAUAUAUAUAUAUAUAUAUAUAUAUAUAUAUAUAUAUAUAUAUAUAUAAUUAAAAAUAAACAGAACAUUUUUAUAUAAAUAUAUUUUAAAUGUCAUUAUAUUCUCACUGUAUAUUGAUACAUGAUAGAUAUAUAUACACACACUCAAGGCUGCUAGAGCCAAACACGCUCUGGCCCAUCAGGAGUCCCAGUGAAACUUCAGAUAUUUGCUAAUACGAAGACGUGGUAAAGGACAAUCCUCAAUUUUUUUUGAAUAUUUAAUCUUUAUUUUAAAUUUUUUUCUUUUAAAUCUCAUUAAAUACAUAUAUCAUACAAAUACAAAUAUCAUACAAAUAUACAUUUGUGAUACAAACAAACAACACAGCAGCAAAAUAGGGGAGGGAGAAGAAAAAUACAUCAGAAAGACUUCCAUAAUAGAGUGGUAAUAUCAUUUAGAUAAAUCUCAUAAUUAUUUACAAUGUUCAUGGAAUUGUUCUACUACUAAUUGAGCGACACUAUUUUAUACAUCAAUCAUCUCAAUACACUUUAACCAAACAUAAAUCUUAUUGCUUAGUCUUUGUUUACUUAGCAUCAGCUCCAUUCUAAUCUGAAACUCGAGUUGAGUUUUAACUUUCUUCCAGGGGACUUCUGAAUCCCUUUUCCACCAUCUCGCAAUUACUAUUUUAGCCGCUAAAAACAGAUGUAUGAGAAUUGCUUUUAAUUCAUAUGUCAUAUGAGGCCAAUUUAGAUGAAGUAGAACUACCUCUGGAGAGAUAAUCAACUCAAGUUUUAAAUUGUUAGAUAUAAAAUGCUGCAUUUUCAACCAGAGAUUUUUUAAUUUAUAGCAAUCCCACCAAAUAUGUCUAAAAUUGCCUCUAAUACUAUUGCAUCUCCAACAGAUAGGAUUUACUAGAGGGUAAAUUUUAUUCAAUUUAGCUGGUACUAAGUACCACCUAUUUAAAACUUUAAAGUGCGUUUCUAAUAAAUUUAAUGAAUGUAUAUUCUUCUUAACAUCCAUCAUUGAAGAACCCCAUUGAUUCAGAUUUAUAUCGAUAUUCAAGUCUUGUUUCCAAGCCUGUAUGGCAGUAGGAUUUGUGUCUUUAGCUAUUGAUUUAAUUAGUAUUAGAGCUUUAGAAAGUGGUUUAUUAACUUUUUUUGAUGUAAAUAAUAAAUCUAUCGAAUUGCUUAAAUUAGAUUUUGGUAUUAUUAGAUGUGUAUUAAUAUAACUUUUAAGUCUUAAAAAAUUAAACACCUCUCUAGGAGGGAGAUUAUGUAUCUCUGUUAUUUGAGCAAAGGUUUUAAUUAGUCCUUCUGUCAAUAAUUGGUCCAGAGUCGUUAUCCCUACUUUUUUCCAAUUAUUUAAGUUUAAGUCUUCCACUUGUUUUUCUACAAUAUCUAACUCUAAAUAACUUGGAACUUUUUUUUCUAUAUUCAUUACUUUUUUAAUUUUUAACCAAUUUUCCAAUAAUUGAGUUAGAAUAAUACUGGCAUAUUCUUUUUUUCUUUGGCAUUUUAUUUAUAUUCCAAAUUAAACAAUCUAAGCUAGAAACUUCUCCUGCCUUCAAUUCCAUUUUAUACCAUCCCUCAUCUUUAUUUUCUUUCAUUUGCAUUCUAUAGACAUGUAGGGUAAUAGCUGCUUUAAAGUUAUUCAUUAUGAGUGGAUAAUCAAGUCCACCUUUAUAUAUUUUCUGCGCUAAUAUUGACUGUUUCAAUCUCGGCUUCUUGCCUUUCCAGAUGUAUUGAGUAAAACUUCUUUGUAUUAAUUGAAGCCAAUGGAUUGGGAUAUGGAGAGGUAACAUUUGAAACAUAUAAUUCCACUUUGGUAUAACAUAUGAAUUGAUAACAUUUAUUCGCCCCAAAAAAGUAAUCUCUAGGUUUCUGCGAUCUUUUAACCAUUUAUUGAGAUCUAAUAAUAAUGUUAGGAAAUUUACUUCCAUAAUCUUAUUUGUCUCUCUGGUUAUUUUAAUUCCUAAGUAAUCCAUACUUUCUUUAACCCAAAUAAAAUCAUAUUUGUUUUUAAUCUCUCGUUGUAUCCUUUUAUUUAGGUUAACAUCUAAUAUCAAGGACUUAUUUAUAUUUAACUUAUAAUUUGAUAUGAAGCUAUAUCGCUCUAUUUCUUGCAUUAUGCGUUCCAAAGAAUUUUUAGGGUUUGUAAGAGUAAUUAAAAUGUCAUCAGCAUAUAAGCUAAUUUUUUGAUCCUCAUCCAUUAUUUUAUAACCAUAGAUCUCUUUAUUAUUCCUAAUAUUCUCAGCCAAUGGCUCGAUAGUCAGCAAGUAGAGCAAUGGUGAGAGGGGACAACCCUGUCGGGUACCAUUUCUAAGUUGGAACCAUGGGGCGACUAUAUUAGGUCCAAUAGUUCGUGCAACAGGAUUUACAUAUAGUGCCAUUAUAGCUUUCUUAAUCCAACCUUCCAAUCCAUAAUGUUGUAAAACGGCUUCUAAAUAUUUCCAGCUGACUCUGUCGAAUGCUUUUUCAGCAUCAAUCGACAGAGUCAGAACUGGAACAUCAUAUCUAUUUGCGUCAUCCAAGAUAUUAAUAAUUUUCCUUAUACUUGUAUAGGAAUUUCUACCUGGAACAUAUCCUAUUUGAUCUUUAUGGAUGAUUAGUGGAAGAAGUUUUUUUAUUCUAGCAGCCAAAACCGAAGCGUAUAACUUAGUGUCAACAUCUAUUAAAGAUAUCGGACGGUAGUUUUUGAUAUCAGUGGGGUUUUUAUCAUUUUUUAGAAUAGGCAAGAUAUUAGCUUUUAGCAUCUCUGCUGGUAAAAAUCCUCUGUUUGCCGCUAUGUUGAAAGCAGAGGUCAAAUGUGGACAUAUUAAAUCUUUAAAUGUUUUAUAAAAUAGGUUGCUAAACCCAUCCGGGCCUGGUGUUUUAGAUCUUUCUAAAUCAUUUAUUGCUUUCAUAGUCUCCUCCAUAGUUAUAGGUUUAUUUAAGAAAUAAUUUUCAAUAGAAGUUAAUUGAGGCUUCUUUAUAUUAUUUAAAUAGUUUUUAAUAUCCUCAUCUGUAUUGAUCUGAGGAAUAUUGUAUAGAUUGGAAUAAUAUUCAUUAAAACACUUUCCAAUCUCUCUGGGGGUUAGUGCUAUUUUUCCAUUCUGUAUUAUUUUGUCUACCUUAUUUUGUACUUUUUGUUUUCUAAGUUUUUGGGAUAGCAUCUUUUCAGCUCGAUUGCCUUUGGAAUAAUAUUUAAAUUUUAAUCUAACCAUAUUUUUAGCUAUCGUGUCCAUUAAUUUUUGCUUUAUUUUUUCUUUAAGUUCUAAUAUUUUUUCAUAAAUUUCAGGAGAUGGAGAUUGUUUAUUGAUAUGAGUCAAAUCUCUUAAUUCUGUAUGUAAAAAUGCCAAAGUAUUAUUUUUAUCAAGUUGGCUUUGUAACUUGAUAAUAUGACCUCUUAUAACGGCCUUAAAGGCACACCACAAAAUAGAUGAAUCAAUAUUUUCUGAGAUAUUUUCUUUAAAAUAAUUUUUUAUAUUAUCUCUUAUAUGAGUUUUUUUUAAUUCACAACAAAGCAAAUUAUCUCUUAGACGCCAAGUAUAAGCUUCUCUUUUAAGUGUACUAAAAAUCAUUUCACAAAAAACUCCAUCGUGGUCUGUCCAUACUAUCUCGUCAAUCUUUGUUUUUUUGGUCAUAUCAAUAAUACUUGGGUCGACCCAAAUCAUGUCUAAUCUUGAAUAGGAAAAAUGCACUUUAGAAAAAUGCGUAUAGUCUCUCUCAUUAGGAUUAAAAAUUCUCCAAAUAUCGAAUAGAUUAUAUUCAUCUUUAAUUUUUUUUAAAGCUUUUGCUUGUUUUAUAACCAUCUGAUUUAAAGUAUUUCCUUUCAUUAAUUUUUUAUCUAUCUGAGGGUCUAGUACAGCAUUGAAAUCCCCUGCCACUAUUAACUUUCCCACUUUAACUUCAUCUACUUUUUCCAGAAUUGUUUUUAAAUAGGCAACUGGUAAAUGAUUAGGAAGAUAUAUAUUACAUAAUGUAAAAAGUACAGAGUCAAUUUUACAUAUUAUUAUUAAAUACCUGCCUUUAGUAUCUUGUAUUUGAUGAAUUACUUCAACUUUAAUCUUUUCUCCAAAUACCACAGCUACUCCACAUUUUUUUUUUUCCUUAUUGGAAGCUUGAAUUAUAAGUGGAAAUCUUUUACCCCCCCUAUUUUGUUUAUCCGCUUGUCUCCAGUGAGUUUCUUGUAAGAAUAUUAAAUUCAAUUGUUUUUCACUGAGGUAUUUGUACAAUAGAUUUCUUUUCGCUAUAGUAUUCAAUCCCUGAACAUUAAGUGUAAGCAUUUUUAUCAUAUUAUUUUCAAAAACCUCCCUACAUCCCUUUCCACUCGAUAGCCAUUACCCUUCCCUUUUGCUGCAUAAACAUAUCUACACAAACACAUAAAACAAAAUAUUAAAAUCAUAGGAGGAAAUCCUCCUUUUUUAUCACAAAGACUGUAAAUUUUCAUAUAGAAAUUCAGUCUUUACUGUGUCUUUAAAUUAGACACUAAGUGGGCGUAUCCAGAAAGAGGUAGUAAUAUUUACAAGUUUGCAAUCUCUCUCCAAGAGGGAGAGAGAGAGAGAGAGAGAGAAAAAAACAAAAAAAACUUUUAUACUUAACUCCAUUAACUUUCAAUUCUGUGUCUUAAGUGGAUCUAUAUCCUCUUAUCUUACCAAUACGUAUGAAUAAUUUACUUUUAGCCACCUCUUUGAAUUAAAAACUGAUUAAUACUUAAACAUAUUUGCUUUUAUCUACUUUUUUCCAGAUAAUUAGUUAGUACCCUUAAGGUGAGAACAACCAACAAUUACUUCAAUAAACCUGUUAAUUAUUCAAAAAAACAUUUCUUUGCUUAUUUUAUACUUAACUUCAUUGCUCUAUGAAUAAUUUUCUUUUAACCACCUCUUUAAGUACAAAUCUGAUUAAUAUUAAUACUUAGACAUAUUUACUUUUAAGUCCUUAUGUUCCACAUGGUUACAUACAUAUACCCAAUUAAAUAGUUCUACAUAAGUGAGGACAAAAAAAAAAAAAAAAUUUCUUCCAUUAUUUUAUACUUAAAUCAGUUACUCUGUGAUUCUUUACUUUAAAUAAAUCUGUUUCUACUUAACUUACUAAUACAUGUGAAUAAUUUUCUUUUAACCACCUCGUUAAGUUCAAAUCUAAUUAAUAUUAAUACUUAGACAUAUUUGCUUUUAAAUCCUUAUGUUCCAAGUGCUUGUGUGCAUAUACUUAAUUCUCAAUUGACUAAUAGCUUUAAAGUGAAGACAAGCCCCAAUAACAUCAACAAAUUAGCAACUUGUGCAAAGCACAAUUAAGUGAUUCUAUAUGAGUGGAAAAAAAAAAGUUAAUUUUCUUCCUUUUUCAUUCCUUCUUCUCUCCCUCUCCUCUCUUCUCUCUUCCUUCCAUCUUCCUCUCCGCCGCAGCAGACCCUUCAAGCUUUUUUAUUGAUACCUGUUAACCAACUAUUUGCUUCAUUUGCAUCCAAAAAAAUUUUUCUUUCUUGUUUCCAAGUAAAUCUUAAAGAUGUUGGAUAGGCCCAUUGAAACCUGAUCUCUGCUUUUCUUAAAAAAUCCGUCACGAUAGAGAAAGAUUUCCUCCAAGUCCUGGUGUGAUAAGAUAAGUCUUGCAAAAAAAUUAUGUCUUUGUAAAUAGAAUUUGUUCGGGGUUUGGUACGGCAGGCUUUCAUUAAAUUAUUUCUCAAUGAUAAUGAGGAAAAACUCACUAUUACAUCUCUUGGGAGAUGUGAAGCUGUUGUAUCUGGUUUAUGUAUUCGGUGAAAAUUUUCUAUUUUAUAUUCAUCUGUAGGUAUUUCUGGUAAAACUUCUUCAAAUAAAUUGUUUAGAUAUUCUCUCAAUUUUUCAUUGGAGAUUUCUUCAGAAACACCUCUUACUCUGAUGUUUCUUUUUCUUGACCUAUCUUCCAAAGCUGCUAUUUUAUUUUCAAGAUUAUCAACUUUAUUUACUAGAAACUGCACCUCCGUAUUAAUUGCUUUAAUUUGCGUUCCAAACACUUCACAUUUUUUUUCCACUUCCACCACUGAUACUGCAACAUUUUUAAUUUCUUGUUUUAUCUCAUUGAAACUUACAAGCAUUUCUUGUUUCAAUAAAUUUAAUUGUAGUUCCAGCGUUUGCUUAAAUUGAUCUUGGAUACCAAUUGAAGCAAUUGCUUGAGCUUCUGAUGGAAAUUGAUUAAGUGCAACUUCUUGGAUAAUAUUGGAAGUAUUACUUGGGUGUGUCUUACUAUCAAUUAUCUGUUCCUGCGGAUCUUUAAUAGGAUCUUUAAUAGGAGUUGCAAAAAAACCUGACAACCUCUUUUCUGUUUGUUGAACUAACUUAAUUUCUUUCUUUUUUUCCGUUGUUUUCCUGGUUGACAUUUUGUUUUAUUUCUUAAAUGCUUCUCAGUGACAAAUUAUAACUAGAUGUCGCAUAUAAAAUUUCAACUCCAAACUCAAAGAACUAGAUUAAAUCAAUUGGUCAAAUAAUUGAUUCUUGAUGCCAAUCUCCUCCAACGAGGAAAAAAAAGAUUUCCUUCCACUUUUCUUUUUUCCAGGCCAGUAAUUAUAUACAGGUAUGAUGCCUUACAGUUAUAUUUUUUAGUAAAUACAGAAGUACUCACAGUUUUUAUAUAUGACUGUUUAGGAGAUCACUGAGGGAUGUAUUUCCUCUUUUUCCCUUUAUUUCUCUCUUAUUCUUUCCUUCUUUGUAUCCCUUUUUUCUUCUUCUUUUUUUUUUUCGUUUUUUGUUUGAUAAUUUAUACAGGAACUGUUUUUAUUUCUUCCUUGACCUUUUUAACGGUCUAUAAGGGAAUCGCCACUAUUUGCCACUAUUUGCCCAAAAACGGAGGCAACAAACCCCCAGCAAAAACCGGCAUACACCACCACGUCAGACCAGGUCCACCGACCCACCAAAUCUUCACCGAACCGAGCCCUCCCUCCACUUCGUCUAAGCCGGACCACACUCACAAGUCGGCACGGAGCGGCAUUGCUUACUCUCGACUCCGCGUCCUCUCUCCUCAACCUCCCUCCGGACACGCCCACCUAAAGCACGUGCGGCGUCUCACGUCAUCACGUCCUCAAUCCCAGGACAAUCCUCAAUUUAAGCAUUGCAGCACAUAGAGGAAGUGAUCUCAGAUCACUUCCUCCCAGCACUUGUGAAUGGGAAUCCACACCGUAGUAGAGCAGCCUGCAGCUGCUGUUGCAGCUCCUGUACUUGACCUGUACCUGGCCAGCCUUGUCCCCACUGGAACCCAGGGAAGCUACCCACACUGCUAGAUAUACACAGAGCUGCAGAAUAACCCUUCCUUCAUACAAAUAAUACAAACAGCCCACACACAAACACAACACACAAUCUGCACAAACUCAACACCACUGACAAUCCACACACAUGCACACAACCCCACAUGCAGGCUCUCACAAGCAAUACCCCAAACAGCCCACACACACUACCAAACACACAAUGUGACAUAUCCAUCCACACACAAUUCCACAAGCAACCCCCAUACACAGCCCACAUUCAUAUGUAUCAUACACAAUACCAUUAGCUACUAAUGAACAUAUACAAUAUAAUAGCUUAUAAACGCACAAAUACAAUGAAACAAAGCAACUGCAGUAAAAACAACACAAGUAGAAUACGGCAGCAUACACACCUCAAUUUAAAUAAAUAAAAAAUAGGACCCGCACGCUACGGGACAUCACAAUCCUAUAUCGGCACAGUGCUGCUAAAAGGUUGCCUACCCCUGAUAUAGUAUAAAAUGAUUUAAUUAUAAGUGUACUUUGAUAUAUAUCUCAAAAUACACUUGUGAUGAAAUCAUAGAUGCAAUAAAUAUAUAUACAAUAAUAAAAUGAUUUAAUUAUACAAAUAUAGGAAAUAAGUGUGUGUGUGUGUAUAUAUAUUACAAAAAAAAAAUUAAAAAAAAAUCUUUAUACAAAAACAAAACCGCUAACUUUGGCCAGCGUUUGUGACUAAGUGGCUACAUCAAAAGACUGGAAAUACCCCAUUUGGAAUACCCUGGGUUGUCAACAUUUGAAAAUGGUAUGCCAUGAUGGGGUUAUUUCACAUUCCUGGGCUACCAUAUGAUCUCAAAAGGCAACAAAGGUCCUGCAAACCAAUCUAGCAAACUAGAUCGGGCAAGCCCUAUAUUGACCCUGUAACUUUCCAAAACAUAUUGUUAUUCUUGUGAGACUUCGUUGAACACAAAUAUGAGUGUUUUAAAUCAGUAAAACGUAUUCCGACUAUGAAAUUACCAGUAAAAGUGCAGUUUUUGUGUAAAAAAAAAUGCAAUAAACAAAGAAAAAUUUUAACUUUGUCCAGCGUUUGUGACUAUUUGGCUACUACAAAUAACUGGAUAUACCCCAUUUUGAAUACCCUGGGUUGUCUACUUUUACAAAUGGUAUGCCAUGAUGGGGUUAAUUUUAAUUCCUGGGCUGCUAUAUGAUCUCAAAGGCAACAUAGGCCCAGCAAACCAAUCUCGCAAAUAUCAAUGUGCAAACAUGGAAAAGGGGAAGGCCCUACAUUUGACCCCUGUAAGUUUGCAAAAGCCCAUAAAACCUGUACAUUGGGGGCACUUUUGUACUCGGGAGAUGUUGCUGAACACAUAUUGGGGGUUUCUUUGUCAGUAACACAUAAACUGAACUAAAAAUCCAUGCCUAAAGUACAAUGUGAGAGGAAAAAAUUACACAAAAAAGACUAGUCAAAAGUUUGACAAAGACUGGUGGUAGAAUUAGUGCAUGGAAAGUGUUAAAAUACCACCAUUUGAAAUGGUGUCUACUUUUCAAAAAUAUAUGGUUUGAUGGGGGUAAACUAUAUUGUCCAGCUUCAAAAAAUAUCCCAAAUGGGACAUGGGUGCAUGAUGACUUACUGUGAAAAUUCCAAGUUGGAAAACUGAAAUGCGCACCCUCCAAAUAAGGUCUUUUAGCCCCCAGAGAACCCGACACACCUAUACAUGUGUGGUAUCCCUGUAGUCAGGAGAUGAUGCUGAACACAUAUUGUGGUGUUCUUUGGCAGUAACCUUUAAAGUUCUCAGUGCAUAUAUUCUUAAAUUGCCAUGUGUCUCAAAAAAAUCACCAAUUAUUAUUUUGUAAUUAAUUUGGCAUAGAUUGGUGGUAAAAUUGCUGCAUGAAAAGAUUCAAAAUACCCCAGGUUUGAUACCUUAGGUUGUCUUCUUUUAAAAAAUAUAAACAUGUGAAGAAUUAUUCGGGGAUUCCUGACAGAUAUCAGUGUUACAAUGUAACUUGCGUUAAUUUUGAAUAAAAAUGUUUUUGGAAAUAGCAAAGUGCUACUCGUGCUAAUAGCCCUAUAACUUUCCAAAAAAAGCUAAGUACAUGCUAACAUUAGGCAUUUCUAAACUCAAGACAAAAGUUAGAAACUAUUUAGCACUGGUGUUUUUGACAGUUGUAGAUGCGUAACAGAUUUUGAGGGUCAAAGUUCGAAAAAGUGUGUUGUUUUCAAUUUUUUCAUCAUAUUUUAGAAAAAAUUUUAUAGUAAAUUAAGAUAUGAUAAAAAUAAUGGUAUCCUUAGACCAUUUAAUGGCGAGAAAAACAGUAUAUAAUAUGUGUGGGUACAGUAAAUGAGUAAGAGGAAAAUUACAACUAAACACCACAGAAAUGUAAGAGCCUUGGUACCAACGGCAAGAAUUUUGAAAAACUACCUGGUCACUAAGGGAUUAAAAGUCCCAUCUCCCACUCCUCUUAUUUUUCCUUCUUGCAAAUCCAUAUAGUUUGAAACUUUUGCACUUAGUUCUCUCCAAACUAGGAAGUGACUCUGCCUCCAGGCUUCGAUCACUCAAUUUAUCAUUUUACUUCCUGGUUUGCUUAGUUUAGUCGAGCUAAACUCAAAAGACUGGCUAUUGACCAGAGCACCUGGUCUUGCAAAGACUAACCAUUGAACUGCAUUAGACAGAAAAAUAUAAAUUAAAUGCAUACAUGUUUCAUUGGGGGCAUACCUACUAAACAGUAAUUUGAUUCAGUCAGUGGGUAGUCUUUCAAAUGACCAGUUUCUGCAGGGAAAGGUGUUAGUCAUAGCAUAAUGUACAUUUAGUAUUUUUGCAGCAAAAAUGCAAACUAUACAUAUUGGGAGGCGGCAAAUCUUGAGCAAAACUAUGUUUUAGAAUAAAAAUAAUUAUUCUCUGUUUAUGUAAUGUUAGGUAUUUCUCUGCCAAUAACUUAAUGCACUGUAGUGCUACUGGAGAGUUUGCAUGUCUUACUUUGAUCCUUGUCAUACACCCUGUUCCAAAUUAUUAUGCAAAUUAUAUUUUUCUCAUUUACCUAAAUAAUUUAUGUAAAUAACAGUCAGCAUAAUUGUCGUGUUAUCAACUAUUAAGAGUACAAUUCAAAUUUUAUUGAACAAACCUCCUAAUGAUAACAGUAUUUUUUUUUAAACAUAAAAAGCUUACGAUGCACUGUUCCAAAUUAUUACGCACAGUAAGUUUAAAAACACUUUAUAGGUUGUAAAAAACUGAAAAUUGUCAAUUGUUGUGUUUGCAGCAUAUUUACCGAAAUCAAAAGCUAUUUCAAACGUAUAACAACAUUUUAACAGGUCACGUUACAUUUCAACAUAGGACCCCUUAUUUGAUAGCAGCUUCACAAGUCUUGCAUCCAUUGAACUUGUGAGUUUUUGGACAGUUUCUGCUUGAAUUUGUUUGCAAGAUGUCAGAAUAGCCUCCCAGAGCUGCUGUUUGGAUGUAAACUGCCUCCUACCCUCAUAGAUCGUUUGAUUGAGAAUGCUCCAAAGAUUCUCCAUAGGAUUGAGGUCAGGGGAGGAUGGAGGCCACACCAUGACUUUCUCUCCUUUUAUCCCCAUAGCCAUUGAUGCAGAGGUAUUCUUUGCAGCAUGAGAUGGUGCAUUGUCAUGCAUGAAGAUGAUUUUAUUACGGAAAGCAUAGUUCUUCUUUCUGUACCAGGGAAGAAAGUGGUCAGUCAGAAACUCCACUUACUUUGCAUAAGGACCAGCUCUCUUCCCGUGAUUCCUGCCCAAAACAUGACUCCACCACCGCCUUGCUGACGUUGUAGCCUUGUUGGAACAGGGUGGCCUUCCACCAACCAUCCAUUAUUAUCAGUGAACAGGACUGUUUGAAAAUUAGUCUUCAUGUAUUUUUCUGCCCAAUGCAGCCAUUUCUGCUUGUGAGCAUUAGUUAGUGGUGGCCGAAUAGAAGGUUUAGGAACAGUUGCAAGACUCUGGAGGACUCACACCUUGAUGGCCGUGGGACUCCACAGGCACCAUCAGAUUCAAAUAUCUGUUUGCUGCUAUGUUAUGGUAUUUUAGCAGCUGCUCUCUUUAUCCGAUGCAUGGAUCUGGCAGGAAUCUUCCUCAAUGUACCUUUAUCUGCACGAACCCAUCUGUGCUCUGAAUCAGCCACAAAUCUCUUAAUAGUGCGAUGAUCACGCUUAAGUUUUUGUGAACUAUCUAAUGUUUUCAUACCUCGUCCAAGGCAUUGAACUAUUUCACUCUUUUCGCCAGCAGAAAGAUCCUUUUUUACAUAGUUACAUAGCUGAAAAUAGACUUGUGUCCAUCAAGUUCAGCCUUCCUCACGUAUGUUGUUGCUGUUAAUCUAAAAGAAGGCAAAAAACCUAGUCUGAAGCGCUUCCAAUUAUGCCACAAUCUAGGAAAAAAAUCCUUCUUGACCCCAAAAUAGCAGUCAGCUGUCUCCUUGGAUCAAGCAGCUAUUACCCCACUAAUUAGAAAUUAUAUCCCUGUAUGUUAUGUUUUUGUAAGUAUUUAUCCAAUUGCAGUUUAAACCUCUGUAGUGACUCUGACAAAACCACCUCUUCAGGCAGAGAAUUCCAUAUCCUUAUUGCUCUUACUGUAAAAAAAAACUUUUCUUUGCCUUAGAUGAAAUCUCCUUUUUUCCAGCCUAAAUAUGUGACCUUGUGUCCUAUGUAUAGCCCUGUUUAUGAAUAGAUUUCCAGAUAAAGGUUUGUACUGGCCCCGAAUAUAUUUGUAUAAAGUUAUCAUAUCCCCUCUUAGGCGCCGUUUUUCCAAACUAAACAGAUUUAAUUUUUUUUUAACCUUUCUUCCCCAUAUUGCAUGAAAAUGGUGCUCUGCUUAAUAAUGUGGAACACCCUCUUUUAGUAGUUUUUCCGUAAAUUGGACUCACCUGGCAAUCUAAUUAUCACAGGUGUCCGAGAUUGUUUUCAGUGAUCAAAAGAGCCCUGAGACACAAUGCCAUCCAUGAGUUAAACUGAAAAACAAAAUAUUUAAUCUUUGUGACACUUAAAUAGGAUUUGAAUAAUAAUUUGGAACAGGGUGUAUAUAAAAUCUCAAUACCCUAUGACUUUACCUAACAUGUAGAAAAUCCCAUUAAAGGUAAAUGGUGCCGGAAUAUGACGUCAUUCCGGCCCCUGCAUCAUAACAGAGCGCAAGAGAGGAGCUACAGGCAGAGUACUGCUCCCUCGCACACAGGAAGAAUGCUGCCCCAUUGGACCCUCACAGCUCUCCCAAAGGUAGGGAAGCUGAGUGGGUUUCAAUUAAAACAAAAGUGUGUGUGAGCCUACUGAUGAGUAGUAUAGAAGUACCCUUAUGGAAGGAAAAAGUGAUACAAGACCUUCUACGGGACUAGCAAUAGUUAAAAUUUAACUUUUAAUAAAUAUAUGCGUGAUAAAAAAGUAAAAAGGAGGUAAAUAAAUCAUAUACAUACACCCUGUUCCAAAUAUGCAAAUUCUAUUUAAGUGUCACAAAGAUUAAAUAUUUUGUUUUUCAGUUUAACUCCUGAAUGACAUUGUGUCUCAGGACUUUUUUGAUCACUGAAAACACAGAGAUUAGAUUGCCAGGUGAGCCCAAUUUAAGGAAAAACUACUAAAGGAGGGUGUUCCACAUUAUUAAGCAGAGCGCCAUUUUCAUGCAAUAUGGGGAAGAAAAAGGAUCUCUCUGCUGGCGAAAAGAGUGAAAUAGUUCAAUGCCUUGGACGAGGUAUGAAAACAUUAGAUAGUUCACGAAAACUUCAGCGUGAUCAUCGCACUAUUAAGAGAUUUGUGUCCGAUUCAGAGCACAGACGGGUUCGUGCAGAUAAAGGCACAUUGAGGAAGAUUUCUGCCAGAUCCAUGCAUCGGAUCAAGAGAGCAGCUGCUAAAAUACCAUUAUAUAGCAGCAAACAGAUAUUUGAAGCUGCUGGUGCCUCUGGAGUCCCACGGACAUCAAGUUGUAGAGCCCUCCAGAGUCUUGCAACUGUGCAUAAACCUUCUAUUCGGCCACCACUAACCAAUGCUCACAAGCCGAAACGGCUGCCUUGGGCAGAAAAAUACACGAAGGAUAAUUUUCAAACAGUCCUGUUCACUGAUGACUGCCAUGCAACCCUGGACGGUCCAGAUGGAUGGAGUAGUGGAUGGUUGGUGGAUGGCCACCCUGUUCCAACAAGGCUGCGACGUCAGCAAGGCGGUGGUGGAGUCAUGUUUUGGGCUGGAAUCAUGGGAAGAGAGCUGGUCGGCCCAAUUAGGGUCCCCGAAGGUGUUAAGAUGACCUCUGCAAAGUAUGUGGAGUUUCUGACUGACCACUUUCUUCCUUGAUACAGAAGGAAGAACUGUGCUUUCCGUUAUAAAAUCAUCUUCAUGCAUGACAAUGCACCAUCUCAUGCUGCGAAGAAUACCUCUGCAUCGGUGGCUGCUAUGGGGAUAAAAGGAGAGAAAGUCAUGGUGGGGCCUCCAUCCUCCCCUGACCUCAAUCCUAUUGAGAACCUUUGGAGCAUCCUCAAGCAAAAUGUUAAACUGUUUAAAAUAUUGUUAUAAGUUUGAUUGAAAUAACUUUUGAUUUCAGUAAAUAUGCUGCAAACACAGCAAAUGACAAUUUUCAGUUCUUUACAACCUAUAAAGUGUUUUGAAGCUUACUGUGCGUAAUAAUUUGGAACAGUGCAUUGCAAGUGUGUUUUUUUUUUUUUUUUUUUAUUUUUUUUUUUUUUGUUUGUUUAAGAAAAAAUUACUUUUAUCAUUAGGAGGUUUGUUCAACAAAAUUUGAAUUGUACUCUUAAUAGUUGAUAACAUGAUAAUUAUGUUGACUGUUAUUUACAUCACUUAUUUAGGUAAAUGAGAAAAAUAUAAUUUGCAUAGUUUGGAACAGGGUGUAGUAAUUUUGGAAAACUAAUCAUUAUAAUGGUGUUGACUCUGCCCAGCAACGACAGCUUAAAGGACCACUAUAGUGCCAGGAAAACAAACUCGUUUUCUUGGCACUAUAGGGUCUUUAGGAUCCCCCACCCUCAGGGUCCCACUCGCACUGGGGGGCUGAAGGGGUUACACACUUGCCUUUCUCCAGCGCCGGGCCCCCUCAGUGCUGGGGAACUCUCCUCCUCUUCCUGACGUCAGCGAUGCAUGCGCGGCGCAUUCAGACAGUCCAUAGGAAAGCAUUUCUUAAUGCUUUCCUAUGGACGUCCAGCGUCUUCUCACUGUGAUUUUCAGCGAAAGCAUUCUGUUUUGCAUAGAUUAAAUAAUGCUUAUUAAUCAUAGCUGAAAAUUUUGUCUACAGUUGGUGAAAUUUUCACUGAUGUGUUCGCGUCUCCAAUCAAAGUUCUAAGUUUGUUGAAGUUCCUGUAUGUAGAGUUGUGCCUGUGUUAGGUAGUGUUUGCGUUUUGGUUUAAUUUAGUUUAUAAUAUGAUAAAUUGCCAUAAGUUUCUAGGAGUUGCAAUAACGAGGGUAAGGAUGAGGACACAUCGCUCAAAGUGAGAAGGAUAUCGUUGGCGAACAUGGAUAGUUUGUAUUUCUUUGGGUCUAUUUUGAUGCCAUGUGAUGUUGGCGUUGUCAGAUUAUGUGCGCCAUUGUUUCUCGUGACAUUACAAACAGUGGAGAUGGGGGGCACCACUGUCUGGCACCAUUGGAGAUAUUGAAUGGUGUUCUCAGGAAGCCGGCAUUGGAUACUUGGGUUGUUGUAAAGGCCCAUAAUAUCUGAAAUUAUGGAUGGAGAGAAGCCAAAAGUGAGUAGUAUGUGUUUCAUAUAUUCCCAGUUUAGUUUGUCAAACUUAAGCGCGUCUAGCACUAGGAGAAGACCGUUGCCAUGUGUGGUAUGAAUUUGUGAUGUUUAAGAUCUUUCUGGUGUUAUCUGUGCCCUGUUUUGUUCGUAUAAAGCCUGAUUGGUCAUUAUGGGUUAAUUUUGGAAGGAUGUCCGAAAGUCUAUUUGCGAGAAGUUUGGCGUAGAGUUUGACAUCUCCGUUUAACAGGGAGAUGGGUAUGACGUUUUAACACAAUGGCGAUAUGGGCACGUAGCAUAUCUGGGGUUAAGGUGGCUUGGGAGUAGCAUGUGUAAAAAAGUUUGUGUGGGGAUAGUAUAUGUGCGUAAGUCUGAUAAUAGAGGUUUGUGUAUUCAUCUGUGCCGGGUGCUUUGUGUUUAGGAAGUUGUUGUAUUGCUUUUUUAAUUUCCACGUUGGUGAAUGGUUUAGAGAUAGCUUCAAGGUCCUCUGGUGAAAUUUUGGGUAGGUCUACCCGUGAUAGAAAGUCUUGUAUGGCUAGGUGGGAGGUGGUGUAAUGCCCGGAUCAUCCUUGAGAUUAUAUAGUGUGCUAUAGUAGGAGACAAAUUUGUUAAUUAUGUCUUGUGGGUUCAUAAGUUUAGUUUUGGCUGCUGUGUGUGUAUACAUGCUAUCUUAGUGUUUUGCGCGUGCUUUGAGUUGAGAGCGUUAAUUCUGAGAUGAGGUCUGUGUAUGCUUUAGUCCUUUUGUUAUUUUUACAUAUCCUUCGGCCUUGAUGAGGAAGCCUCUUAUCACAGCCUUGUGUGCUCUCCAUAAUAUAUCUAUGGUAGCGUCUGGAGUGGUGAUGGUCUGCAAGUAGGAUGUCAGUUCAGCUUCAAUAUUUGCGAUAAUCUUUGGGUCUUGGAGCAAGGAGUCAUUAAGUCUCCAUGAGCCUUUGCCGGUGUUGGGAAAAUGUUCCCGCAAAGUAAGAGUUGCUCUACUUACAUGGUCUGAUCAUGAGAUCAUACCUAUUUGGGCCUCUUGUAUUUUGUGCAUCAUGGUGGAGGCUGAGUGGUGUAGGUGUUUUUUGCGGGAGAGUGAAAAGUACAAUCGCGUUCCAGCAGGUGUAAAAUUCUCCAGGGGUCUAAAAAGUGUGAUUUUUUUUUUUUUUUUGACACUGGAGGGAUGCUGCUUUCAUUUGUUUUUGUGUACAAGGAAAAAGGGGGUUUGCGCACACAAUGGUAUAUGGUAAUUUAUGGUUUUAUAUUUAAUCCAAAUGUUAAUAGUUGUCUCCGGUUGUCUUUGUGAAGGCAGAACUGACACUGCAUUAGUUGGUUCUGCUUGUCCGUAUCUGUAUGUUCUUCUCUUACUGUCACACACGGGAUAUCCCAGGGCUGAGUUAUUCUCCUGAUGCAGAAAUAUAAAACCAGAAACUACUAUAUACCAUUGUGUGUGCAAACCACCUUUUUCCUUGUACACAUUCGUUUAUGUAAGUGGUAACAUAACGCUUGGGUGUGUUAAGACCCACUGAGAUAUACUAUAUAUCAUUUUCCACACUAUAUAUCCUAUUAGAUUUUUAGCGCCACUUUUCUAUUUUUUGUUUUUGUGCAGUUGUUCUGGCUACUGUGUAUGUAAAGGUGCAAUCUAGGGAACAGUCCAAAAUAAAGUUGGUAUCUCCCUCAAUGACAACUUCCCCGAAUUUAUGCAUAGUGGCUAAUGCUAAGAGAUUUUGUCUAAAAAUUAGUUUUGGUUCGUGUGUGGGCCAUAUACGUUAACGAAUGUAUAUUGUUCGUUGUUAACCUUGUAUUAACAGGCACCUUCAUUUUUAUUGCUAAUUUUUUUGACAAGUGAGAAUGAGAAAACUCUCCCGAUCAUGAUUGAUACUCCUCUCUUUUUCUUUUUGCAUGAGUGGACGUCAUGGGGGAAUUUAGAGGAGCAGAACUUGGGCCUCUGGCCCCAUUUGAAAUGGGUCUCUUGAUAGAAGGCUACUUGGGCUUUGCAUUUUUUUGGGGCUUCUUCCAGUGCUAACCUAUGUUUAUUUGGAGAAUUCAGUCCUUUGGCAUUUAUGGAUAGUAUAUUGAACAUCACUGUGAGAAAGAUUUGUGUGCAGCUAUUCGUAAGUCAUAGCAGAAUAUAUGCAGUUGGGCAUUACCACAGUGUGUUUCAAAAUAAUUAUUCGUGAUUUAUUCUUUUUGCGUCUAUUUUUGUUAUUUUACUUUUUUCGGGUUGUGUUCUUUUUUUUUUAAUUUUUUGUUUGCUUUUUUUUGUUUAUAAGUUUUGUAGACAUGAGGGUAUCUGUGUGAUUCUGAGAAUUUUGAUAUUUUGGCAGAUGUGGAGAUAGCGGUACGGUACCAGAUUUCCCAAGAUCUAAACAUACAGAGUGUUCGUUCAGAUUAUCCAGUUCCACACUUUAAAACAUUAACCCUUCACUCACACUCACACUCAUGUUCAAUGAAAUAAAGUGGUUUAUUAAUACAACUAGUUCGAUAUGAGAUAAGCUUAAGAAGUUGCUAGCAAAAAAUGUUUGCUUGGUACCAUGUCCACAGUAGUGGGAAGGGGUGAGAGGCAUAACCAAUGUUUCUAAUGUGGUAUGGGUUAAGCAUUAUAUGAAACUAACAAAAAGAAUGGGGUAGGAGAGCCCACUCACUAGCGGUAGAUGGGACCUACUCACAUUCGCAAAUACCUCCUAAUGUCCUAGUUUAUUAUGAAAUAAAAAAAAAACUCACAAAAUAAUAAUAAACAAUACUAAAUACCCAUGUCCUGACACACCAUAAAUGUGUGAAAACUGUGAUGAAGUGAAAACAUAUACCCUUAAAAGCCUGGGUUAUUGAUUCUAGAAUACCAUAUGAAGUUAUAUAGGGACCGAAAGUGGCUAAUAGUACAUGAGCCUGGAAAGAAUCACAAGUCACGCCAAACAAGUUCCCUAAAGCAUUGGUAUGAAAACUAGAGAUGUCUAUAUAUAAUAUAGUCCAUAAAGGGACAUCUAAAAUAGGAACGCAGUCUGUGGUGAACAUAAAGGUGUUCUUGGUGGGGCCAAGGGUUUGUUAGGCAAUUAAAACGACAUUAAAAAUAAGAAAAGAGCAUUUAAAUCUGACAAAUCUGAGGUAACCUAUAUAAGAUAUAAGGAAGUCAAAAAUGCUUGCAAAAGGGCAAUUGAAAUGGCUAAACUAGAAAAUUAGAAAUUUAAUAGCCAAAAAAAUGCAAAACUGUAAUGAAUGAUUGCCCUGUCGUAGUUUCUGCCUGAUGGUAAUCUGAGAGUGCGUUCCUGAUCUUGAUUUUUUGGUAUUUGACUUUGGCUUCGUUUUGUCUUCCCUGAUUUCUGGUAUCCUCGACUUUUGGCUUUUUCUCAUCACUGUGUCUGAUUCUCUAUCCCUGACCUCGGCAUGUAUUCUGACUAUUCUUGGAUACCUUAAGUCCGGCCAUUCUAAGGUCUGCAAGACAUUAUUCUUAGUCGGCAGGAUACUAUCCUGCGUGCGGGAUCAAUUGGUUAUCCUGACAAAAAAACAACCCCAAGGUACACUGGAAACCGAGAUGGGUCUGUUAGUUAAUGAAGACCAAGAAAAGGCAGAAAGUUUAAAUAACUAUUUUUCUUCAGUAUAUAUUAAUGAGGAUCCUAUGGCAAGAGAUAUGCAAAUGAUUGCAAAAAACUUGCAGAUAACUUGUGAUAGGAUGACUCGAGACAAGGUGCUACAGCAGUUAAAGAAAAUAAAUGUAAAUAAAGCUCCAGGACCUGACAGUAUUCACGCACGAGUACCUAAGGAGCUAAGUGGGGAAAUAAGUGAACAUCUGUAUUUAAUCUUUCAAGAUUAUUUUGUUUUAGUUAUUGUACCGGAGGAUUGGAGGAAGGCAGAUGUUCCUAUAUUUAAAAAGGGUUCAAAAUCCUCGCCUGGAAAUAAGUCCUGUGAGCUUAACUUCUGUGACUGGGAAAAUAUUUGAAAGGUUAUUAAGGUAUAAUAAUCAGGAAUUCAUUGGGAAUAACUUUAUUAGCAAUAAUCAGCAUGGUUUUAUGAAACCUAGGUCAUGCAAAACUAACCUAAUUGUAUUCUACGAUGAAGUAAGUAAAAGUAUAGAUCAGGGCAUUACAGUGGAUGUGAUCUACUUGGAUUUUGCCAAGGCAUUUGAAACGGUUCCUCACAAUAGGUUAGUCUUCAAACUAAAAGAAAUUGAUCUAGAUGAACAUUCUUGUUCUUGGGUAAAACACUGGCUCAAGGAUGGAGUACAACAAGUUGUCAUUAAUGGUACCUUUUUGAAGCUGGACAAAAGUGGUAAGUGGUGUCCCUCGGGGUUCUGUUUUGGGACCGCUUCUAUUUAACAUAUUUAUAAAUGCUCUUGAGAUGGGCAUUGAAAGCCAUGUAUCAGUGUUUGCAGAUGACACAAAACUUUGUAAAGUAAUAAAAUGUGAGCAGGAUAUUGCUUUGCUGCAGAGGGAUUUGGAUAGAUUAGGGGACUGGACACACAAAUGGCAGAUGAAAUUUAACGUAGAGAAAUGCAAAGUUUUGCACUUCGGGGUCAAGAAUGCACAAGCAACUUACACCCUAAAUGGUAGUGAGUUUGGUAUAACCACACACGAAACUGAUUUGGGAAUUGUUAUAGACAACAAAUUAGGCAGCAAUAUGCAAUGUCAAUCUGCAGUUGCUAAGGGUUUUGUCAUGUAUAAAUAAGGGCAUAAAUUUUCGGGAUGAAAAUAUAAUUGAAUAUGCUGUGCAAUUUUGAGCACCGUUUCUAAAGAAGGAUAUCAUGGCACUAGAAAAAGUGCAGAGGCGAGCUACAAAAUUGAUCAAAGGAAUGGAGCAUUUUAGUUACGAAGAAAGGUUAAAAAAUGAAAUCCCUUUUAGUUUGGGAAAAACGGCGCUUCAGAGGGGAUAUGAUAACUGUUUAUGGCUCCCCCUGUAGGAAAGGGGUUACUGACGUGUAGGAUGUUCCCUUCCCGAAUGCAGAGGUAGCUACUGAGCGCUCCAAACUGCCGAACAGCAAUCACACGAACCAGCCAGUAUUCCAAACAGCCGAACAAGCGCAAUCCAUAUGAAUAAUCCCCCCCCAAUGACGAGACAAAGCUCCGUAUUGAGGGUCAGCAGGAAUCUGGUUUAAUGUGGGCUACCUGAAUAUUUAUUCAGGUCUCCCACCUGGUGGACACUCCCCCGUGGGGACCAAAUAUCAAUGACCAAUCAGAGUGUUACACGCAUAGCCCUUCCCUUUAGUUACUCAAGACUCUCUACUCUGCCCGGGAGAUAAUUGUGAAGUAAGUCAAUUAUCUCCCUGGACAAAGACUAAACACCAUUAUAAGUGACAAUUGCAAAAGUGGUUAAAAAUACAUAACUUCACAGUAAUGGGACAUAACACAGGCAUUCAACGGGUUCCUAGAUAGCUGGGAUCUGAGCGCACAAAAGUACCGAAUAGCGCUCAGAUCCUAUGCACACAGUCCAAUCGCCGUGGAGUCAAAGUGUUCACAAAGUCUGUUCUUCAUACGAAUGGACUCCACGGGAUGGCUAUCUUUGGUAUGGCUUAUUUGUGAGCAAAGUACCGAACACAGGGAUGUUCGUGAGUCUUUACCGAAGGAGAAGGGAGGUCGUGGCUUCAGCGGUGUUUGUGCCAAAUAGUGUCAGUUUUAAGUUCAAUGAGUUUGUGGUCGAACACCGCUGAGCGUUCGUGGAUUUUAAAAUUGCCGCAACCUCGUGUUUCGGGAUACGAAUGGCGGCCACCCCGCUGCAGUCACCAAUUAAGGAGUGUCUGUGGUUAACCUCAAUGUUCUAAUGGGGCCAACAGGUUAACCAGCAACACACUUCUCUACUGGGUAGCCGGCCGUUCGGGAGUUUGUUCGGUAGUUUCAGGGAAGCAUAUAGAGUCCACACAAACUGGGAAAAGCACGAACCAAACAAAUGAAUAGUAGUUCCAUGUUGGUCCAAGACAAAGGGAUCUGUCACAAUAACAUUAUACAAAUAUAUUCGGGGCCAGUACAAACCAUUAUCUGGAAAUCUAUUCAUAAACCGGGCUAUACAUAGGACACGAAGUCAUGCAUUUCGGCUGGAAAAGAUUUAAUCUAAGGCACAGAAAACGUGUGUAACGGACCGUUUUGCCCAAAAGGGGUUAAAAACCGUUUAGGCGAUAUUCCCCUUUUUCAGCUGCACCGACAGCUACUGCAAGCACCAAUCUCCUGAACUGCAAACCCACAAAUUCACCAACUCCCGAACUGCAACCAAGGGAAUACUCGAAACUCCCGAACUGCAUACAAGAGACAACACGAAUAGCUGCUAGCAGACGAACAGGAAAAGCCCCCAAGCGGCUUACACUCCUGGCAAUCAGUCUCUAACAGCAUACAGUAAAUCCUCCCCCAAUAAUGAGACGACACUUCACUUUGAGGGUUAAGCAGGAACUCUCUGUAAUGGCCACACACUGGCUUUUAUGCAAGUCCCCAUGCAAGGGGACAUCCCACAGGGUGGGACACAGUACAACCAAUCGUUACAGGGGAACCGUAAAACACACCCACAAUUACAUCACAAUCCCUCCUCUCUGUCCUGGAGAUAAUUGUGAAGUAAUCAAAUUAUCUCCAAGGACAGAAGCAAAACUCCAUUAACCACAUGGCAGACAAAGGACAAUAAAAGACAUAAAAUUAAAAUGUGGCGAAACCGGCCUCGCCACGUGUCCUUGGAGGGGGCUGCUUGCCCGCCUCUUGCCUUUGGACUAUGUACCAGACUUUAUGUGAAUGUGUUAACCCAGAUAGCUAUGCCAUGGAGCCCAUUUGUGUAGUUAAAGACUUCGGCUCCAUGGCAAUUGAACUGUGUGAAUAGGAUCUGAGCGCUAUUCGGUAGUUUUGUGCGCUCAGAUCCCAGCUAUCUGGGGAUAUGUGAAAUGUCUGUGUGUUAUGUGUAAAAGGUGACUUUAUGUAUUUUAAAGUGUUUUAUGUCUUUUUGCAACCAUGUGCUCAAUGGAGUCUGCCUCUAUCCCUGGAUAAUUGGAUUACUUUUCCCCAUUGUCUCCAGGAUACAGGGCUCUGUAAAACCUGUUUGAGCCAGAUAGCCAUGUACCAGCCAGGGCCCAAAAUAUACUUUUACUAACUUUUGAACCCCUGGUCUGAUACAUGCCAUUUUUUAAUAUGUUGUUCCCCUGAAUGGAUUGAUUGUGAAUAUGUAAUUUUAUGUGAAUGUGAUGUAUAGUUUUAGAGUUAUGAAAGUUGGGUAAAAAGUAUGUUUUAACUGUAUGUGUAAUUGUGUUUCCUCUCAGGAUAAGGGGAGGGAAUAUGUGGGAUAUAACUGUGAUGUGAUUGGUUGUUUUAUACCUCCCUGUGGGCGGUCCUGGAUUUGCAAAGACUGUAAUAAAAAACAGGCUGGGUGUGCCAGCACCUGAGUUCCUGUUUUUAACCCUCAAAGUGAAGUGUCGUCUCAUUAUUGGGGGAAGGAUUUAUUGUAUGCUGUUCCAGUUUGACUGCUAGUAGAGUAAACCUAUUCGUAUGGUUCCUAUUCAACUGUCUACAACAUUUAUAUGCUUGGGAGAAUUUAUUUGUUUCUCCGGUUCGGUGAUUGUGGUGUCUGCCAGAGUGCUUGGAGUCCUCAGGAAGCGCUAGGAGCAUCCUUCAACGGAGGUACCCAGUCGGGGUGCCAGGCGAUCCGUUACAACGUGUUUUUCUUUUUGUUUUUUACUGCAAGCACUUUAAGGAUAUGGAAUUCUCUGCCUGCAGAGGUGGAUUUAUCAGCGUUCAUACAGAUGUUUAAACAGCAAUUGGAGAAAUACUUCCAAAAACAUAACAUACAUGGACAUAAUUUCUAAUUAGUGGAGUAAUAGCUGCUUGAUCUAUGGAGAUAUCUAGAUAUCUGACUGCCAUUCUGGGGUCAAGAAGGAAUUUUUUCCUAGUUUGUUGCAAAAUUGGAAGCGCUUCAGACUGGGUUUUUUGCCUUCUUUUGGAUCAACAGCAAAAAUAAAUGUGAGAAUGGCUGAACUUGAUGGACGCAAGUCUCUUUUCAGCUAUGUAACCAUGAGAACCCGUGGUAACAUCAAAAAGUGAGGGUAAAAGGGCUAUUGUGCCCUGGUAAGUAGGUUGGUGUUGCUGUAUGUGCAGUAUGGUCACUUAGCUGUGGACACAACAUUCCAGUCACUUGGAACUUUGCACAAGGAUCUCUGAGGCCUCCUCCUGGUGUCUCAUUGUUGCGGCUCCGGUAUGCUGAUGUUCCGUUCCUUAAGGAGGCAGUUGCCUUCCUCCAGUCAGAUGUGGCGGUCAGUUCAAUUAUGUCUGAUAGGCAGGUGGGGAACCCCCAGCGGUAGAGGAUGUUGACAUCUCGUAGGGCUCUUAUGAUGGGAGCCAGAUCUUUUUGCUUCAGUAAUGUGGAGGCUGAGAGGUCGGUGAAGAGGUGUAUCCAGAUGUUCUCUCUUACAUCCAUCAAGUAGUUACAGAGGGUCUUGGGCAGGCUGAGAUGGCAAAGAAAAGAUGUAGAUCUUUUAGCCCUGAAGAAUAUCCUGAUUUGAGCUCAGAUGAAUAUAUGCCGCCAGCAUUUGAAAAAGACGAUGUUACGGUUACCCCCAGGCUAGCUGGACCGCUUGGAUAGCCUGGAUCCACAGUGUAGAGCGAGAGAAGCGGCGCUUCGGUAGUUAGUCCAUACAAAUCCUGUAAAUGUAGAGCAAUCCCACUAGCUCUAGUAUAGCUAGGAUAAACUUUUCCCCCACAAAAUGAGUCGAGGCUGCGAUUUGAGGGUCAAGCAAGAACUGGUUUUAAUGGCACCUGGGCAUCGGUAUUUAUGCAAAAACCUCAGGUCCAGGGACAUCCCCCACUGGACCUGAUGGGAUACAGGGACAACACAAACAAUUGACCAAUAACAGUACACUGUAUCAUUUGAAAUAGUCCCCGCCCCUCUUGGAGAUACAAGUUUCAACGGUUGGAGUGAUUCAAUUAUCUCCCAGUGCCCAGAAUCCCACGAGUAACUUGAACAUACAAAACAACAUAAAAAUACAUAUUUAUAACAUUGUAUAAUGCAUCUCCUAUAUUCUACCAUUCAUUAGAUAGCUCAGGUUUGAGCGCAUCAGACCUCACGAACAGUAGAGCCAGUCCUUAACAUACAAAGUCCUUUCGUGUUUCUUUGUCCCGAACACGAGAUGGCGGCCAUGUUUUCUGUCGGAGAGUAGGCGAGCGGGACCUGGCCCCAAAACCCCUGGAUCGAGAGACGGGUAGUUUGUGAUACGAAUACCGCUCCAGGGAUGGUUGUCUCGGCCCUUCGUGGACCGAACGUAGACCGCACUGAAUGAGCAAUUAGUCUGCGGUUAACCGCAGCCCCAACUUUCUAAUUGGGGACACACGUUGGAGUACAAGGAGGUCCUCAUUCGGGAGUUUUGAGUGCGGAGAAAUAGUAUACGAACGAGGCCACCCUGGGGCCCAUCAAUUACGUUGUGGUUAACCACAAACCGCAAGUUCCCGGUGGUCGGCCAUUCGGUUGUUUGAAAGGUGACAAAGGUUAAGUGGCGGCACACACCAGAGCCUAGGUGGUCUUACUUCGUAUGGGCGAAUAUAAGGUCCUGGUGGUUCGUCUAAUUGUGGUUAUACAACAGGGGUACCGAAAGGAACGGCAUUCAGUAACAUAAAAUAAAGAAAACCAAUACUGGUCCGCAGAGCAUCUGUAACAGAUGACUUUUCAUCUCAAGAUGAAUAGUCUGGGGCCUUUCCUGCCUUUAUAGACAAUGGUAAAAUUAAAGUUAUAAUCAAGGCGGUUCGUGAUAUCUUGGACCUUAGUGAUAAGAGAGAGGAAGAACCAGCCUCUAGUAAGCACUUUGCAGACCUAAGAAAGCGCAAUCCUACUUUUCCAUUGCAUGAACCCAUUGAGGACCUUAUUAAACAAGAAUGGAAACAAUCUGAGAAAAGAGUUUCUAUUCAGCGUUGUUUUUCUAAACUUUACCCUUUUAAAUCUGAUGACUGUGUUUCUUGGGAUCUUGUCCCCAAUGUGGAUGCAGCAAUUAUCCAAUUAGCCAAAAAGAUCACCCUUCCAGUGGAUAAUGCUGGAUAAUUACGUGAUCCCAUGAAUAAAUCUAUGGAUUCUAACUUAUCCAAAACCUAUGUUGCCUCUGGCUCUGGGCUUCGUCCAGCCGUGGCCUUGACAUCCGUUUCAAGAGCCUUAAAGCAGUGCAUGGAUGAUCUUGAAGAAGACAUUUCAAGUGGAGUCAGUAGAUCCAGGCUGUUGGAAUCUUUGGAGAAAGUUAAAUUCGCUAUUUAAUUUUCUUUAUUAGCUUCUAUAGACUUGGUAAGAUCCAUUUCCAGAAGCAUUGUCCUGUCAGUAGCAUCAAUAUGUGCUCUUUGGCUACGUAAUUGGGUGGCAGAUACUUCUUCAAAAAAUAGCCUGUGUGCCCUUCCUCUUCAAGGGGGUAUGCUUUUUGGCAAAUAUCUGGACAAAUUAAAUGGGCAGUGGAAGGGCGUAAAGCUUUCCUUCCUCAAGAUAGAGAACCACAGGACAGACGCUCCUUUCAGGAUAAGGAAUUGACGAUACAGGCCUGGUAGAGAAUUCUCCAGAUUCCACUCUUGGAAAGGUGGAUAUUCCCCCUCCAAAAUCUCCCGGGGAUGAGGUGGCAGUACCAGGAAAGGAACCUAUGUGAGAUUGAAGUUCCUUGCGGUCGCAAUUACCCAGCAAGAUGUAAUGGUUGAUGCUGUUGAGGAUGUUUGUAAUUUUUGUUCUUGUGGUAAACUAGCUUGCAUAGAGGUCACUUUCUGGGACUCCCAGGUGGUCAAACAGACUAAUGGUUUCUCUGAGAUUUCUGGGGGGAAAGGAGUUCUCUUCGAUCAGCAAAAAAUCAUCCAGAUAAUGGAUGACUAUGGGGCAUCUGGAAAUGUUAAGUAACAACCAGCAAAGUGAUUCUGCAAAUGUGUCGAAGAUUUUGAGACUACUUUGUGACCCAAAGGUUAAGCGGGAGAAAAAAUAAUAGUUAUCUGCCCAUUUGAUGCCAUGUAAGUGCCAGAAUGUAGGGUGGAUAGGUAGUAGUUUGAAGGCAUUUGUAAUGUCGGUCUUACUUAGCCAGGCUCUGACCACUGCUUGCGUGAUGGCAUGUUCUAUAGUGGCAUAUUGUAGGGAAAACUCUUCGGAGGGAAUGCGGGAGUUGAGACUUUGGGUAUGAGGGGCUGACAGAUCUGUGAUGAGUCUCUGCUUAAGGGAAGAUUUCCCUGUGACUAUCCCGAUGGGAUUUGUGCGCCAUGCUGUAAAUGGUGAGGUUUUAAAAGGCCCGAACAAAAACCCCUCUGCCAAUUUUUGGGCUAUGAGUGUAUCUACUGCCGUUUGGUUCUGUUGCGCUGAUUGUAAAUUUGGGCAUUCAAGAUGGCCUGUGGGCAUAUGUAUGAUGCCUGUAUGGAACCCCUCUGAGAAACCAGAAAUUAGGAAAUCUACCAUAUGUCUGGGGGGGUGAUUGAUUAGUAGUGCUGAGAAGACAUGAAUGUUAACAGACGUUUAUGGUUUAGGGUACAUUUUAUUUGGACACAUGGUUUUCGCAUGUGCCCUUAAACAUUGUGAACAGAUAUGCAAUAACCUGCAUGCGCUAAAGCUACAUGUGCCCACAUUGAAAUUAUUGCAAACCUGGGAUUUACCAAAGAAAAUGAUGGGACGACCCAGUUUGUCUCUGGUGGUUUUCUCAGAUCUACCAGUGUAGCUAGUGCUGGCUGGGUGACUGAUUACGGUCGUCUGCCGUGUUGGAACAAAAAUUUGUAGUGUGGGUAGUAGAAGAGCAGGAUGCACAAGCCGGUGUUUUGAGACCUGCAAAGUGUCUACAGAAUAUUUCCAUAUCUAUUCUGCUCCAGUUGAUAUGGGUACCAUACUGAGAGAGAGCGCCAGACACCUUGGUGGAAAAUGACCUAUGGUAGUCGUAAAAAGCCGAUCCACCAUAUUUGUUCCCCAGGUCCACCAGCUUGUGCAUAUAACAAUCAAAUUCUUCCCUUCUAUUAGGGUACACUUCACAAAUGACAUCUCUAAAUAUACCAAAUGCUAACACAAAUUCAGGGAUGGUCAGUUUCCGGUUUAAUCUGGAGUCUUUGGAUAUGACCACCACAGAUACUUCGUCAUACAUGUACUUCUUAUUUUUGACCGCAUCCUGGGAGGCAAUUAGUAGGGAUGCUAGGUUGACAUGUUUGCAUUCCAGGAUGUCUCGCUUAAUGUGGGCUGGGAUUGUGUGUGCAGGAUCAACGUCCUCAUAAGAGGUAAUAGUACCCGUGGCUCGUUUGGUGCCUGUUGGACGGUAUCAGGAAAGCCAGCCUUGGUGAGGGUUGUGGUGACCGCCUCGAGGUUAGCCAGUCUGUCGUUAACCUUGCCCAUAGAGUUUAUGAGCGAGGCCAGCAUAGCCUGGAUGUCACCCGAGUUGGUAUUGCUGGAGCCUUCCCCUGCUUCGGUGUUGUCGGUUGUAGUGCUUAGGAGUUUGAAUACCUCUGCUUUCCUUGCUGUGACAGGGUAGGGGAUUUGUUGGCUCCUUAGCUAAGUGGUGAUGCGUGGGAUUGUCCAGGAUCUGAUCGAUGCUGGACUGGCAACUUCUCCCCUACGAGAAGGUAUCUCGACCCUAGCUGGGGUGUUAUGAAGAGAUAUCUCUUCGUCACCUUCAUGAGACAUAAAUAAAAGAUAAAAUUAUUAUUUAAACUGAGUAGCUUGCUAGCUAUGCCAUGAGGCAAAACCAUUAUGCUUAUUGUUUUGGUGACUGGUGAGGCCCUGCUAGUUGCCAAGUAGCUUGAGCAGCUCUAUCUAUGCUUGGCGCAAGGGGAUUUUUUGUGGCCACCGAACGUUGUGGCAGGAUGUUGGCCUCUCGGUGACUGUAACCAGAAAAUAGGAAGGGGCAAUCCGUAUAGGUUUCAGUAGCACCUGUAAACUAAAUAGAUGGAGACCGUAUGAAAAUACAGCAAAAUGUAUUGCACAAACCAAGUUUACCUUAAUGUUGUUUGGUUGUUGACCUGUAGAGGUCCGUGGAGAUGUUUGUAACAUCUCCGUAAGUUUAUGAUUUAUUUGUGGGCCUGUGGGUGGCCGUGUUAGUAAGACCUCCGUCGGUCUUGGUGUAGUGUGCUAUGUAAUAUAGCAUGUUCUUGAGCCCGUACUGAGUAGCUUAGGUGAAACGUUGUAGUCCCGUGUCGUAAUACGGCUUUUAACGUGAGUCCAAAAUUAUAGAUUUUUUUUGUCACCUGUACCUGAUUGAUUUUAUGUAGCAUAUGUACCUGUUGUACGUUAAGCAUGUAUGAAUAUGUAUGGUUAAAGGUAUGUUUGUAGAUGGUGAUCUUAUUUAAUAUGUAUGGAAAUAAUUUAUGUAUAAUGUAGAAUAGUAAAUGUCUACUGUAUAAGUAAUAUAUGUGACUUUUUUUUUAAAUUUAUAUGCAAUAUGUAAAGUGACCUGUAAGUGACAGUGUGUGUUUGGUCGUAAUGAAUGUAUAUAGCAAAGUAAUUAAAUUGGUGUAUGGGUGGUGAUUUGUGCAAUUGAUAGGCCGGAAGUGUAUAGGGAUCCCGUGAGGGGUUAAUUGGGUGCCCGUAACGAUUUGGUUAAAUGGGACCGUGGCCCAUUGUACCCGCACUUAGGAAAUGCCGGAAAUAAUGAAAAUUAUUUAAAUGCUGAGAUUGUAUCUUGUUCGUGCGGUGUAGACCGCAUGAACGGUGAUUGCUUACAUGCAUAUGCUAAUAUCCGGCGGGUGGAACUAAUGGAGAUGAAACCAACGUAGCCGUUCGUGAGUACAAACUGAGUGAUGUCUGGUAUUAUGAGAAACACAAACUCUGUUUGUGCGGUUGAAACGCACGAACGGAGGGUCAUAGCAUAACGAUACAAGCUGAUUCCCGUUCGGGACUAUGUGAAAGACCUUGCAGGCAAUGAAUACAUAGAAAAGCAUAUAUAGAAUCUAUGAAUACCAAUCAAAGGUUGCCUCUUUUUACAGAGGAGUGGGUAUAACAAAAGUGCUCAAAAGAGUCAAAAAGUGAUUUACAGGCAGCUCAAUACACUAGUGUGGAAAUAUCCUCUAUUCCACUGAAUAAAUUUAGUAGAUAUUGGUGCGGUGUAAGUGACAAGGACCUACACCUAUAAGUGGAGCGCUCAAACACAGAUAAAUCUUACCAAAACGUAGUCUCAUUCAAUGGUAAAAUAUGGCGUACAUGUCAAAAUAAAAUACAGAAAAUACAAUAUAGUGUAGAUGGUACUAAAAAAUGGCUUCACAGUGAUUAUAAUAAUAUCGUGUUGAAUAUUACACUCACAUUUCAAGGAGCCUGUAUAUAGAAAACACUGGCUCCGUAUAAAGGCUUGUGUGCUGUUAUGGUAGCACCACCCUCCUACUUCGGCUUGAAGAAUUUCUCGAGAACACGAAAAAAGAGAAGAAAGCAAACCAAUGUGUAAACUUAUGGUGAUAAAUGACACAGAUAUGUGUUCAAUAAAUGGUGUGCUCACCUGGUCCUGAGCCUACGAAUCCCGGCUCUAGGUAUGUGGAUUUUGUGCCAAUUUUAAUGGGGAUGGCACUACCCCUGUGAGGAUUCCUUGGAGGCUCCAAAAAGAACUUGGAUGAGGUAUUAAAUGAAAAUGGUUUAUUUAUUAGUUUAAAAUAAACAUAAAAACAAAGAUGAUAAAAGUCCUCAAAUAAAAGUCCUUUAAAAAUGGCCAAUACGCGUUUCACUCUCAAAUAGAGCUUCUUCAGUCACUCUCAAAUAGAGCUUCUUCAGUCAGCUGUGACAGGACACAAGCCUUUAUACGGAGCCAGUGUUUUCUAUAUACAGGCUCCUUGAAAUGUGAGUGUAAUAUUCAACACGAUAUUAUUAUAAUCACUGUGAAGCCAUUUUUUAGUACCAUCUACACUAUAUUGUAUUUUCUGUAUUUUAUUUUGACAUGUACCCCAUAUUUUACCAUUGAAUGAGACUACGUUUUGGUAAGAUUUAUCUGUGUUUGAGCGCUCCACUUAUAGGUGUAGGUCCUUGUCACUUACACCGCACCAAUAUCUACAUAGAAAAGCAUGGUGAAUGAAUACAACCCGCAAGUUUGUACGAACGGUUUUAGCAUAGAGAGAUGAUUUGAUAGCUAAAAAACAAAAGUGACCAUAAGGUGUGGACCUGGCCCGUGGAUGAUGCCGUGGGACUGUUGCCUGGCGUAACGGGUAGGUCAACUUACGGUUUGUGAGUUAAUAGGACGUUAUCUGUGGCGAUGAAAAGAAGCAAGAAGCUUGUCGGAUGGAAAAGUCUGCGGCAGAAUUCCUAGACACAGCUCAGCGUGGAAGACCUCGUGGGAAAGCCACGCAGGUAUUCCAAAAUGGCGACUGGAUGAACCGGAAGUGCAUUCAGACGCUGACCUUGAUCGGUGUGGAGUCAGGUAAGGGAGUGACUUAAUUUAAGCUUCUCCCACAAAUACAGGCCUGACGGCCUUAAUACAUAUGUAUAUAUGGAAGAGACAAAAGUGGUAAACCGCGCCCAAACAGUGCAAAUAAUAAUUAAAAUAUAUACAUACAGAGAGUCCUCUAAUUAGGAAUGUAUAAAACCUUCACAACAAAAAAGUACAGAACAAUAAUAGUGCAAUAUGUCAAGUGAAAUAAGAGUAUAUAAAAGCUUAUAAAAGACUCACUCACACUUUGCAGAGCUACUCAGAGCUCUGCCGUAUAGCGCCUAGACGGUAUAAUCCCCGUCUCAGGAUAUCAAGUGAUGGUAUAAUGCGGUAUUCAAUCCUCCAAAGUGGUAUAUGGAAAGAUAAAAAUAGAAAUAAAAUCCAAUAGUGUAGUAUAUCUAUUAAAAAGUGUGCAAAUAAAGGAAAAGUAUCCUACUUACAAAUUUCAGAGCAAAUAUCUUGCUCUGGUAUAGACAGCAUGUGGUGGUAUGAUCCCCACCAAAGGAUAUAAGUCAGGAUUCAAGAUGUAUCAGGAACAACAAAUAAAGUAGUAAAAACUAUAACUUUAUUGUUACAAAAUAAAAAAUAUGUAAUAAAAGUAUCAGAUCUCUUACUUAACGCGUUUCGCCCGGUCUGGGGCUUCUUCAGAAGUAAUAAGUCCAAAAUUCAAUGGAGUCCUCUUUAUAUAAGUGUUCCUGAUUAAUGUGAUUUAGUCCUGAUGCAAUUUCACUUCCUACUUCCGGGUAUGUAUAUAUGUAUGUUAUGGUGGGGAAAAAUUGUGAUUGAAACCCCUUCCACCUGAAGUCUGUGGAUAGUUAAUACAAUGUUAAAAAAAAAAUCUGCACACCAGUCAAGCUAUAAGACUUGCUUUUCCCACAGAAAUCCCAAAUCUGCUGUGAUGUUACUACCGCAAAGGAUUCUGGGUGGGCAUAUGCAAAUUAGUUUAACAAAGAAUCACAUUUUUGCCUUAUUCCAUUUUAAACAUAGAUUCCUUUUAGUCUGUGUUUGCUGUAUACAACAGCUUGGAACACAACUUAGGAAAAGAUGCAAAACCAGUGAACCACUCAUGGACAGCUGUUUCGUUGUUAAUGAGGUUGGUUACUGGUAUAAUUUCUAAUUAGUGGGGUAAAAGCUUCUUGAUCAAGGAGAUAUCUGAAUGCCAUUUUGGGUCAAGAAUUUUUUCCUAGUUUGUUGCAAAAUUGGAAGCUCUUCAGAUUUGGUUUUUUUGCCUUCUUUUGGAUCAACAGCAAAAACAUAUGUGAGGAAGGCUGAACUUGAUGGACGCAAGUCUCUUUUCAGCUAUGUAACUAUGUUUUUAAGCCUUUUCCUUUCAAUCUCCAUGCCUUCAGGUUGAGGGAGGAUGGAUCUGGAUGAAGAUGGAGGCAAGAUGGAAUAUUUGGCAGUUUCCAUCGAGGUUCCUUGCAGAGGGACAGAAGUAGUGGUAACCAUGAUCUUCGAGGCCAAUAUGGAGCUAUGAGAAUCAUGGAUACUUCCUCCUGUCGCAAACUAUUAACCCCUUAAGGACACAACUUCUGAAAUAAAAGGCAAUCGUGACGGCAUAUUUCUGUCAUGUGUCUUUAAGGGGUUAAGAAGAGGAAAGAGAAGGGGAGUGGGAGGAAAUGCAUAGCCCAGUUGAAACUGCCACUUGCAUGACAGGGUGUCUCCUCCUGCCGCUUGGGGAUCUGUCUUUCUUGAGAAAAAACUGUGAACAUUUCUGUUCUGGGUCGCCCUAAGAUCUACUUGGGGCAUACCCUAUUUCUCCACUAUCUUCUGAAUGCAAACGAUUCAUUCGCGCAAACCAUUUUAUGCGAACACUUUCACUCGCAUGCAUGCACGCAAAAGGAACAAUACGAAUGUACCACUACUGCACCUACUCCAUUUGCAUUCUGUUACUUUUCUUAAGUUCAAUGACUUGUCUAUCUGUGCACUAAUACUGCCCCUGAAACAUCCCCUAGGGAUACCUUCCACAUUAGCAGAGGGAUUUCCCAGUUCACACAUUACAGAGGGCUCUUUGCUGUAUGAUUGCAGCAUGAGAGGGAGAUCUCCUGCUCGUGUUACAGCUUCAGCAACAGUGAUCAGUGCUGGGCAACUGGCAAAGAAGACCACCAAUCAAGAAGCAGAGUAACAUGACGGGAGACCUUACUAGAUCCUAGGGGUCUCCAUGACAUAAGGGGGGAUGGGGGCACAGGCAGUCUUAAGGCUUUCACACUUAGCCAUGGUAUUUAAAUGUAUUUAAAGGACUAUGCGCCACGGUCACUUAUAGUGCUACAUAUAGCUUAUCUGUCACUCCGGGGACACGAAUUAUGGACCCAGCUGACAGAAGGGACCCUCGGGCUUCCUGUUUUUAAAUGGUGGCAGGUUGGGGGCUCACUUAAAAAUAAUGUGGCUGUGCACAAAUUGCUUAGCCGCUGUAUUUAAUAAUAAAUUUUAAAAGUUUGUUGAUGGGACCCUCAGGUUUCAAAAGAUACCUGAGACUCCUUGGUAACACCAGCGAUCUAACCCCUUCUGAUAAUUUUACUGAAAGACGGUCUAUGCCUUCAUAGACAAUUAUGUGGCACUGGUACCUGAAAAUGUUUCCUGAAUCAUUUUGAAAACAAUAAUGCAUUUGCAUCUAUUCAUUCUUUAGUAGGUUUAGCUGGAAUCACCGCUUGAAGAUGAUUCCAUUUCUCACUGUCACAUUUGAAAAUGCAUUUCAAAAAUGGCCAAACUGCACCUUGAAAAUGCAGUGCAGUUUUGGGCACCAGUUUUUUUUUUUUGUUUGUUUGUUUGUUUGGUUUUUUUUUUAAUGUUCUUUAUUUAACAUUGAAGAGUAAACACGUUAUACAAUAUGCAAUCUGUAGCAUGCAUUAACAUGGAAUAUCAACUAUAUGUUUACUUUUUAAGUCUAGUAGCUCUAUAUUAAGUUAUUCAACAAUGUGUAUUUUUUAUAUUUAAAGUAAAAUAAAACCAAACCAAAAAAAAAACCCACACGCCUCUCUAUCUAAAUAUACCCUUCAUUUUAGUAUAUUCCUUCCAGGGUUCCCAGACCUUGCUAAAAAUAUGGUUGGAAUGUCUUACUCUUGAGGAUAGUUCGUCCAUUAUAUAGUUUUCUUGAAUCUUUAAUUCAACGUCUCUCAUUGAUGGUAGAUCUAAUUUUAACCAGCUAGCAGCUAUAAAUCUACGUGCAGCCAAUGGGAUUAAAAAUAUUAGUUUCUGCGAGUGACUAGGUAUUCCUACUGCUGAUUUUGAUAAUAAAAAUGUCCAAGGGUUAAGUUCUAUGUUUUCCUGUAUGAUCAUCCAAGCUAAUUUUUAUUUCUUCCCAAAAGCUUUUACUUUUUGGGCAUUCCCACCAUAUGUAAAUAUGUCCCUUGUUGACCACAUCCCCGCCAGCAUAGGUCUGUUGGGUAUUUACUGAUUUUUUUUAUUUAUUUUUUAAUACAAAAAGACAGGGGUCACAUGCCAUCUAAACAAUAGUUUAAACAUCUCUUCAUGAGAGAUCACACAUAUCAAUAUUUUAGAUGCUGUUUCCCAAAUAUCUAUCCAAUCAGCUUCCAAAGAGGUUCCUAUAUCUGCCUCCCAGUGGGAUAUAACAUUUAAUGGAGCCCAAACUGUAGGUUCCUCACUUAACGGAUUAUAAAAAUCGGAUAUAAGACCUCCCUUUAUCCUUCUAAUUUUGCAAACUUUUUCAAAGUCAGUGAGGGGAAGUUUAACUGCCAUUUUUACUUCUAUUGAGUAAGCAAAGUCUCUAAUCUGCAAAUAGCGGAAAAAAUCUCCUGUCCUCAGCCUUGUUCUGGCUGUUAAUCUGGAAAAUAAAACUACCUUUCCUUCUAACCAAAGAUCUGCGUAUCUAUGGAUUCCUCAUCCUUUUAGGUUUUGAAAAUUGUAUUCUUCCAUUCCAGGGAAAAAAAUGUCUAUUCGGAAAAAUUGGUGUCAUAGAUGAAGGGAGGUUAGUUAAGCUCUGUUUUAACUUGAGUUUAUCCCAAAUAUAAAGUGAGUUUGAUGUUGAUGGGCAUAUUUGUUUUAAAACUGGUCUUGAGACCUUAUUUAGCCACAUAUGCAAUCCCAGUGAGUCUGGUAUCAUUAAGUCUUCCUCUAUAUCUGCCCAUCUAUAUUUGCCGUGCCAUAUGAAUGUGUCUUUAGCUUUCUGAAUGCUCUCUAAGUCCCCUUUACACACUCGUAUAGGCAAGGUUUGAAAUAAAAAUCGGUAAAAUAUUCUUUUUUUAUAGAAUGGAUUCUGCCGAUCAAUGAGAUUGGCUUAUCAUGCCAAUUCUCAAAGUCCUUUUUCAAUGUUUUAAUUAAAGGUGAGUAAUUAUCUUUAAAUAAUGUAUUAUAGCGUCCAAUUCUAAUACCUAGAUAACUUAGCAAUUUAUCUAUAGACAUAUUGAAAUAUCUCCAAAUUGUUCUAUCAAAUUGAACAAUUUGGGGAUAGAUUCAGAAGGAUUUGCUAUAGAGAUUAAUAUAUCAUCAGCAUAAGCCGCUGUUUUAUAGAUCUCCAUACCUAUUUGGAUACCCUGGGUGUUAUCACUUUCUCUAAUGUGGAUCAGGAGCGGUUCUAAUAUAAGGGCAAACAGAAUAGGGGAAAGGGGACUUCCCUGGCGUGUGCCAUUGUGUAUUUCAAAUAAAGUCUUAUCUGUGCCAGGGAGUUGUAUUAUUGUUUGGGGGUUAGAAUAUAGCGCUCGGAUUAUAGUGAUAAGAGCAGGAAAGCCCCAAUGUUGUAGCAAAUUAAAUAGAUAAGGCUAAGCGACCCUAUCAAAUGCUUUCUCUGUAUCUAGUGACAAGAGUAUCGAUGAUACUCUUUCCAUGACCCAUGCGAUAUCGACUGCUCUAUGCUUAUUCUCAUAGAGCUGUCUGCCAGGAACUGUCACGAUAGUGACCCCUUCACACAGAUGAUAACCCAGAAAGGGACGUAUACCGGACCUUAGGGUGGCCGGACUUAACGUCAAAGAAUAGUCAAGAAAAAGCAGAGGAUCAAGGGAGUACGGAAAUCGGGAUAAACGAGAAAGCCAAGCCAAAAGUCGGGGAGCCAGAUAGGAGAAUAGUCAGAACGAAAGCCAAGGGUCAAAAUACCAGAAAAACAGCUAAACAGUAUAAGAGCACUAGGGGAACAAUCAAGAACCACACUAGGGCACUGAGAGGUGGACAUGGAUGCCCUUUUAUACUAAUGUGUGUGUCACUUUAAAGCCACGCCCCCAAAAGGUUCGGGAGCGUGGCCGCGUUUGAAUUUUCGUGGCAAAAUCAUUAUGACGUCGGCGCGCAUGCGCCGCGUCAUAAAACGGAUUUUGCCGCGAGCGGGCAGCGUCCGAGAGGCUGCGCCGCCCCCCGGAAGCAGCCGGGGAAACUGCCGUGCGGGAUCAGCGGACACAGGUAAGGUAUCGUCACAGUACCCCCCCCUCAAGGACCGCCCCCAGGGCGGGCAGGACAGGGUCCGCGAGAACGACGCCUAGCAAAGGAACGGACUAGGCGAGGCGCGUGCACAUCCGAGGCAUCCACCCAUGACCUUUCCUCGGGACCGUACCCCUUCCAAUCCAACAGAUACUGGAGCCGACCUCUAGAGAUACGAGAGUCUAAAAUAGAUUUAACCUCGUAUUCGUUUUGGCCAUCAAUGAGCGUAGAAAGAGGAGACCUGGGUUUACGAGUAAAGCGAUUACAAAUCAAAGGUUUCAGAAGAGAAGCAUAAAAGGAAUUGGGUAUCCUCAUAUUAGCUGGUAAAUCCAGGCGAUAACAGACUGGAUUAAUCCGUUGGAGGAUCCUAAAAGGACCAAUGAAUCGCGGAGCAAAUUUCAUAGAGGGGACUCGUAAUUUAAUAUUGCGUGUACUUAACCACACUCUAUCUCCCACUAAAAAAUUCGGAGCAUUCUUGCGCCGAGUGUCCGCUUUACUUUUUUGAGCAUCGGCCUUAUGAGUCAGGAUACGCUUGACCCCUAUCCAAGUUUCUUUCAUAUUCCUUACAGUAUAGUCAACACCUGGCACUGCCGAGGAUGAAAAGGAACUCGGAAGAGUAGUAGGGUCAAAGCCAUAAUUUAUAAAAAAGGGGCUAUGUUGUGUUGAUUCGUGAACCCAGUUAUUGUGGGCGAAUUCAGCCCAAGGGAGUAACUCCUUCCAAUCAUCUUGGUGAUCGGAGAUGAAGCAACGAAGGUACUGUUCUAGUGACUGAUUCAUUCUCUCAGUAACUCCGUUGGAUUGGGGAUGGUAUGAAGAGGAGUGGUUAAGUUUGAUACCUAACUGAUCACAAAACGCCUUCCAAAACCUGGAAACAAACUGUGAGCCUCUGUCAGAGACUAUGUCUGUAGGGAUACCGUGUAAACGAACCACCUCCCUUAUGAAUAUCGUGGCCAGUUCUGAGGAUGAAGGAAGUUUAAUUAAAGGGACUAGGUGGGUCAUUUUUGAAAAUCUAUCGAUGAUGGUUAGAAUCACCCGGUGAUUUUUUUGAAGGUGGUAGGUCUACUAUGAAAUCCAUGGCGAUACUUGACCAGGGCAUUUCGGGAAUAGGUAACGGCAUGAGGAGGCCUAAAGGGCGACUUUUAGGAGACUUAUUAGAGGAACAGAUGUUACAGGCUAAGACAUACUCUCGAACGUCCUUCUUGUAAGAAGGCCACCAGAAUUGCUUUUCUAGUAGUGCUUCUGUUUUAUGGAUACCGGGAUGACCGGCAAUCUUAGUCGUGUACCAAGGAUAGGAUUCGUCUUCUAUAGUUGAAAGGUACGUAUAAUUUCCCCUGAGGGAUAGUCAUGGAGUUGUGGUUUUGACAUUUAGACAAUACUUCUAUUAAGCUAGAAGAGAUUUUAGUACGUACUGUGGCAACUAUUUGUGAAGUAGGGAUUAUGGAAGAUAAAUGGGUUACUGGAGGAGAUAGGUGCUCAUGUUGCCGAGAUAAGGCAUCUGCUUUCGUAUUCUUAGAACCGGGUCUGUAUGUCACUAUGUAGUUAAAACGUGUUAGGAACAAAGACCAACGAAUCUGCCUGUCAGACAUUCUUUUAGCUUCUCCAAAAUAGGAAAGGUUCUUGUGAUCAGUGAGGAUGAUGAUCGGUUCAGAUGUCCCCUCUAAUAGAUGCCGCCAUUCUUUGAGUGCUGAAAUGAUAGCCAACAAUUCCCUAUCACCUAUAUCGUAUCUUCGUUCUGUUUCCGUCAGUUUUUUAGAAAAAAUAGCCACAGGGAUGCAGGGGUUGAUCAUUCGAGGAUCUCUGAGAGAGUACAGCCCCUAUCCCUGUCUCUGAAGCAUCCACUUCUAACAAAAAAGGACGCAAAGGAUUAGGGUGACUUAACACCGGGGCUGAAGAAAAGGCUAGCUCCAAUUUUUCAAAGGCUUCCUUAGCUUCGGUACUCCACACCGUAUGACUUCUAUUCUUUUUUGGCAUAGCGGUAAUAGGAGCGGUAAUAGAGGAAAAUCCUCUGAUAAACUUUUGAUAGUAAUUAGCAAACCACAGGAAACGUUGGAUGGCUUUAAGUCCAAUGGAUAGGGGCCAAUUUAAAAUUGCUUCUAGUUUUUUAGGUUCCAUUUGAAAGCCGGAACCUGAAAUUAUGUAACCCAAGAAAUUAACCUUCUCCACGUCAAAUAAACAUUUUUCUAAUUUACAGUAGAGUCCGUUUUUUAAUAAUUUGGAUAAAACUAUUCUAACGUGUCUAUGGUGCUCCUUGAUAUUCUUAGAGUAGAUGAGUAUGUCAUCUAAAUAAACAAAAACAAACAUUUGUAGACAGUCCCUUAAUACAUCGUUUAUGAAAUCUUGAAAGACUGCCGGAGCGUUGCAUAAGCCGAAGGGCAUAACCCUAUAUUGAUAAUGGCCAUAGCGAGUAUUGAAGGCCGUUUUCCACUCAUGUCCCUUCUUAAUUCGAACUAGAUUAUAAGCUCCCCGUAAAUCUAGCUUAGUGAAUAUGGUAGCACCCUUUAACCUAUCAAAAAGCUCAGUAAUGAGCGGAAUAGGAUAUGCAUUUCGUAUUGUUAUUUUAUUUAAUCUCCGAUAAUCGAUGCAGGGUCUCAGGUCACCUUCCUUUUUGGAAACAAAAAAAAACCCUGCACCAGCCGGGGAGGAUGAUUUGGUAAUAAAACCCUUCUUCAAAUUCUCUGUGAUGUACUCUUCAAGUACUUUGUUUUCUGUCACAGAGAGGGGAUACACGGUACCCCUAGGGGGCAUAGUACCAGGCAACAAAUCAAUAGCGCAGUCAUAAGAACGAUGGGGUGGUAAUUUGUUUGCUUCCCUUUGUUCAAAGACUGCCUUGAGAUCCCGAUAUGGUUCGGGUACUUGAGUGGUUAAUGGUUCCAUGGUAGGAACGUUGAGGAGUCCUAUAGGUUUAACUCGACCGAUACACUUCUUAAAACAAGAAUCACCCCAUUUUACAAUCUCUUUCCUCUCCCAGUUAAUUAGAGGAUUAUGCUUGGUAAGCCAAGGAAACCCAAGUAUAAUCGGAAAGGUGGGAGAAGGUAUUUGCUGUAGGAUUAUGGUUUCUUUAUGCAACGAACCUACAGUCAAGACUAAGGGUUUGGAUUCUUGAGUAAUAAAAGGAAUGGAUAAUGGUCUACCAUCUAUGGCCUCAACGGCCAAGGGUGUUGAUCUUUCUCGAAAUGGGAGGUUGUGAUGUUGGCCGAAAGUACGGUCAAUAAAGUUCUCAGCUGCCCCAGAGUCUAUUAGCGCAGAAGUAGUUAUUAACUUUCCCUCCCAUUCUAUAGUUAUCGGUAGAAGAAGCCUGAGUUCUUUCCUAUCUUGGAAGGAGGACAUACACGUUACACCCAAGGCCUGUCCUCCUUGAGGGCUUAGGCGUUGGAGUUUUCCGGCCGGCUUGGGCAGUGUAGGCGGGUAUGUCCUCUUUUCCCACAAUACAUACAAAGUCCCUCCCUUCGUCUAUAUUGUCUCUCAGGUUCAGGCAACCGUGUGGCUCCCAGUUGCAUGGGUUCUGCUGGAGCGACAGUGGUUUCCUCAGAUGAAGGAAACGUUAAUGCCAGGCGUUCCGGCAUACGCCUAGGUCUAUCCCUGGUGUUUUGUCUAUGUCGGAGACGUUCGUCUAUAUGUGCUAGAUAUGUAAUUAAUUCCUCCAACACAUUAGGGAGGUCUCGGGUGGCUACCUCAUCUAAAAGUUUGUCAGAAAGUCCAUUCAUGAACACAUCUACAAAGGCCUGCUCAUUCCAUCUGACCUCUGCAGCAUGAGUGCGAAAUUCUAGGGCAUAGUCCACCAGGGAACGAGACCCUUGUCUCAUUCGUAAUAGGGUUUUAGCAGCAUUGGUACGUCUUCCAGGGGGAUCAAAUGUUCUCCUAAAGGCUGCGACAAACUCUGCGUAGUUGAAAACUAUGGGAUUGUCGUUUUCCCACAAUGGAUUGGCCCAAACUAGUGCUCUAUCGACUAACAAUGUUAUAAUAUAACCAAUCUUUGCUCUAUCGGUAGGAUACGCCCUAGGAUGAAGUUCAAAGUUAAUACUAAUUUGAUUGAGGAAACCCCGACAACCCUUGGAUCACCUCCAUAACGGAGAGGGGAUGUGGCAUGGGCAGAAGCCCCCCCUGCCGCCAUCUCCAAAUGAGGUUCCUGGGGUCUAUGACCCGGGAUAUGGUCCUCUGGCUGUAGAUGUGCAGUCCGAGCUAACAAGGUCUGAACAGCUACAGCAAACUGGUCCAUACGAUGGUCCAGUUCCUCAAACCGAUUAUCAGGAACCGGGCCAUGAGGAUUAGCACCUGCAGGGUCCAUGGCCCUAGUGUAAUGUCACGAUAGUGACCCCUUCACACAGAUGGUAACCCAGAAAGGGACGUAUACCGGACCUUAGGGUGGCCGGACUUAACGUCAAAGAAUAGUCAAGAAAAAGCCGAGGAUCAAGGGAGUACGAAAAUCGGGAUAAACGAGAAAGCCAAGCCAAAAGUCGGGGAGCCAGAUAGGAGAAUAGUCAGAACGAAAGCCAAGGGUCAAAAUACCAGAAAAACAGCUAAACAGUAUAAGAGCACUAGGGGAACAAUCAAGAACCACACUAGGGCACUGAGGGGUGGACAGGGAUGCCCUUUUGUACUAAUGUGUGUGUCACUUUAAAGCCACGCCCCCAAAAGGUUCGGGAGCGUGGCCGCGUUUGAAUUUUCGCGGCAAAAUCAUUGACUUCGGCGCGCAUGCGCCGCGUCAUAAAACGGAUUUUGCCGCGAGCGGGCAGCGUCCGAGAGGCUGCGCCGCCCCCCGGAAGCAGCCGGGGAAACUGCCGUGCCGCGCGGGAUCGGCGGACACAGGUAAGGUAUCGUCACAGGAACAAAGCCUACUUGGUCUGGGUGAAUCAAAAUGGGGAGAAGGGGAGAAAGUCUUAUGGCCAGAACUUUAGCUAUUAUCUUUAUGUCCACAUUUAUUAAUGAUAUAGGUCUAUAAUUUCACACUGAUGCAGGGUGUUUAUCCUUUUUUGGUAGAACAAUUUUGGCCAUUGUAAGGUCAGCUGGAAGAACUCUGCUUAAACAAAUUUCAUCUAUGACCUCCCGUAGAUAUGGCAUAAGGGUUUGUUUGGGCACCAGUUUUAAAGAAGGAUAUUGCACAACUAGAAAAAUUCAGGUGAGCUACAAAAUUUGUAAGAGGGUGUGUGGGGUGAUGCAACCCCUAUUUGACUUUUCUUUUACCUUGCUUAUAUCACUCACUAUAAUUCCUGUGUUCCCCUUUCCUACUUCAGAUCUCAUAGUUUAGAUAGAUAAGAGGGAUAUAUUAUUAUUUUUAAAUGUGCUCAACAUAAGAGAAGAAAAAGUGAGGGAAUGUGGUGACAUUCUGUCAUCAAACUAAUAUGGUGACCAGGGGUCAUGUGACCAAGCCCAUGUUUGCCUUUCUUACAGUGGGAUAAGGAUACCUUUUGAAAUGGUAAUUGGGUAAUUCAAUACCUUUACAAGUCAGGAAAGAGAUAACUACUUCCCCCUUUCUCCAUUCCUCUCUCUGUUCCUUCUUGGCUGUGCUAGAGAGCAGACGCCAUGUGCUAUCUUGGUGAACCAUGUUACUGUUGCUUCCUUUUCUUCCUUGGUGGAUGUGAUGUUGAACUUGCAGCAGUGAGCCAUUACUAGAUGUGAAGGCCUAACCGUGGGUGAGAUCAAACGUGUGGGGAAGGGGUUACUAUAUAGAUAGAUAGAUUUAAAAAGGGUUGUUGCUCUGUGGGUCUGGGCUGUGUGUUUGUGAUACAUUUAUAGUAUUGUGUUGUUGCCUUUUAAUAAAUACCCUUUAAUGUAGACGAACCUUGUGUAAUAUAUAUAUUAAUUUGGUGAUACACCACAGGGUGGAAAACAUUAGUUAUGAAAAAAGGCUAGAAAAACUGCAUUUGUUUUUCUUUAGAAAAAGGGUACCUCAGAUGGGCUAGCUUAUGGAAAUAUAUACAGUACAAACCGCUAUCCGCUAUGUGCUAGCUUGUUUUCUUUGUAUGAAUUUACAAUAAAAAAAGUGGUCACCCAAGAGACUGGAAGAAAGGUGUUUUCGCUUACAGCUGAUGAAUGGGUUCUUUUCAGUAACCGCAAUAAAGAUGUGGCUUUUUUUGUGGAAUAAUUGGAAAUGGCUACAAUUUUUUUUUUUUAUCAACAGCAUGACAGAGUGGGUGUCAAGGUUGAACUUGAUGGACUGGAGUCUUUAUUCAACUAUGUAAAUGUAUGCAAUUCUAAAAGGAUGCAUACAGGAUGAGUAAAAUGUCUUUAAUUGAAUACAUAUUUAACUUCAGGUUACUUGAAUUCUUAGUCUACUUUUCCCUCUCUCAUUUAUUUCUUAACUUUUUUUUUUUUUUUUUGCACAUUAGAGUAAAAUUACAUUUUUAAAGAUACAUUUGAUUUUUCUUCCUUUUCCAGAUUCUGGUGUUCUCACAAGUUCAACUGUGACCCACUCCCCAACACCCCUGUCAAAAAAGUGCCUCCUCUGCUCUCAACUUUGGUAAAAUCUGCAGUGACCACAACAGGACAUGGCUGGUCGUGGUGGAAACACUCGACCAAAUGGUCCAGCAGCUGGCAACAAAAUCUGCCAAUUUAAGUUGGUACUACUUGGAGAGUCUGCAGUGGGGAAGUCCAGUUUGGUCCUACGUUUUGUGAAGGGUCAGUUUCAUGAGUACCAAGAAAGCACAAUAGGAGGUAAGAUUAGACAAGAUUUCAGCAGAUCUUUUUAGUAUAGGUAUUACAUACAGAAGUGUAAUCAAAAGUAAAUUCCUCUAAUAAGCUAUUUUUUUAAAACUGUAAAGUUGUAAUUACUGUAUAUACUCGAGUAUAAGCUGAGUUUUUUUGGCACAUUGUUUUGUGCUGAAAAAGUCCCACUCGGCUUAUACUCGAGUCAAGGUCUGUAUUAUGGCAACUUACAUUGCCGUAAUACAGACCAGGACCGCUGGGCUCAUUACAAGCCCGGCGGUCCUGUUGGGGGCCGGAGCAAGCUCUUACUUACCUUUUGUAGCAGCUCCAGUCAGCUCCCCCGUUCAGCUCACAGUGCAAGUCUCGCGACAUCCGCGGCCGUCCGCUCCGCGCAGCAUGCAGAUUGCGAGACUUACACUGUGAGUUGAACAGAGCUGACCGGAGCUGCUACAAAGGUAAGUAAGAGCUUGCUCCACCCCCCUCCUCCCCCCCCCCCAACCUGCACAGCCCAUGCCACUGGACCACCAGGGAUUCACAUAGCCCCUUCCCUGGCCAGGUAACAAGCAGGGGGGGCUAAGAAAUAAUAUUAAACAAUUAAAUAAAAAAAAAUACAAAUAUUAAAAUAAUACAAAUAUUUAAAUAAAAUAAUAAAAAUGACUACACACACACACUGCAUCAUAUACACACACUGCAUUCACACACACACACACUCUGCGUUAUAUACACACACACUGCAUUAAUUAAAUAUUCAGUUAAUGUAAUUUUAUUGGGAUCUAAUUUUAUUUAGAAAUUUACCAGUAGCUGCUGCAUUUCCCACCCUAGGCUUAUACUCGAGUCAAUAAGUUUUCCCAGUUUUUGGGGUAAAAUUAGGGGCCUCUGCUUAUAUUCGGGUCGACUUAUACUCGUGUAUAUACGGUAAUAUGAUCUUGGUCAGCUUUAUGUGGACAAAUCAAAUUACAAAAUGACCCCAGGAUGCUUUUAUUUUUUUCCACAGUGGGUGCCAACAGUGGGCUGCAAUUCUUAAGCAACUGCUACCUGGCAGAGGCUGCUGCCAUUAUUUUUUCUUUUCCCAUACUGCCAAGCCAGCUAGUACUGUAUUCAUCAUAUAUACGUAAAAGAGAGGGACAGUUAGAAUGACAGCAGACAUGGCCUGGUUGAGAGAUCCAGAAACUAUACAUGUAUUUUAUGUUCCAUUUUUCACCAGACGUAAUGUCAGGGAAGACCACUUAGGCAUUCCACCUGCUGUAAUUGAAGAAAUAUCUUGUCUGUAGUCCCCUUAAUAGUCUGAUAUCAGCCGAUGCCCGUUAUCCAGAGUUGCUGGGUUUGCUUGCAACGGACCGCUAGGAUCCGGAUAUUAUUUAGUGUUGCAGGUCUUGUGGGCCCUCCCAGGAACCCUCCACACCACUGUGACUCCGCUUUGGAAGCAAGUUAAGUGGGCAGUGACUACAGCACAGUUGGGUAAUCCCUGGUUUGAGAGUGGCUGGCAGGCACAUUCGGCCCGGAAGCAGGAGCUGCUUGUGGGUUGGUAGGAUCUUCAGGCUCUGACAUAACAGGCUUCCGUGGAACAACCGUCCACUCGGAGCUUCGGUGGUCUCCUUCACGGCUGGGAUUCCCUCUCGGUCAUCAGCAGGUGAGGGAUUUUGUGUGGGCAGGGGAGAACCUUUCUAUCUCUCCUCUAUACGGAACCAGAAAGCUGCAAAAAUGGCGUCAAACUUUUGGAGAGUAGCUCGUGGCUGCUCUUUUGGGGUGGGCCCAUGUGGGUCUCUGCCUUGUUAUGUGUAGUGGGUCUCCAUUGGGAUAGUUGCCCGGUUAACCCCUGCUGGCUCAUGGGGGAGGUGGGGGGGAGACAAGGGCCCAUAGUCAGCUUUCCAGUGUUGUGUGGCGGUGGAGAGCGGCCGUCUCCCCUGCACCAGUCAUGCUUGUGGGCCUCAUAUUACAGUCAGGGUGAUCUUGCAGGAAGGUGUCCGCUUGUUUAAUACGUGCAGAAGCCCCUUAGUGUCUUCUCUCGCUUGGCAGCCAUUUGUUGCCUAAGAAAUGCAGUUUUUGAACAGUUUUGCCACAGUUUUUGUAUUUAGGAGCAGGAGCUGCUCUGAUUAGUGAAUGCUCAGCGGUCAAGCCCCGCCCCCAAUCAUCUGGCCAAAUGGCCCACUUAUAUACAGAAUCUGAGCACCGUGACACGUCCCCAAACACACCCACCAUGUGCCAUAAAAUACAGUACCACUGGGGGCGUGGCCAACAGAGAUCCGACACAGACGUCCUUUCCCUGAGCUCCGUCCGCGCCCAGGGGAAAACCGAGAAAUAGAGCCACCAAACCUAGAGUUUCCACACCAGAACACCCCCCCAAAAUCACAGCAACAAUGGGGAGCAAAAAUAUAAAAAAUCCCCACCCAGAGCCUCCAGGUCAGCCGUAUAUUCUCUCUACUUCGAGAGAUGCGACUGCAACAACAGUACAAAAUAGUGUCGGAGCCAUCAGAGGCCUCAAUGGGGUAACGACUCCCACUUCAGAAUCAACGAAGAUGAGGCACCCUCGACGAAGGGAGACAUCAAGCUGCUCCUGAUUGACCAAGUGGCCCAGGCUAAAAAUUGGAAUGGCUAAUAAAAAGGUGAAGAAGCUGGAGGGACCAAACAAACAAAUACAAGCCACAGAUGACAAACUGGAGGGACGAACAGCUCAGGUUCUACACCUCCACAGAGUAGUGGCCACUUUAGAACUGCGUCACAGAAAAAUAUACGCCUAAGGGGCAUACAGGUACCCACAGAGAACACUGCCUAUGUUUCUAAAAGAGUUGCUUGCAAACAUGGACAUUAGACACCCCUGAACAACCUAUAAUAAGGUCCGCAUUCAGAGUGCGGAAAUCAGCCACGGCGCAUCCAGAGAUGAUAUUGCGGUGACGAGAUAUUGCAGCGAGAAUGGCGAUUAUAAAUCUCUCACGGGAGUUGGGGGCCAUACAAUGCAAAGGUCACGCUGUCCAGUGCCCCCAGGUGCCAACCCAAUAACAUAGUUACAUAACUGAAAAGACUUGCGUCCAUCAAGUUCAGCCUUCCUCACAUUUGUUUUUUUUGUUGAUCCAAAAGAAGGCAAACAAAAACAGUUUGAAGCACUUCCAAUUUUGCAACAAACUAGGAAUAAAAUUCCUUCUUGACCCCAGAAUGGCAGUCUGAUUAAUCCUUGGAUCAAGAAGCUAUUACCCUACUUUGGAAAAUUAUAUCCUUGAAUAUUCUGUUUUUGCAAGUAUGCAUCUAGUUGCUGUAUGCUGUAUGGACUCUGAUUAAACCAAUUCUUCAGGCAGAGAAUUCCACAUCCUUAUUGUUCUUACAGUAAAAAAACCUUUCCUUUGCCUUAGACGAAAUCUUCUUUCUUCCAGUCUAAAUGCAUGACCUCGUGUACUAUGCAAAGUCCGGUUUGUGAAUAGAUUUCCACACAAUGGUUUGUGUUGGCCCCGAAUAUAUUUGUAUAAUGUUAUCAUAUCCUCUCUGAGGCGACGUUUUUCUAAACUAAAGAGGUUUAAAUUUGUUAACCUUUCUUCAUAGCUGAUGUAUUCCAUUCCGUUUAUUAAUUUUGUAGCCCGUCUCUGCACUUUUUCUAGUGCCAUAAUAUCCUUCUUUCGAACAGGUGCCCAAAAUUGCACAGCAUAUUCAAGAUGCGGUCUAACCAGUGAUUUAUAAAGAGGCAAAAUGAUAUUCUCAUCCUGAGAAUGAAUGCCCUUUUUCGUGCAUGACAAUACCUUACUGGCCUUAAUCACUGCUGAUUGACAUUGCACAUUGUUGCAUAGUUUGUCUAUAACAAUUCCCAAGUUGUUUUUUUGUGUUAUCCCUAAUUCGCUUCCACUAAGGGUAUACCUUGCUUGUGCAUUCUUUAAAUUUAAAUUUCAUCUGCCAUUUGAGUGCCCAGUCUAUCUAAAUCCCUCUGCAGCAAAGUAAUAUCUUGCUCACAUUGUAUUACUUUAUAGAGUUUUGUGUCAUCUGCAAACACUGAAACAUGGCUUUCAAUGCUUUUUUCAAGAUCAUUGAUAAACAUGUUAAAUAGAAGGGGUCCCACUGAGGAACACUACUUGCCACCUCGGUCCAGCUUGAAAAUAUACCAUUAAUGUCAACUCUUUGUACUUGUAUAUUUAAGCCAACGUUCUACCCAAGAACAAGCAUUUUCAUAUAGACUGAUUUCUUUGCAUUUGAACACUAAUCUAUUGUGUGGUACUGUAUCAAAAGCCUUGGCAAAAUCCAAAUAGAUCACAUACACUGUAACACCCUACUUACUACUUCGUAGAACGCAAUCAAGUUAGUUUGACAUGACCUGUGCUUCAUAAAACCAUGCUGAUUUUUGCUGAUAACGAUGUUCUUCUCAAGGAAUUCUUGAAUAUUAUCCCUUAAUAGAACAGAAAAAUCAAAGGAAAUAGGGCGCGCCUUUUAUGGAAAUAUAUAUAUAAAAUAUAAAUAUAAAAUUAAGUAAGAGAGUCCAAAAUAUACAAUUAAAGUAAAAAAAGUCCAAAUAUAUAGUCCACAGAUAAAUGAAGAGUGUUCUUUGUAGCGUAGUAUAGUCUUUUCCCAGGAGAUGACUUGUAUUUUUCAAUGAGCCAUAUGUAGAGAAAAAAUAAAGACAGCCUGUACAGUAUGUUGAUAUAUAGGAAAAUAUGUGCAAAUAAAUUGGAAUUACUCACAAUUUCCAGAGCUUAAAUCCAGCUCUGGUAUAGAAUGCGUGGAGUGGAAUAAUCCCCACUCGAGGAUGUAUGGAGCAGUAACUUGUAAAGUAGGUGAUCCACCGAGGAUUUCGACCGAGAAUUAAAACAGAUAAAAAGAAUAUAGUGCUCACUGUAUAAUAUAAGUUAAAAAAGAGGUAUGAAAUGUACUUACAAAGUAUUGAGCAUUCUUCUCUGCUCAAUUUUUAGCGCAUGGGUGGUAUGAUCCCCACCUAAGGAUUUUUUUAGUACAUAGUAAAAUAACAUGGUAAUAACAUAAAAGGGUUGUGUACAUAUUUGCAAGGUCAUUACAUAUAAAAUAAUAUUAAAACAAGGUGUGAGGGAUUAUAUAAUUAAAAUGAAACAUAGAUCACGUGACGUGCGGAAAUGGAGGACUUCCGCGUCACGUGGGUGUAAUGGAACGCAUGCGUUCCAUAGUAUUGGAACGCAUGCGUCUGGAGGCGGAAUGCCGGCCCGGGUGAAGUGUUGAAGGCUACAGCGUCAUCAGAGGGGAGGGGCCCUCUGGCGAUUGUGAGGCAGGCUGGCAGCAUGUCAUCUGAUUCAUGCUAACGAACAGACGACAUGCUGUAUAUCAUAGACAGCCAGAUGGGAAAAUAUAAAAAAUAAAAUAAAAACCUCUGGCACUAAUAUGUUUUAGACACAGGAGUAAGUAAAAUAUAUAUAACAUAAAGAAUAAUAAAUUAUUAUGAGAGUUGGAAUGAGUAAAAAGUUCAAAUAAUAUAUGUAGAUUAUUUAAAAUACAUAGAAAUAUAUGCUUAAAAAUUGUACAAAAGAAUACAUAAAAAUACAUAUAAAAUACAUAAAAGAAUGUGUAGAGAUUCCAUAAAAGUUGUAAAAAAGAGAUAAAAAAGAGAGAGGCAGUGAAAAAGAAAAAGGGGGGUGGAUAAAAAAUGUUUUACUUGUAUUAUAGAAAAUUAAAUAAGUCAAAGUCUAUAUUUAGACCUUGAGGGGUAAGGGUUUUUAAAUUGAAUGUCCAUUCUAUUUCCUUACUACCUAAAAUCUUUUUUAUAUCUCCACCUCUCCAAGGGAUAUUACAAAUAUCUAUACCUAUGCAUUUCAACAAUUUAGGAUACCGAAUGGUUCUCGUAUCCCUUUCGAAUAUUUCGGCAGUGUUCUGCCAAUCUGAUUUUUAGCUCUCUGGUUGUCAUGCCCACAUAUUGAAGUCCACAUGGGCAUUCCAAUAGGUAUAGUACAUUUUUAGUGCUGCAGUGAAUACAAUUUUUUAUAGAAUGAUCUUUUAGUAAUAGAUGAUUUGAAAGAAGUAGUUUUUGAUUUAAUGCUCUCGUCCUUAUGUUUACAUAAGAACUUGUGACAAAGAACUAUACAAAACAAAAUCAAACUACCUCUUCUAUCUGCUCCCCCUCUUUUCUUAACAAGCCCAAAGGAUUUUUUAAAUGCAACAAAUGCAUAGUAUGUAAACAUACCGACGAGAGCAUUUAAUCAAAAACUACUUCUUUCAAAUCAUCUAUUACUAAAAGAACAUAUUCUAUAAAAAAUGUUAUUCACUGCAGCUCUAAAAAUGUAAAAUACCUAUUGGAAUGCCCAUGUGGACUUCAAUAUGUGGGCAUGACAACCAGAGAGCUAAAAAUCAGAUUGGCAGAACACUGCCGAAAUAUUCGAAAGGGAUACGAGAACCAUUCGGUAUCUAAGCACUUCCUAAUACAUGGUAAAAAUCCUAAAUUGUUGAAAUGCAUAGGUAUAGAUAUUUGUAAUAUCCCUUGGAGAGGUGGAGAUAUAAAAAAGAUUUUAGGUAGUAAGGAAAUGGAAUGGACAUUCAAUUUAAAAACCCUUACCCCUCAAGGUCUAAAUAUAGACUUUGACUUAUUUAAUUUUCUAUAAUACAAGUAAAACAUUUUUUGUCCACCCCCCCCUUUUACUUUUCCACUGACUCUCUCUUUAUCUCUUUUUUUAUCUUUUUUACAACUUUUAUGGAAUCUCUACACAUUCUUUUAUGUAUUUUAUAUGUAUUUUUAUGUAUUCUUUUGUACAAUUUUUAAGCAUAAAUUUCUAUGUAUUUUAAAUAAUCUACAUAUAUUAUUUGGAACUUUUUACUCAUUCCAACUCUCAUAAUAUUUUUUAUUCUUUAUUUUAUAUAUUUUACUUACUCCUGUGUCUAAAACAUAUUAGUGCCAGAGGUUUUUAUUUUCUUUUUUAUAUUUUCCCCAUCUGGCUGUCUAUGAUAUACAGCAUGUCGUCUGUUCGUUAGCAUGAAUCAGACGACAUGCUGCCAGCCUGCCUCACGAUCGCCAGAGGGCCCCUCCCGUCUGAUGACGCUGUAGCCUUCAACACUGCACCCGGCCGGCAUUCUGCCUCCGGACGCAUGCGUUCCAUUACACCCACGUGACGCGGAAGUCCUCCAUUUCUGCACGUCACGUGAUCUAUGUUUCAUUUUAAUUACAUAAUCCCUCACACCUCGUUUUAAUAUUAUUUUAUAUGUAAUGACCUUGCAAAUAUGUACACAAGCUUUUUAUGUUAUUACUAUGUUAUUUUACUAUGUACUAAAAAUUGAAGUAUGUGAUGGCGUCAUUUUGGCGGGAAUAUUCAAAUUCCAAUACACUGAGUAUACCAUAUAAAAAGCACUGUUAGGUUACUGUUUUUACUAUUAUUCUACUGGAAGAAGCCUGUUGUGGGCGAAACACGUUUAGAAUUUGUUUUUAUAUUGUCAUAAUAAAGGAAUUUUGGCCUCAAACUUUUUUCUGCCACAUUCCUAAUUUUACUUUUAAUUUUAUUUUAUGCCUGACUAACCUGAGCCAAUACGGAUUUACGCAAAAUCCUUAGGUGGGGAUCAUACCACCCAUGCGCUAAAAAUUGAGCAGAGAAGAAUGCUCAAUACUUUGUAAGGUAAGUACAUUUCAUACCUCUUUUUUAACUUAUAUUAUACAGUGAGCACUAUAUUCUUUUUAUCUGUUUUAAUUCUUGGUCGAAAUCCUCGGUGGAUCACCUACUUUACAAGUUACUGCUCCAUACAUCCUUGAGUGGGGAUUAUUCCACUCCACGCAUUCUAUACCAGAGCUGGAUUUAAGCUCUGGAAAUUGUGAGUAAUUCCAAUUUAUUUGCACAUAUUUUCCUUUAUUUCAACAUACUGUACCAUUGGCUGUCUUUUUAUUUUUUCUCUACAUAUGGCUCAUUGAAAAAUACAAGUCAUCUCCUGGGAAAAGACUAUACUACGCUACAAAGAACACUCUUCAUUUAUCUGUGGACUAUAUAUUUGGACUUUUUUUACUUUAAUUGUAUAUUUUGGACUUUCUUACUUCAUUUUAUGUUUAUAUUUUAUAUAUAUAUAUAUAUACUUUUAUAUAUUUCCAUUAAAGGCACACCCUAGUUCCUUUGAUUUUUCUGUUCUGUAUUCAACCAUAGGGGAUAGGAGGGUACUCCCUUUAUAGGUGUGCUGCCUUUUAACAACUGUCACAAUUUUUUGUGGCAUUUCUAGCGCUGAUCCUAUUUUGACUAUUAUCCCUUAAUAACCUUUUAAAUACUUCCCCAGCCACAGAAGUUAAGCUCACAGGUCUAUAAUUUCCAGGCAAGGAUUUUAAACCCUUUUUGAAUAUAGGAACCACAUCUUCCUUCCUCAAAUCCUCCGGAACACUUCCUGAAAGAAAAGAAUCUUGAAAGAUUAAAAACAGAGGUUUACUUAUUUCUAUACUUUGUUACCAGUAGUUAUGUUGUUAUUUUUUCUAAUAUGUUAAUUACUAAACGCUUUUGUCCAAGUCUCGUAUACAUUGCACAAGGCUUACACUGCUGUAAUUAACUUAAAAAAAACCCGUACAUUAAAAAAAGUGUCCCUGUGACUCAGCAUAACGUACAAAACAUAAACACUUAAAAAUACAAAUUUCCCACAUAGGAACCCCUACAGUCUAUACAUCAACGGAUAGCCUGGAUCUGAGCGUCCAACAUAUCCAAAAAGCGCUCAGAUCCCACGAACACAGCUGAAACGCCACUGGCGGCAUACACGCUCAUGAACACAGCCGGUGGCGUUUCAGCUGUAUUUGUGGGAUCUGAGCGACUUUGAUAUGUUGGGCGCUCAGAUCCAGGCUAUCCAGGGAUGCCCAAAAUAGUUCCAUGAAUUCAGGGGUUGUGGCCGGUCCUGUUAGGGAGUCCCAUGCGACAAAAAUACCAGACCUAAUCCAUAAGUAGGGGGAGCUUCUUCACCUCAUUCAGACUAAAGAUUCCACCGAACAGCAUCUUCCAUGAUGUAAAGUACCGAACACAGGUGGGAUCGAAGUUCAGCGUUGUUCGCGAGGUCGAGUGUCCGAUUUUAGUUCCAUGCACUCGAUGACCAAACACCGCCGCCUGCGUUAGCGGGAACAAGGUGGCCUCCACCACGUGUUCAGGCAUACGAAUAGCGUCCACACAGAUGAACACUUGGAACACUGCUGGCAGAAUCAUUACAAGGUGUCAAUAUUUAACAAGCUCCCGGGUGGUCUUUAGUUCAUGGAUCUGUAUGGUUUCCGAACAGCACAGGGUACUUAAACCACCGAAUCUUUUAAAAUGUAUUUAGCAGUACUUUUUGCAGGGCCCAUAGUCCUGGGGCAAGAGGCUGGCAAGCAGGCUCCUCCGGGAAAAGGACCAUGAAAUGGUCUGGGUGCCUAUGAAGUCCCUUUAAAGAAACACUGUAGCGUUAGGAAUACCGUCCAUAUUUUCAUUGAGGUGCUCACCUUUGUUAUCUAAUUAUAUAGAGGAUAAUAAAAAGGUUUUAUUUAUUUUAUAUUUUCCCCCUCCCCCAUUGCAGAGACUCAAUCUGUGCUGCCGCCUGCUCCUCCUGCAACAUCAUUUUGGAAUAGUUGUUUCCACGAUAAUAGUUCCAUCCAAUGCUCAUAUGUUUCCCUAUGUUUCCAUUUGAUGACACAUGAUUGAGUAAAACUCAACUCUCUUGUUGCAGAGCAUGGAUCUCUAGUGGCUGUCUGGUGAGUAAGCUAGCCAUGCAAGAACUGGGAUGUUUUCAGCUUCUAGGAAUUGUGUACAAAUCCUUGCAACAUGGUGCCGUGCAUUAUCAUGCUGCAACAUGAGGUGAUGGUCGUAGAUGAAUGACACAACAAUGGGCCUCAGAAUCUUGUCACGGUAUCUCUGUGCAUUCAAAAUGCCAUCAAUAAAAUGCACCUGGCAUUUUAUUGAUGGCAUUAGGGUUAGGGUUAGAACUAUUAGCGUGGAAACAACUAUUCCAUCACAUACGCCUGCCCUAUACCAUAACCCCACCGCCACCAUGGGCCACUCGAUUGACGACGUUGACAUCAGCAAACCGCUCACCCACACAACUUCAUACACGCUGUCUGCCAUCUGCCCUGUACAGUGAAAACCGGGAUUCAUCCGUGAUGCAAAUGUGAGCAUUUGCCCACUCAAGUCGUUUACGACAACAAACUGCAGUCAGGUCGAGACCCCGAUGAGGACGAUGAGCAUGCAGAUGAGCUUCCCUGAGACGGUUUCUGACAGUUUGUGCAGAAAUUCUUUGGCUGUGCAAAUCGAUUCUUGCAGCAGCUGUCUAGGUGGCUGUUCUCAGACGAUCUUGGAGGUGAAGAUGCUAGAUGUGGAGGUCCUGGGCUGGUGUGGUUACACCUGAUCUGCGGUUAUGAGGCCGGUUGUAUUGUAAUGGAUCACCUGGCACCCCGACUGGGCACCCGCGUUGACAGACGCUUCCUAGUUGACACAGAGGACCAUAAGCACCGCACCGGACACAACCACCGCAGACUCCACAACCACCGUAGCUUAACUGGAGUCUCGCCAUCUUCCUUCCACACUGGAUCAGCCUCUGUCCUCCAGGAGUGUGUAGGAAAGACCUCUCCAGAAGAAGAGCAUAUCAGGAACAGCUUUGAAAAGAGCUAAGUGAUUAGAGCUCAGAAUAUACAAGGUAUAGCAAUCCCCAGUGUGAUUAUAGCAGUUCUCUACAAUAACAAGACAAGACUACGUGUUGAGGGUCAAACAGGAACAGAGUGCACUGAGGCUUUAUUGUUUCUUAUAUACACAUUUCCCCUCAAGGUUACCACCCACGUCGACCUUGUGGAACACAGGACACAAGGUUACAACAGCCAAUCAACACAGAACAGUACAGUCAGACACUCCCAGCUAAUGCACACAAACCCUCCCCUCACACCUACUGUCGUCCCCCCCCCCCGCCCCUACCCCUGAGCGGUGGGUGAGGGCCAUAAAUCACAAUGGGGGGGACCUACUGUCCUCCCACACCCCUGAGCGGUGGAUGGGGGCCAUAAAGAUGAGAGGGGGGACCUACUGUCCUCCCAGCCCCCAUCCCUGGGUGUGGCGGGUGGGGGCCCUACGACAAAUUCCCCCGACCCUUCAAAGGUGACUAGGGGUCCCCAAGCCCCUAGUCACCCACUCAAAUAAAAACUAUCCCCUACCCCCUCACCCUAAAAAUAGCGAUGGGGGAAAUAAUAACUAACCUGUAAAUAAAAAUAAAACUUACCAUUUGCUGUCUUCUUUCUUCUAAAAUCUUCAUUUUUCAGCCCCAAAAAAGGCCAAUUAAAAAACCAUCAUACCUGUCGAACUUAAAAUAAAAUAAAAAAAUCAGAGCACAAAAAAAAAAACAGCCGAAAAAGGGAAAAAACCUGACGUUAAAGCCAAUAAUCCAUCUUCACCCAUGGCGGGCUCCGUGCAGACUGAGCUCUGCAGGGCGGGGUAAGCCUUAUGAAGCCUUGCCCCGCCCUGCUGUUUGGCUUAGACCAACCAAUCAGAGUGUUCUUAGCCCAUCAGAGUACUCUUUGUCAUUUUGCACAGCGUGGGAAAGUUCUUUGGAAUUUUCCCACGCUGUGUAAUUUGACUCAAAACACUCUGGUGGACUUGAAAUCCAUCCAAUCAGAGUGCCCUGUGUCAUUUUACACAGCAUGGGAAAGUUCCAAAGACAGUAGGUCCCGUCCCCCCUCAAUUAUCUUUAUGGCCCCCACCCACUGCUCAGGGGUGGAGGCCAUGGGGGGAGGACAGUAGGUGUCCCCCCAUUGUGAUUUAUGGCACCCACCGCACAGGGGUGGGGGCCGGGAGGAGGACAGUAGGUCCCCGUCACCCAGGGGGCAGGACAGUAGGCCCCCUUCAUUAUUUUUAUGGCCCCCGCCCGGGGGGAGGACAGUAGGUUCCCCCCCCCCUCAUUAUCUUUAUGGCCUCCACCCGCCACCCAGCGGUGGGGGCUGGGGGGGAGGACAGUAGGUCUUUAUGGCCCCCACCCACCGCGCAUGGGGGUGACUAAGGGGUCAGUUAGAUGUAGUGGAGUCGGGAGGGGGGGGUAAAAUAAAAAAUAAAAAAACGGGAUUCGGCCAUGACUGUGCCGCUUUAAUUAUCACAGGCAGAAAAUAUACAGUUUUACCCAAAGUCCAGAAACACCCCAAAACACAAAUAUAUCCCCAUAAAUCCUACAUCCCUGGAUAGCCCUGAUCUGGGUGAACAACAUAUCCAAAAAUCACCAAGAUCAGAGCAGGGGUCCAAAACCGUUCCACAGAUUUAGGCUGUGCGGCCGGUCUAUCUUCUCCUCUAUCCUGGAGAUAAUUGGCUUAAGUGGAUGUGGUAAGCCAAUUAUCUCUAAGUCCAAAAACUGUUACAAAAACUACAUAAAAAUACAUAACUACAUCAUAUAAUACAAUGUUUAACCUAUAUGUCCAACAUAUCCCCAGAUAGCUUGGAUCUGAGCGCUCAAUAUGUCCGAAAAGCACUCAGAUCCUACGAAUAAAAUUGGAUCGCCAUGGCAAGGGCUGAUGAGAGAUUGAGGAGGGACAAAGCAGCCAGUUUCAACUGGUCUGGCAGUGUACCUGGGACAACGCCCUGCUGGAGAACAAUAGGACAGGAAAAAGGGGGAGGGGAAGAGGCACAUUUUUCCAUGGAAUUAAAGGGGCAGAAAAAGUGUUAUAAAAAUCCAAUAAGCCCAAAUAGACUUUUUUCUUUUUUUUUUUAACUGGCAAUAUCUCCCAGGGGCCAUAGUCACAAGGCAAGAGGCUGGCAAGCAGGCCUCUCCAAGAACAAGUGGCGAAGGGCACUUCGUCACAUGAUGUACUGCCAGAUUCUCUGAAAUGCCUUUGGAGACAGCUUAUGGUAGAGAAAUGAACAUUCAAUUCACGGGCAACAGCUCUGGUGGACAUUCCUGCAGUCAGCAUGCCAAUUGCAUGCUCCCUCAAAACUUGUGAAAAAUCUGUUGCAUUGUGCUGUGUGAUAACACUGCACAUUUUAGAGUGGCUUUUUAUUGUGGCCAGCAUUAGGCACACCUGUGCAAUAAUCAUGCUGUCUAAUCAGCAUCCCGAUAUGCCACACCUGUGAGGUGGAUGGAUUAUCUCGGCAAAGGAGAAGUGCUCACUAACACAGAUUUAGACAGAUUAGUGAACAAUAUGUGAGAGAAACAGGCCUUUUGUGUACAUCGAAAAAGUCUUAGAUCUUUGAGUUAAGCUCAUGAAAAAUGGGGGCAAAAACAAGUGUUGCAUUUAUAAUUUUGUUCAGUGUAUGUGUGGUAUAUGUGUCAGUUAUACCCAGCUCUUUCCCACAUCCAUGUCCGUUACAAAUACCUGUCUCAGGUCACCUUUCCCUUCUCUGUUUUAGGUCACUUAUAACCACACUGGGAGUGCUCAAGAAACAUGCAGAUUCCACCUGUGACCACGUGUGAUAUUUGGCCAUAGGUUAACUAAAAAUAGUCCAGCUGACCUGUUCAUUUAUUCUUUGAUAAUUUUUGGCUAUCAUUAUAGGUUUAGGCACUUAAUGUGUAUUUCUGUCCACAGCCGCCUUUCUUACACAAACAGUCUGUUUGGAUGACACAACAGUGAAGUUUGAAAUAUGGGACACUGCUGGACAAGAGAGGUACCACAGCUUGGCUCCCAUGUAUUACAGAGGUGCUCAAGCCGCCAUUGUGGUUUAUGAUAUAACCAACACGGUAUGGACCAUAAAAUGAAUGAUAACUUUUAUUUUUUUUAUUUAUUGAAAUUACUACAGCUUAACAAAGCAUGUAGAGGUUUUAAAGAGGAGUCCAUUAUGUAAUCCUUAGAUAUCCAAUAAAACGUCUGUUUACUCAGGGGAAACCUUAAUUUAUCCAAAUUUUCCAAUUCACAGCUUUAUAUUCUAUAAUCUUAUACAACUGGAUGGGAAGCAGUGCAGUGACUCUGUUUAUUGAAGCUAUUUUAUGUUAACAUUCUAUCCUUAGAAUCAGUUUUAUGGUCACUCGCUCAGCAUUUAAUGCUUGCAGCAGUGGCAUAUCUAAUAGAGAGGACCCUGGUGCAAGAAAUAAUUUUGGUCCCAUUUCUAGGGCAUCAGUGGUCAAAAGAUAGAUCCCCAUCUUUUGUAAAACUCCCACAAUGCUAUGCCAGUUGGGGAUAUGCCAUGUCACUAUUCUUGCAAGGUUGUAUUUGUUAAAGUGUUUGAGCAUUUGAAUGUAAGCAUAUCUUUGUAUGGACUAUGUGUGUAUGCAUGUAGAGGGGUAUUUGUAUGCACUGUUGACAAUCAAAUACACUUUCUCAGCAUGGCUGAUAUUACAAGGGCCUGGUAACGUUGUUAAAGGGCCACUUAGUGCAUGGGCCACUUGAUUACCUCCAGUCAGCUCUUUCCAUCUCAUUUUGCUUCUUUCGGAGGCUUGACUCUCUCAGUCAUUCACCAAAGUACUCCGUAAGUAGUCUUCCUGAUCUUGCCUGCUUUACUUCCUGCACAGAAGCAGGGAAGACCAGAGAGACUCAGUUUUCAAACACUGUCUGACCUAAGGUACACCUAUAUUGUUGAAGGAUCAUAUUAUAUAUACUAAAGGUAAGGACAAGUUUUUCUACCUUUUUUUUAUUUUUUUAUAUUGACUUCAUUAUUUUAAUUUUUUUAUGGUUUCUUUAAAAACUUGAUGAAAGGAUUAUUAUAUAGAAAUUGUCUUUUUAAGGUGAUUGUUUUAUAUAUUAUUUUUUUUUAAUUUUUUUUUUUUUUUUCUGCAAGCAGUCAAAAUAGGCAUAAUGUAAUUUUCUCUGUUCUUUUUCCAAGGAAACCUUUACACGAGCAAAAAACUGGGUAAAAGAACUUCAACGACAAGCAAGCCCCAACAUAGUCAUUGCACUGUCAGGGAACAAGGCUGAUCUUUCUAAUAAGAGAGCUGUGGAUUUUCAGGUAAGCGUAUUAGGCAAGAUGAUGUGAAAAUCCCUUUUCACUCUAUCUGAAACCUUAAAGGGAUCCUAUAGUGCCAGGAAAACAAACCCGUUUUCCUGGCACCAAAGGGUUAAUAGGUCCCCCGCCUCCCUCUGAGCCCCCUCAUGCUGGGCUGAAGGGGUUAAAACCCCUUCAGCCACUUACCUUAAUCCAGUGCUGGGCUCCAUCUGCGCUGGUGACCUCUCCUCCCCUGCUGACAUCAACUCCCGAGUGGAGCUGAAUGCGUAUUCAAAGCCGCCUAUAGGAAAGCAUCACUCAAAGCUUUCCUAUGAAGAUCUUAUUUGAUGCUGGACUCCGUGAGGACAUCCAGCGUCAUUUCAGUGCGAUAUACUCACUGAGAAUCGUGGAAGCGGCCACUAGAGGCUGGAUUAACCGUGCAGUGUAAAUUUAGCAGUUUCUCUGAAACUGCUAUGUUUUCAGAUGCAGGGUUAAAACUAGAGGGACUUAGCACCCAGACCACUUCAUUGAGCUGAAGUGGUCUGGGUGCCUGUAGUCGUCCUUUAGACAAACAUUUUUGGUGCUUAAUAUUCCUUAAAGACAGAGGCAAUUAUCCAUGUUCUGGAUCAAAACAAAACCUAGAAUUUGUACUAUGCAUUUGUUCCACCAUAAUUUAAUAGUGCCCACACACAUAUAUAUUGUUUUUUGAAGGACAGAAAGAGCUUUCUUUUAAUAUCCUAUAUGUAUACCCAACACAAUAUUAAGUGUAAAUAAAAUGUUAAGGCUGGAAACCAAUAAAAAAAUAAAAACAUAUAUAUAUAUAUAUAUAUAUAUAUAUAUAUAUAUAUAUAUAUAUAUAUAUAUAUAUAUAUAUAUAUAUUUUAUUUAUUUUUUUCUUCACAUUGUUGCUUAUAAUUUUUACAAAUCCAGUGCAACUAAAGAAUAAAACUCAAUUGAUUCCUGUAUCAGCGCUGAUUGUUAAAUCCCUCAUAUGUUCAAGAUCAAACUUAAAGGGCUACUCGAACCACAUGACCAGUUGAAUUGCUGCACAAACUGAGACAUAUUAUGUUUUCUGUUCCUGGCUGCCUAAUGUCCAUAUUUUAAGUCUGUCAUCAGCAUGCUGGUAACAGACAUAUCGUGCUUCUCCCUUGCAGAGAAGAGUUUGUCUCCCUGCCUCCCACCUUCAUGAAGUACAAGCUAGGGAUCGACUGAUAUUGAUUUUAUAGAGCCAAUACCGAUCAUUUGUGAACUUUUAGGCCAAUAGCCGAUAACUUACAGAUACCGAUAUUCUGUACAUUUACCGUUUUGAAAAAAUAAACUAUUUCUACACAAAUCUACUGUUAACUGAACAUAUGUAUUUAUUUAUAUUGCAAAACCUUUUUUCUAUUAAGGCAAAUGCACAAAAUAUACAUGCCAGUCAGAAUUGUUUAUGCUUUCAAGAAUAUAUGUGUGUGUAGUGGAUGCAGUGUGUGUGUUUGUGUAAUGUGUGUAUAUAUAGUGAAUGCAGAGUGUAUAUGUGUAUAAAUUUGUUUUAGUCACCCCUUCCUCCUUCUUACCUGGCCAGGGAGGUGGAAGAUGGCAUUCCCUGGUGGUCCGGUGGCAUGGACUCUGCAGAGUGGGCCCAGCAACACUCUUACUUCCCUUCUCAGCAGCUCCCCUGUCUAACUCUUGUGGCCUGUGUGCCCUGCGGAGCAUUGCCAUGGUAAUCUGUGGCAACGCUCUGACGACUGCGGGACUCGCAAGAUUUAGGCAGGGGAGCUGCUAGGAGGGAAGUAAGUGUGCUGUGGGCCCUCUAGCAAUCCCCGGUCCCCCAUGGAAGUCCCGUCUGACACAUUUACACAAAUUACACAUGAAUGGCGUUCGGGAGUUUCAGUCUACCGAACGAGGAGAGCACUCUCAUGUAACCAGCUACAUUAUAUCUAUGGGGGUUUUCGUGCAAUUUUCAUCUGAACGGAGACCAGCUCGCACCACUGAUUUCAUGGAACUCUGAGUCUGCUACAACCUCGUGGUGAGCCGGUCAAACUUCCACAAGGUAUAACUCCAAAACUACCGAACGGAUUCUCGUGGCAUGAUGGCCCUGGUCUGCAUUAUCGGCAAUAUCGGUAUCUUUAUAGACUUUAUUAAUUUUUGAUACUUAAUGUAAGCCCAUUACCAAUGCCCCAAACCCCUACCUUACUACAAUAACUCUAACUUACCCCUAGUUCUAACUCUAACUAGACUAUUAACGCUAAGGAAACCCUGCGCUAAUAUCAAUAUAUCAACUAUACUUUGUGUAAAGAAUCACCCUCCAUGCAUUCUGUACUUUCCCUCCCUGCUACUUGGUUCAUUGGAUUUAUUACCUUUAUUACUAGUUCAUUCGUUACUUUUUAUUCAUCAAAAUCCCUUGUUCUGUGAAAUAGCUAUUUUACCGAAAGAGGACCACCCUGGGUAGCAAUUAGAACGUAGAAUCCUGUGUUAUUGCACGAAACCACAAGCUAAUUGAGUGCUCCUGGGUGGCCACACGAACACAUGGCGAGAACAAUGGAUGGCGGCCAUCUUAAACUCCCGAACGGCCGGCCAGCGGGACUUAGGCGUCGAGCGCCUGGAACUUAUUUUGGCAUGGCUCUCCAGCAAUCCCCGGUCCCCCAUGGAAGUCCCGUCUGACCUAUUUACACAAAUUACACACAAAUGGCGUUCGGGAGUUUCAAUCUACCGAACGAGGAGAGCACUCUCAUGUAACCAGCAACACUAUAUCUAUGGGGGGUUUUGUGCAAUUUUCAUCCGAACGGAGACCAGCUCGCACCACUGAUUUCAUGGAACUCUGUCUGCUACAACCUCGUGGCGAGCCGGUCAAACUACCAAACGGAUUCUCACGAAAUUUGGAUAUGUUGCUCACAUCACCCUCAGCUACCCAGGAAUAUAGGCAUUAAGCUUUGGCUCAUGUGUGGAUUAUUCGGCGAUACCAGCGAUUUAUUACUCUGUGGAUUUCUUGAUGAUUUAAUUUUAUGGGAAGAAGGGAAUGCUUGACGGAGUAAAGAAUUGUACCGUCACAACUGAUUGACAGCGGCGGGAUUUUCCUUUUUCCCUGCACAAAGGAUCCAAGGAAGGCACUAUUGUACAGUCCAUGGAGGGCUGGUACACACAGCUUAAACGCAGCACACUGAAGGAACUAUUGGAGGUACGUGGAGGUAUUGCCAGCAACAAGGCCAAGCGGGUCAUAAUUGCUGAACUCCUGGAGCUAGACCGGGAGAGCUUGGCAGCAGCAGUACCGACCGUUCAGGAAUCCGAAACCAACAGGGAGAUCAGAAAGCAGCUGGCAUGGUUUGGACCGAACCCAUCUGCCGAAAUUAUUAUGCAGGUGAUUAACACUGUAACAGAGCACGCACUGAAGCUGGCUGAAACCCAGCAAACGAUGGCAAGUCCACCGAUCGGAGGGAUCACCACUGUGGACUCGUCAAAGAUGCCUUUCAGUGCUUUUAAAAGCUUCAACGAGAAUGACUGACACUGAGAUUGACAGCUAUCUGGCAGACUUUGAACGCCAGUGUGCCCUACAUAAAGUAUCUACAGAGGAGUGGGUCUCUGUAUUAUCGGGAAAACUGUCAGGCAAGGCAGCGGAUGCCUUCAGGGCCGAGCAGGAGAUUCACAGUUAUGCACGGGUCAAGGAGGUGCUACUAGCUCUGUAUGCGAUAACCCCAGAAGCAUACCGCAAGAAAAUUAGGGAUUCCCGCAAAACCGACAAGGACUUGUAUGCAGAGUGGGCCUGUCGCCUACAGCUAUCUGCGUCAAACUGGAUCACCAACUGCCAGGCAACUACUGUGGAUGACAUCCUGCAGCUCAGGCUAUUAGAGCAAUUCUACGACCACAUCCAGGCGGAUGUCCAAGAUUGGGUAAGGGACCGCAGACCUAACCAAGGCCGCCAAACUCGCAGACAAGUCUACAGACAAACCCCAGGCGACCCGUGUGGUAUCUCUGAGCCAACCGAUUCGGACAGAAGCACCAGCAGCGACCAGGUACCAACCCCCCAGCAAACCCUCCGCUCCCAUCCAACGACACCCAGCUAGCAACGAGCCCCCUUGUUUCCACUGCACGCAACUAGGACACCUUCGGAACAACUGCCCACUGGAGGCACCCAGGUCCAACUGGUCUCUACGCGGGUUCUCCAACGCCAGGGCCGCAGCUCACUGCGUGGAUUACCUGGUGCCAUCUGCCUGGGAUGCAAAGGAAUUAAGCCAGGAAGAACCCCUGGGCACGUUGUACGAAGCCCACUUAGUCCAGUCUUCCAUCACGGACAAUCGGAAACACCAUUGUCAGUUGGUGAUGGUGAAUGGGAAAACUGCCCGAGGACUCAGGGAUAGUGGUGCCACCAUCACCUUGGUUCAGAGGCACCUUAUUGAUAAUGGGGAACGACCAGAAAAAUCUAUUGCUGUGCGAGUGGUAGGGGGGGCUGUUUACCGGAUUCCCACAGCCCAGGUCCAUCUGGACUGGGGAGCUGGAGCUGGCAACGUACAGGUGGGAGUCAUGAAGGAGCUACCCGCAGAAGUGAUAUUGGGGAAUGACAUUGGACCAUUAACCUCAGCAUUUGUACCCACACCCACCCACGAGGCCCAAGCGGUGACCACUAGAGCCAUGCUGCCGAGAACCAUCCAUCUCCUACUGAGACCCAGGUAAGCCAACUUUUCCCCGCCCCUGACGUUAGAGCCCCUUCCCUGGGAGGAUUUUGGGAGGGAAGUAGUGGGAGACCCGUCCCUAAGGAAAUAUAGGGACAAGGCGAGAGUAGGACAAGGCCUGAGGUAUCCGAUGAUGUCCGGAGUUACUGCCAGACCUGUGAGGUUUGCCAGAGGGUAGGUAAGAAGGGAGACAACCCUAAGGCCAAAAUGGUCCCGAUGCCCAUCAUCAAGGAGCCCUUCGCGAGGGUAGCGGUCGACCUGGUAGGACCCCUAGCUCAGCUUAGCCGCUCUGGUAAGCGCUAUAUACUUACCGUAGUGGACUACGCUACCCCAAGGCAGUGGCCCUUCCCAAUAUCCAUGCUGAGACGGUGGCUGAUGCCCUGGUCAAGAUUUUCUCUCUUGUAGGAUUCUCCAAAGAAAUUUUAUCGGAACAGGGUACACAGUUCACUGCGGAAUUAACCCAACAACUGUGGAGGAUCUGCGGGAUUAAAUCCCUGACAAGCUCUCCGUACCACCACCAGACCAAUGGUCUCUGAACGCUUCAACGGCACUCUAAAGCAGAUGUUGAAGAAUUAUACAGGAACCUAUCGGGACUGGGAGCGAUUCCUGCCACACCUUCUCUUUGCAUACCGGGAGGUGCCUCAGGAAUCCACGGGAUUUUCACCCUUCGAGCUACUGUACGGAAGACGAGUGAGGGGGCCUUAUUAAGGAUCAUUUGGGGGGCCAGAUCGAGAUUGACUGUACUCCGAUUGUGCCCUGCGUGCUGGGGUUGACGGACCGCAUGGAGGAACUGGCCCAGACGGUAAGGGAGAACCUCCAGGCGGCUCAACAGUAAAAGGGGGGGUCAUUGUGAAGAAUUGCCCUCCAUGCAUUCGGUACUUUUCCUCCCUGCUACCUGUCCCUCCCUACUCCCUGAUUGUUGGAUUUAUUACUAGUUCAUUCGUUACUUUUUAUUGAUCAAAAUCCCUUGUUCUGUAAAAUAGCUAUUUUACCAAACGAGGACCACCCUGUGUAGCAAUUCGAACGUAGAAUCCUGUGUUAUUGCACGAAACCUCAAGCUAAUUGAGUGCUCCUGGGUGGCUGCCAUUUCAGGACACUAACACGUGGCGAGAACAAUGGAUGGCGGCCAGUUUCAAUCUAUCGAACAGCUAGGAGUGAUAGAACACUCUGACAGUCCUUGGGCCUCACCUGUGGUCCUGGUACCGAAGCGGGACGGCACGACCCGCUUCUGUGUCAAUUACAGGCGGCUCAACGACAAGACGGUGACUGACGCCUAUCCGAUGCCUCGGAUGGACGAGCUGCUCGACCGCAUAUCUAAGGGGAAGAACUUGACCACGAUAGACCUCUGCAAGGUAUAUUGGCAGAUUCCCUUGGCAGAGGACGUGGUCCCCAAGUCAGCCUUCAUCACCCCGUUCGGCCUAUACCAGUUUCGGGUUAUGCCGUUCGGGAUGAAGAAUGCCCCCGCCACCUUCCAACGGAUGGUGGACCGCCUAUUAGAGGGCCUCCAGGAUUAUGCAUGUGAUACCUGGGAGGCACACUUAGAGCAUGUAGGAUCCGUAUUAGAUAGGAUUAGGGAGGUCGGCUUGACCUUGAAGCCUGACAAGUGCCACUUUGGUAUGGCGGAGGUGCAAUAUUUGGGUCACCGGGUUGGAUGUGGUAGACAACGGCCGGAGCCUGCUAAGAUCAAGGCAAUUGCCAACUGGCCCACUCCCUGUACCAAGACGCAGGUCAUGGCGUUCCUGUGAACAGCUGGCUACUACAGGCGCUUUGUCCCUGACUAUAGUACCCUAGCCAAACCCGUGACUGACUUGACAAAAAAGAAGCUACCCCGACAAGUCCUGUGGUCCUCGGGAGUGUGAGGUGGCUUUCCAAGUGUUAAAACAAGCUCGUCAAUGCCCCCGUAUUAGCUGCCCCAGAUCCUAACAAACGCUUUAUCGUCCACACAGACGCUUCAAUGUUUGAACUGUGGGCAGUUUAGAGUCAGAAUGGAGAAGACGGAGGAGAGGACCCGGUCGCCUACCUAAGCCAGAAACUUACUCCGGUGGAGUCUUGCCCUUCAACCCUACGGCCGGCCGGGCAAACAAAACGGGAAUGCUGAUGGGCUAUCCCUCUAAACAGACUCUCGGACUAAUAGCUGGGAGACCCGUAAGCCUUACUGGACCCGGAAAGGUCCAGCCACGUCUGCCGGAGCAGGGAGUAAAAGGGGGGGCCAUUGUGAAGAAUUGCAUGCAUUCGGUACUUUUCCUCCCUGCUACUUUGUUUGUUGGAUUUAUUACUAGUUCAUUCCUUACUUUUUAUUCAUCAAAAUCCCUUGUUCUGUAAAAUAGCUAUUUUACCGAACGAGGACCACCCUGGGUAGCAAUUAGAAUGUCGAAUCCUGUGUUAUUGCACGAAACCACAAGCUAAUUGAGUGCUCCUGGGUGGCUGCCAUUUCAGGACACGAACACGUGGCGAGAACAAUGGAUGGCGGCCAGUUUCAAUCUAUCGAACGAGGGGAGAACUCUCAUGUAACCAGCUAAAUUAUAUCUAUGGGGGUUUUCGUGCAAUUUUCAUCCGAACGGAGACUGGCUCGCACCACUGAUUUCAACGCUGAGUCGGCUACAACCUCGUGGUGAGCCGGUCAAACUUCCACACGGUAUAACUCCAAAACUACCGAACGGAUUCUCACGAAAUUUGGAUAUGUUGCUCAAAUCACCCUCAGCUACUCAGGGAUAUAUUGAUAUUUUAUGUAUAAAGUAUGGGGUUAAUGGGUGAGAUUACUUUAAAAGUAAACCUCUGGUUAGAGAAUGGAUAAUGGCAAGGCUAAACUACUCUACUGGAAAUAAAGAGACUCCACUAAAAAUCCCUAAUGAUGCAAAUGGAAGAAAAAAUUAAUUGUAAAAUUAAUAAAAUAUCCAGGAAUAGUAGAUGCCUUAAAAAUUAGUAUUGUAAAAUAUAAAUAAAUAAAGUAUAAAAUAACAAAAAACAGUUGUGUCCAAUAUGGAAUUCAAGUCCAAUUGUUAACAGUCUCUUUGCUAAAAAGCUAUAUCAUAAUAGCUGUGAAUGAAAUAGAUAAAUAGUCUUUUUAAUCUUUUUUUGUAAGCUAAUUCAGUUCACUCCAGUUAUAGAUGAACUGGAAUCUAGAUACUGAAUUAGUUAUUUAGUAUAGUACAAUAUAACAAUAUAUAUGGUCCUUAUAAUUGUAAUAUUGUAUCUUGUACUAGAGAAUAGAUAACUAACUGACAGGCUAUGUGGAGUAGCCUUUAGUUAUAAUACUUUACUCCUGAUAAUAGGAAAUAAAGUGAUGCAAUAAAAUAAGAUCCAAGUGCUAAUAUAGAGAAUUAUUCCAAGUAUUGGUGUAUUAAAAAGUAGAUUUAUUGUAAGAUAAACUUGAAAUAAAAAUUAAAAAGCAAAAGGUUACACUCACAUUGAUUAAAAGUUAUGCUGAAUAUGGAGCCAGAGGAUGGUGUAAGCAGCUGAAAAAAAUAGACUGUCCGAUCAUCAGAUGUGAAGUGUAUAGUUUUCAAGCCGCGUGCGUUCCACCAGUUUCUCCGUCUGCGUUCCAGAUGCAAAUCAGCAGUGUUGCGGUAGAUGCCGGAAAGAUGCCGAAAAGCAAUGAAAUGUCGUUCUGUUGUUCCUUACGCGUUUCGUGAGGCUUAGCUCACUUCAUCAGAGGAUGUCUGAUUGGGGAUUCUUGUGGGUUUAAAUAGCCAGCAGAACUUCUGGCUUAUGUUAACCCCUUAUGGUUAAUGUUGAAUAUAGAUAUAACAAGUGUGUGCACAAUGUGGAAGAUGUGCAAUACGAAGCUCUAUACACCUCAAAGUGGAAUCCCCUUUACCACUUUAAAAUCAACAGUAUACAUACAUAAAAUGGGUGGAGCUUCUCAAAAUAACAAUAUAACAGAUAUUCUGUAAAAUAGAAUAUAAACCAUAGUGCAAUACAGUAAUAUAAAUAAAAUUUAAGUAUAUAUGUAGCAGGUAUUCCACUCACAAGCCUAGAGUCAUAGUUUCAUAUGACUCAGAUGAUAUGUGCCUUUGGACCAAUUUAGGAUGUCCAGAUCCUUCUUUCUUGCAGGAUUCCGUCUGUGACCACCUUUAACCAAUUUCCAGACCAAAAGAUGUCAGGUCAACAGUAGGUUUCUAAAAGGUUGGUACUUUAUUUAAAAUAAAAAUCUUUUAAAAGAAAUAAACAUUUAAAAUCAAAAUAAAAUGAAACAACUUUAAAUGUUUCGUCACUUCCGGGUACUACUCUCGGUUAAUUGGAACGCUCAAUGCGUUCCACCAGCAACAUCCUCCAUUCUUUUCGUUCGAUCCACUCUGGCAACUUAUUUUUCACAUAUUUCUAUGUAUAUAUUGAUGUACUAUAUUAGUAUAUCAUUAUUGUGGAGGUCUGUUCUAUAUACUAUUUUACAUAUCUUGGUAAACUCUACAUACAUAUUGAAAGAUCCCAAUCUACAUUAUACAAGACAUUUUUCUUAAGAUGUUUUUAUAGGGAGAGAGUGAUUUCCAUAUUUUAAAGUGCUCUUAUAUUAUAAAAGUGAUACAAACAUUUCCCCUUAAAGUGCUUUUAUAUAUUGAAGUGCUUUUCAGUGCUUUUAUGGUGUUAUAAAUAUUUCCACAAUAGUGUUCAAAAGUAUGCCAUUUCGAAAACUAAAAAAAGAGGGAAAAUUUCAAAAAUAGGAUCCUUGCUAAAAAUACAUAUAAUUGUGCAAAAUACAAAAAAAAAAAAAAAUCAGCGAAGAUAUCAGAAUACUUAGACAAAUUGUUGCAACCUCUGGUCGUAUGCAAUCCCGCUUAUCUAAAAGACACCAUACAUAUUCUGAAGCUUUUAGAAGAGAUAACUUGGAAAGAGGGCAAUUUUUUGGUUACGUGCGACGUAACCUCUCUUUAUAGCAUCAUACCACACAAGAUUGGAUUGGAAGCUGUGCAAUAUUUUUUAAGGAAACAUAUUUUAAAGAAGAACAGAUUUUAUAUAUCUUAGAAGGUAUUCACCUGAUUCUAACUAACAACUUUUUUUGGUUUCAAGACAUUUUUUAUCUUCAAAUUCGGGGAACGGCGAUGGGCACCAAGUUCGCUCCCAGUUAUGCGAACCUGUUCAUGGCAUAUUGGGAAGAGAAGUUCGUAUUUGAAGGACAUGCCUGGGCAGCGAACUUGGUGUGCUAUCGUCGUUUCAUCGACGAUAUAUUUUUUAUUUGGGCAGGAACUAGGACAGAGUUAGAUGUUUUUAUUACAUUUUUAAAUAAAAAUGAUUGGAAUAUUAUUUUAACGGCGCAAAUAAGUGAUGAAAAGUAUAAAUUUUUUAGAUCUCGAUAUUAAUAUUACGAACACCUGCAUUAACACAAAGAACCAUUUCAAAGAUGUAGAUGCAAAUGGAUACAUUCGGAAAGAGAGCGGUCACUACACACCCUGGUUAAGGAACGCACCCAGAGGACAAUUUUUAAGAAUUAGGCGCAACUGUACUAAUGACGAAGACUACCUAUUACAAGCAGAAAGGAUAAAGACCCAAUUUCUCCAAAAAGGAUAUGCAGAAAUAGAUUUACAGACCUCUCUAGAAGAUGUUCGCACAAUACCAAGAAAGAACCUUUUAAUAUAUAAAGAUAAAAAGGGGAAACAGAAAUGGAACAAUGAUGUCCCAUUUAUUUGUAACUUUAAUGGGAAUUAUAAAAAAGUUAACAAAAUUAUAAAUAAACAUUGGCAUAUCUUGCAAGACGAUCCAGUCUUAAAAAAUAUCUUGUCAGAAAAACCUAAGAUCAUUUACAGGGGAGCAAAAAAUUUCAAAAGCACCUUAGUACAAAGUAGUGAUAAUCAAAUUUUGGUGGAAAAAAAUUUCCUACGGCAAAAUAAAGGCUUUUAUGGUUGUGGUCAGUGUUUAGCAUGCAGAAACACUAAAAGUAGGAAGCGACAUAUAAUAGAUGUGGAACCUUGGAUAAAUCAAAAAUUUCAAAUCCGAGAUCAUUUAACUUGCUACUCCAAAGGGGUCAUUUAUGUCCUAAAGUGUCAGUGUAAUCUCCUAUAUGUAGGAAGAACGAUUAGAUGCUUAAAUACGAGAAUAGCAGAGCACACGAGGAAUAUAAAAAAUGGAUUGGAGUCACAUAGCGUCUCCAACCAUUUUAAGACAUUCCAUAACCAAGAUCCUAAAGGACUGUUCUUUUGUGCAAUAAAAUUGGUUAAAAAAGAUUGGAGAGGAGGAGAUUACAUUAGGAAAAUAGGAAGAGAAGAAAUGAGAUUUAUUUUUAACUUUAACACUAUGGUUUAAAUCAAGAUUUUGAAUUAUGUCAUUUCAUGAACUAAAAAAGUUUUUUUUUUUUUUUUUGCACAAUUAUAUGUAUUUUUAGCAAGGAUCCUAUUUUUGAAAUUUUCCCUCUUUUUUUAGUUUUCGAAAUGGCAUACUUUUGAACACUAUUGUGGAAAUCUUUAUAACACCAUAAAAGCACUGAAAAGCACUUCAAUAUAUAAAAGCACUUUAAGGGGAAAUGUUUGUAUCACUUUUAUAAUAUAAGAGCACUUUAAAAUAUGGAAAUCACUCUCUCCCUAUAAAAACAUCUUAAGAAAAAUGUCUUGUAUAAUGUAGAUUGGGAUCUUUCAAUAUGUAUGUAGAGUUUACCAAGAUAUGUAAAAUAGUAUAUAGAACAGACCUCCACAAUAAUGAUAUACUAAUAUAGUACAUCAAUAUAUACAUAGAAAUAUGUGAAAAAUAAGUUGCCAGAGUGGAUCGAACGAAAAGAAUGGAGGAUGUUGCUGGUGGAACGCAUUGAGCGUUCCAAUUAACCGAGAGUAGUACCCGGAAGUGACGAAACAGGAAAUGGUACGAUUGGAACGCAUGUUGCGUUCCAACCGAAUAAGACACUAACCCGGAAGUGACGGAACAGGAAGUGACAUCAGUGGAACGCAAGACUGCGUUCCACGGAAGCGAAAACCGGAACCCGGAAGUAAAAUUGAGCGGACUGUUUAAAUAACCGAAGAGACUAAGCAGUGGACAUUUUAGCCAACUGAGGAAGCCUGUUGUACCAGGCGAAAUGCGUUUUGGCGAUUACCAAGGACUAUAUAGCCCCAUUUAAAGUUGUUUCAUUUUAUUUUGAUUUUAAAUGUUUAUUUCUUUUAAAAGAUUUUUAUUUUAAAUAAAGUACCAACCUUUUAGAAACCUACUGUUGACCUGACAUCUUUUGGUCUGGAAAUUGGUUAAAGGUGGUCACAGACGGAAUCCUGCAAGAAAGAAGGAUCUAGACAUCCUAAAUUGGUCCAAAGGCACAUAUCAUCUGAGUCAUAUGAAACUAUGACUCUAGGCUUGUGAGUGGAAUACCUGCUACAUAUAUACUUUCAUUUUAUUUAUAUUACUGUAUUGCACUAUGGUUUAUAUUCUAUUUUACAGAAUAUCUGUUAUAUUGUUAUUUUGAGAAGCUCCACCCAUUUUAUGUAUGUAUAAUGUUGAAUAUAGCACUGGAUUCACUCAAUAGUACAAUCAAAUACAAUAAAAGAUUUUUUAAAAUUUGAACAAAAAAAGAUUAUAAUACAUAUUGGACCUAUAUAUACUACUCAUUAAAAAAGAGAUAAAUAACAUAAUAUAUUGAAUUUAAAAGAUUAUAAAAGAGUCACAUAUUGAAAUAUAUUAUCAUAAAAAUAAUAAUAGUAUAGUUAAACAAUUCAAAAGUUAUUUGAUACUUGAUUAAAACUCAUUUAUUUAAAAAAUUAUUAAUCAUAAAGAAAAAAAAAAUAUAUAAAAAAUGUGUUAAUUAUAAAAAAGCUCUUAAUUCAAAGUCUACGUUUAAACCUUUGGGUUCUAGCGUGUCUAACUGAAAUAUCCAUUUGGCUUCUGCUUUAUCUAAUUCUUUUUCUAAAUCUCCUCCUCUCCAUGGAAUAUUUAUUUUUUGAAUUGCCAUAAAGAUAAGUCCCUUAGGAUUCCUUGCAUGUAUGAGAUCAAAAUGUUUCGAAAGAUUAUGUGAAUGGAGUCCAUUUUUGAUGUUUCUAAUAUGUUCUCCCAUUCAUGUUUUAAAAGCCCUUUUAGUACGUCCCACAUACAUUUUAUCACAGGGACAUUUUAAUAAAUAAAUUACUCCAUUAGUUUUACAAUUUAAGUGUGAUUUUAUUUUUAAAAUUUUUUUAAUUUUUUCUUAAAAACAUUCAAUUUUUUUUUUUAAAAUUUCAAUUCAAAAAAUAAAUAUUCCAUGGAGAGGAGGAGAUUUAGAAAAAGAAUUAGAUAAAGCAGAAGCCAAAUGGAUAUUUCAGUUAGACACACUAGAACCCAACGGUUUAAACGUAGACUUUGAAUUAAGAGCUUUUUUAUAAUUAACACAUUUUUUAUAAUUUUUUUUUUUUUUUUCUUUAUGAUAAUUUUUUAAAUAAAUGAGUUUUAAUCAAGUAUAAAAUAACUUAUGAAUUGUUUAACUAUACUAUUAUUAUUUUUAUGAUAUAUUUCAAUAUGUGAAUCUUUUAUAAUCUUUUAAAUUCAAUAUAUUAUGUUAUUUAUCUCUUUUUUAAUGAGUAGUAUAUAUAGGUCCAAUAUGUAUUAUAAUCUUUUUUUGUUCAAAUUUUAAAAAAUCUUUUAUUGUAUAUGAUUGUACUAUUGAAUGAAUCCAGUGCUAUAUUCAACAUUAACCAUAAGGGGUUAACAUAAGCCAGAAGUUCUGCUGGCUAUUUAAACCCACAAGAAUCCCCAAUCAGACAUCCUCUGAUGAAGUGAGCUAAGCCUCACGAAACGCGUAAGGAACAACAGAACGACAUUUCAUUGCUUUUCGGCAUCUUACCGGCAUCUACCGCAACACUGCUGAUUUGCAUCUGGAACGCAGACGGAGAAACUGGUGGAACGCACGCGGCUUGAAAACUAUACACUUCACAUCUGAUGAUCGGACAGUCUAUUUUUUUCAGCUGCUUACACCAUCCUCUGGCUCCAUAUUCAGCAUAACUUUUAAUCAAUGUGAGUGUAACCUUUUGCUUUUUAAUUUUUAUUUCAAGUUUAUCUUACAAUAAAUCUACUUUUUAAUACACCAAUACUUGGAAUAAUUCUCUAUAUUAGCACUUGGAUCUUAUUUUAUUGCAUCACUUUAUUUCCUAUUAUCAGGAGUAAAGUAUUAUAACUAAAGGCUACUCCACAUAGCCUGUCAGUUAGUUAUCUAUUCUCUAGUACAAGAUACAAUAUUACAAUUAUAAGGACCAUAUAUAUUGUUAUAUUGUACUAUACUAAAUAACUAAUUCAGUAUCUAGAUUCCAGUUCAUCUAUAACUGGAGUGAACUGAAUUAGCUUACAAAAAAAGAUUAAAAAGACUAUUUAUCUAUUUCAUUCACAGCUAUUAUGAUAUAGCUUUUUAGCAAAGAGACUGUUAACAAUUGGACUUGAAUUCCAUAUUGGACACAACUGUUUUUUGUUAUUUUAUACUUUAUUUAUUUAUAUUUUACAAUACUAAUUUUUAAGGCAUCUACUAUUCCUGGAUAUUUUAUUAAUUUUACAAUUAAUUUUUUCUUCCUUAUGUAUAAAGUAUGUUUCUAAUAAUUGUGAAAAAUUUUAACUUUUCUGGCCACUAGAUAAUUGAGUUUGAUAAGCGCUCAAACCCAAUUAUCUAGCCUGGCCCAGAGGAGGAGUUAUGUACUGUAUAAAUUGUGUGCCUUGUUUCUCAGUAAAUCAGACUUGUUCCAGCAUUAAGCCUUGGCUCAUGUGUGGAUUAUUCGGCGAUACCAGCGAUUUAUUACUCUGUGGAUUACUUGGCGAUUUUAUUUUAUGGGAAGAAGGGAAUGCUUGACGGAUUAAAGGAUUGUACCGUCACACUUUGAUCUCAAUCUACUAGUUGUUUUUAUAAUUGCAUUCUUUAUAAUAGAGCUUUCUUCCAGAGCUGCAUAGAACUUGUCAGUCAGUCUGGGGCUGCUAAAAAAGGCACCAGGUGACAGAAGGGAGCCCCUGGUAUUGCCAAAACUGAAGAAUGUCUCAGUGCCCCCUAAAGGUUUUUUUGUUAAUGGUUUUAAGUUAGGAAAUAAAAAAUUUGUAGAUGAAAUGUAUCUCCUGAUGAUGUACAAAACCAGUUUGAUAAACCGAACCAUGAAGAAAAAUAUUUUUUGCAUAUAUCAAGAUUUAGCACGAAGAACAACUUUUUGCUGUCUUGAAUUUAAAGGGAUCCUUCUUAAAAUAAAUAGUACAGCAGCAGCUUGCCCUGCUUUUGAGUUUAAAAUCGCGUUAUGACUUUCUAUCCUCAUUUUUUGCUAAACUUUCUUCUAGGAAGCCCAGGCGUAUGCAGACGACAACAGUUUGUUGUUCAUGGAAACUUCUGCUAAAACAGCUAUGAAUGUGAAUGAAAUCUUUAUGUCAAUAGGUAACUCAUUUAUAAUGUGUGUAUAUAUAUUUUUUGUUUUUAGUACUUACAGGCCAUGGUAGCAUAUGUUUGAGAUCUUAUUUAAACCCCUUCCAUCUCACCUUAGCGCUUGUAUAUACCAUAGAACAAAAUCAAUAUAUUAAGUACUUUUUUUGUUUUUAACUUUAUGGAACUUUAUCACCUAACAUGUAACAGGUUCAUAUGGAUUUUAGUAUCUUUGCCCCCCUAAACACAUAUCGCUAUGGCUAGCCGUUGACAUUUUUACGUUUUUAUGGAUGAUACUCUGUUUAAACAAAAAUACAAAAAUAAGUCCUGCACUCAAACUUCCAUUACUCAUGGUCUGCAGCAAUGACCAUAGUACACCUCAGCCCCAAUACAUACAAUAAAUACCAAAGAAAAGUUACUUGCGCACUAUUCCAAAUCCCUAUGCAUAUUUAAAUAACAGGAGGCUUUUAGUAUCACUCCAAUGGCCUUUAGGUGUAAGUUCACCUGCAACAUUAAUGCAAACCCCAUGUGUUCCCUAUUAAGGAUUUAUGUAAGGGUUUAGAAAAAUACUCUUCUCUAUCUCAUUAGAGUUUUUUUAUUUUAUUUUUAUUUAUUUUUUUACCUGAAGGAAGCAGGGUAAGUUAUUUAUAUUUAUAUAUAUAUAUAUAUAUAUAUAUAUAUAUAUAUAUAUAUAUAUAGUGACAGGUGAGCUUUAAACCUAAUGGCCAUUGGAGUGGUACUAAAAUCCUCCGUUUAUUUAAAAAUACAUAGGGAUUUGGAAUAGUACACAAGUAACUCUUUUCUUUGGUUUAUAUGGAUACUCGAUUUAAAUAUGGAUUUAGCUUAAUUCCAUACUUACUUGCCAUUUAUGAUUUUGUUGAGUUAAACACAAAAAGACAGAACCCACUACAUGUUGUAGAUCAGUGGUCUGUAGUGAUUAUGGUGUUUGGAGUGUUCCUUUAAAGCAGGCUUCCCCAAACUCCGGCCCUCCAGAUGUUACUGAACUACAACUCCCAUGAUUCUAUGAAUGAACUAGAGGCUGAAGUUUGAGGAAACCUGCUUUAAAGGGAGUCUAUAGGCACCCAGACCAAUUUAUCUCAAUAAAGUGGUCUUGGUGCUAUACCUUUGUCUGUAACCCCUUAAGGACAAAGCCAAAAACAAGACGUAAACAAAACCUGGAAUUUGUGCUUCAACCAUAAUUCACCUCUUUCAUAUUAAGCGCACCCACACUUAUUAUAUAUAAUUUUGUUCAGUAGAAACAGGGCUUUCGUUUGAUAUCACAUAUUUAUAUAUGAAACCUAAACGAAUGUGAAUAAAAUCUAAAAUAGUGUGAAAAAUUAAUAAAGUUAAUAAAGUUCUGCUUUACAUUUUAAAUGUGAAAGUCAUAAUAACUGUUAGAUUUUACUGCAAUAAAAUACAUAUAUUUGUAUUCAGCAAUGUCUUAGGAUAACAACAAUAAACCCAUGAACAGGUUUUAUGAGUUUUUGGAAACUUACAGCGCUUACAGGGCUUUCCCCUUUUUUCAUUUUUGUGCAUUGAAAUUUGCCAGAUUGGUUUGCUGGGCCUAUGUUGCCUUUAAGACCGUAUUGUAGCCCAGGAAUGAAAAUUAACUCCAUCUUGGCAUACCAUUUGUAAAAGUAGACAACCCACGGUAUUCAAAAUGGGGUAUGUCCAGCCUCUCACAAACCCUGGGCAAAGAUAGCAUUUAUAUGUGUUAUUUUGCAUUUUUCUCAAAUAAAUUGCCCUUUCACCGAUGAUAUCCGUAUUAUACAUUUUACUACUCUAAAACACUCAUUUGUGUAAAGUAUUGGCUAUGUUGUCUUUGAGAUGGUAUGGCAGGCCAGGAAUGAAAAUUAACCUCACCUUGGCAUACCAUUAAAAAAAAAGGUAGACAACCCACAGUAUUCAAAAUGGGGUAUGUAGAGUCUUUUUUUUUUUUUUAGUAGCAACUUAGUCACAAACGCUGGCCAAAGUUUGCGUUCAUUUUAGUUUUUGGCAUUUUUUUUACACAAAAACUGCACGUUUACGAUCAUAGUCGUGAUAAGUUUUACUGUUUUGAAACACUUAUCUUUGUGUUCAUCGAAGUCUCCCAAGUACAAUAGACCCCCUCCCCCAUGUCCAGGUUUAAUGGUGUUUUGGAAAGAUACAGGGAUAAACAUAGGACUUGCAAAUUAAAUUCUCUGGACUUGCUGCCUGGGUUGUCAAAUUAUAAUUAAUAAAAUGACUUAAUUAUGUAAAACGAUUAAAUAAAAAUACAUGUAGAAUUUAAAUAUAUAUAAUAUAUUUUGUAUAGAUGUGUAUGUAUGAAAUGUAUGUAUUUAAAUCCUACAUGUUUUUUUUAACAGAUUUGAUUUAUUUAUAAUUUGACAAUUUUUAUUGGUUUAGCUACAUCAAUAUCAAUAUAACAUUGUAUCGAACACAACAUAACAGAUAGGUAUAGUAUGUUACAGCAAUGUACAUGUUAGCGGAGUAUAAAUGAUGCUAACAUUGCAAGAGUUAAAUGAUGCUAACAUUGCAAGUGUCCAUUUGCAGUGCUGAACCAACAGUUUCACCAAUUGGUUAAUACAUACUAAACAAUGCUGAGAUUUUGAAUUUGAAAAUGAACAAAGAAUUGGAGGUGGAGGGGAAGCAGAGGGGUGGUAGUGGGAAACUGGGUGGAUGGGAAGGUCACUGUGUGUAUUAUCUCUGAGUGACUGUGCUGGAGGGAAGAGUAGAGUCUUUCAUUUUACACUCUUACGUUGGCUAAGUACAUUUUACAGCCAUGUUGUUUGGUGCUAAUUUAGAGAUUAAGUUCUGCAGUCAUAUUGGCAGUGACUUUUGGUAAUUAGUCCCCAUAAUGUGGGCAAGUUUCAUAGGUUUCCUGUUCCCAAAUUGAGAGGCAAACAUUGCCCUAUAUGUUCAAUUGGGAGCAAUCUGUUUUAUAAGAGCAGACCGCAAGGGGGCCAAUGGGGAUUUCCAUAGUCUACAUAGUACUAGGACAGCGGAGAUGAGGAUCUGGUAUAAGGCUGCCCGUUUUGCUUUGGGCAGUGUCUUUGGAGGUAUGAAAAGUAUGCAUAGCUCUAGGGUCAGUAAACGGAGUAUAACAGAAGUUUAAGAGCCAUAAUGUAUUUUUAUAUUUUUUUACAAAUUAAAUACUCAAUAUAUAAAACAAAUGUAUAUUACAACAUGGCUAUUGAACAAAUAUGUCAUUGCUUAUCAUGUUUAUAUUUGUAUUAAGUCUGUAUGCAAUAUUUUACAUUAAGACAUGGUACUAUUUUUUUUUUACAUGAACUGUGUUUUAAUAGCUUGACAAAGGCAGCUAUAUUUCCAGCAUGGCUAUUUUGGUCUAAAACCUGGGACUUACUUUGAAUUUCUGAAAGUUGACCUCUUAGUGAAUAAGCCAUUUAAUGUCAUGCACCUUUGAAUUUUGGUUUGAUUUACAGUGAAAUAUGGAGAUAUUAGUACAGUUUUGUCAAAUAGUAUAGGAAUGUUGUGCACUUCAUAGAGUAGCUAAUGAAUCAAUAACCAAUACACGUUAGGGCAAUACAAGACUUCUGUCUAACAAUUUAACGAGUUUGGUGCCCAUGCCUUUAACAGUUUUCCGGAAGCCAUUCACGCGCAAGUGUAAGAGAACGUGUACCUUGGUUGAGUUUGGGAUUUUCUCAUGCCUGGAGAUGUGUUGGUGGUAUCGUGUUAGUAUUAAGAGCUGCCGUUGACCCACGCCCUCUGCUUAGUGGGGACCGGCACUUCGGAUGUGGGGCAUUUUCGCUACAGCUUUUGACAAGGUGUGCAUACCAUACCCGUGGUCAGGUAACAGGAACACCUUGUCUGCCCAUGUGAAGGGGGAAUUCCUUCACAUGUGUGUGCAUGUCUGAGGUUCCAUUUGUAGUGGUAGGCUUUUGCUUUUUGAAAAAUUGACUUGAAAGUUUAUAUAAGGAUAUUUCCUCCAUCAGAGGGGGAAUUGACGUUUCGGACGAUUGUAUAGUGAAAAGAAGGUCAUCUGCGAAUGCUGAGAUUUAAUAUUCUGCGUGUUGUACUUGUAUGCCCUUGAUGUCUGGGUUCUCCCUGGUCCCAUUCAGGAAUGGCUCUAGGAUGAGAAUAAAGACGAGGGGGAACAGGGGGCAACCCGGUCUCGUGACGUUUUUUAUGUGCACUGGAUUCUAAAGUUGUCCAUUGAUCCGGAGCCUCGCGAUAGGGGUGAAGUAUAUGGCCUGUAUCCAGCGUAACCAACAUGGACCGAAACCUAGUUUUUGCAGGGUGGCUAUUAGAAGCAAAGUGCAGCCUCUAGUUUGUUUAGCAUCAGGGCUAAAUCUUGUUUGGAGAGAAGAGCUCUGAUUAGAUUUCUGAUGUCUUUGUCCGUCUGGUGAGCUGAGUCUUCCAAUCUUGAGGGGCUCGAUGGCGUGGAACAGGGAGGAGGUGAGUCCGGCGCCAUAUUGAAGCCUGCCAGGUCGGGUGGGAGCUCUGCUGAAUCUCGGAAAUAUUUUGUUAGAGCCACGGAUUUUCCAGCAUGGGUCUUGCCUGAAGGUUGAUGCCCUGCAUUGGAUCGUUUUAGAUGUCCCAUUUUGCGUGUUAAGUGUCUGAUGGAGUUGGAUUGGUCUUUCUAGAUAAGGGAGCUCAGUUAGCACUCGUCCGUGCGGCCGAGUAUAUAUUUAUAUAUUAUAUAAAGUAGACAUCACAGGCUAUUUACCUAAGGUGGUUUUGACACUUUCUACAUAGCCAUUUCACCGCCAACCUCUGCUAAAUAUUGGAGUAAAAUUUAGUUUUUUGGGGUUUUUGGCACACAAACUUAUAACAAAGAGCUUCUCAUGUUUAUUUUGUAAAGUUGGUGUGUGCUAUUCCUGUACAAAGUUUUAUCUUGUGUUCAGUUACAUCUGCUGAUUAAAAUGACACCCCCAUUGUAUGUCUUUGGCACUAUUUCGUGAAGUUACAGUGCCAUUUAGGUGACCUGUCCUUUUCAGUAUUCACAGUAGAUUUUUGAGAGACGGAUUUAAUGAGCCUAUGCAUCCAUUUGGGGUAUUAUAACAGUUUAACUGUUCAAAAAAAACCCACAAAGGCCUACCAUUUGUAAAAGUAGACACUCCAGGGUAUCUCAUAAGGUGCAUAUUGUGCCUUAACAUGCUCCCAUUUUUUCACCAAUAUAUGCCAAAUUAUGUCGUAAAAAAUAAUUUUGUGCGUUUUUUACAUAUGGAUUGCAUUUUUGCUAGGCAUUUUGUGUAUUUCACAUGUGCCACUAAGUUCAAACCCCCCAAAUUAUGCUCAGCUAAGGCUUCUGAGUAAAAUGACACCCCCAUAGUCUUUGGCACUAUUUCGUGAAGCUACAGUGCCAUAUAGGAGACCUAUCCAUUUCAGUAUUUACAGUACAAUUUUGAGAGAUGGAUUUAAUUGGCCUAUGCUUCAAUUUGGGACAUUAUUGCAGUUGGAAAGUUCAAAAAAACCCACAAAGGCCUACCAUUUCCUAAAGUAGACACCCCAGGGUAUUUCAAAAGGCAUAUUUUAAACCUUAGCGUAGGAUAAUUUUUUUGUUAGUUUGUACCAAGUCUAGUUACAAUGAGCAUUUUUUCUGCCUUUUUGACACACACUUGGAGAUGUUACUGUAUAUUUUGUAAUCCUUAUGUGUGCUAUGGCAGUAGAACACCUAAUAUGUUGCUCAGCUAUGUCCUCUUAGUGCAACAAUACCCCCAUGUGUACCUUUUUCAGGGUUAUGUGGAUGUUGAAGGGGCACCUUGGAGACACAUCACUUUCAUAUUUUUCAAAAGUGGAUGCUGGGCCAAAGUGUUAUUUUAGCAGCCCAGGACUGCAAAUUACCUCUCAAAGACCACAUAUAUUUUUAAGUAUAAGCAGCUCAUCAAUUCAAAUUAUGAACAAGUGCAUACUAUUUGCUGUGAAAAGGGGGAAUAGUUGGCUUAAUCCUAUCUGGGGGUAGUACCCAGUAAUCUGUGUCACGGGCAACGCUGUCACGGAUUCCAAAACACAGACAGACUACAAAGAGAGAGAACACAGAGAGAGACACUUGUAAUACCGGUCCUUAGAAUGGCCGGGCUAUACAAGCAGAGAAUAGUCAAGGUACAAGCCGAGGUCAAAGGGGUAAAGAGAAACGGAACAACGAUAGGACAAGCCGAGGUCAAGGAUCAGAGAAGACAGGAUAAACGGGAGACAAAGCCAAGAUUUGGUAACCAGACAGUUGACUAAAUUCACACCCCAAAACUGGUCUGCUUAUUCGGCCUGGGUGUGGAAAACUUUAAAACAGUGGCCAAUACAUAGGCCGGGCUGAGAGGGGCAAUCAGGGCAGUAAUAGCUAGUCUCAACUCUUACGCCCCUCUUGUAACACACCCUGCAUCUUUUCUGGGGGUUUUUCUUUCUGGGGGUUGAUGGAAUCUUGAAGCAGAAGUGACCUACCUCCAUUCUUCUGCUAGGCUCGACUGAUGGUCCCCCUCUGUGGCACUCAAGUAACCCAGAAAUGAGCUGAAAUUGAAAUGAAAGGAAUGUGCAUUUCAGCUCAGCUUUUGCCUUUUUAAAAAUAAUAAAGGCAUUGUGGACUGCCGUCUGCAUUAUAUAUAUGCCCACUUUUUUAUACCAUGCCCUGGUUUUGCGCAUGAUUAGAUACGGCUGCAUUAGUUGAUCGGACAGAUCAACUCCCCCCAUAUGCCGAUUAUACUGCUGUAUGCAGACUGGCACCCGUUUAUAUUCCUCUCUGCCACGAACUGCGACCCUGCGAGUGUUUUCCCCGUGGAUGGUAGUUAGGAUGAAAACCUCCUUUUUAUCGCGGUACUUGAGUGCCAGCAGUUCAUUCUGGCAGAGAGCUGCUGUUUCCCCCUUUUUUUAUUUUUUUUCUGCUAGAGCCUUUGGGAAACCUGUGCGACUCUUCCUGAUAGUGCCACAGGCCACGGUCUCAAAACAGUACAGCAUUUGUAAGAGUGGGAUGCUGUUAUAAAAGCUAUCGAUGUAUAAGUGAUAACCAUAGUUAAGUAAGGGCAUUAUUAAAUCCCAGACAAUUUUCUCACUUGUCCCUAUUAUAUCUGGGCAACCUGGGGGAUCAAUGUGGCUAUCCCUUCCUCCGUAUACACGGAAGGUGUAUACAUAGCCACUGCCACUUUCACAUAAUUUAUAAAAUUUGAUCCCAUACCGGGAUCUUUUGGAUGGGAUAUAUUGUCUAAAUCCCAGUCUAACCUUAUAUUUCAUGAGGGACUCAUCAAUUGAAAUGUAUUUUUUGGGGGUGUAAAUAGUGGCAAAUUUUUCAUUUAAGUGGGAAAUUAGGGGGCGUAUUUUAUAAAGAAUGUCAUACUGCGGAUGACCUUUUGGGGGGCACUUCAUAUUGUCAUUAAAGUGCAUAAAACGCAGUAUGUCCUCAUAUCGCUCCCUAUGCAUUGUCUGGGAAAAAAUGGGGUAUUAAAAAUAGGACUUUUAGUCCAAUACAUUCUAAUUGUGGGCUUUUUAACUAUCCCCAUUAACAUUGUCAGUGCCCAGAAUUGUUUAAUUUCUGGCACACUGGUUGGGUACCAUCUCUCUGUCCUGGCGAUUCGGGAGUCUUGGUUGCGUGCAAGAUAUUGCUCCGCAUACAGAUUUGUCUGGGUAACUACCUCCCCAAAAAAAUCAUCCCCCAAAAACAGCUCCAUACAAUCCAGCGCAUUAUAGCCAGACAGGUCAGCCUGUAUGCCAGGAUUGGCAGUGAACACUGGGAUGUCUGGCGAAAAAUGAUUAGGGGGUACCCAGUCAUCUGUGCCAUAUUGAACAUUAGGGGAAUCAGCGAUUUCCUCUGAUGUUACUGCAGAAUCUGGCACAUAGUCCCUGUCCCCUGCGUCACUCUGAGGCAGUGUCGGUCGCCUCUGAGUCAGCGGCUAACAGGGCAUAAGCCUCCUCUGCGCUAUACUUUCGCAACAUUGUUAAUACAGUUAACACAGAAACAAGAAAACUUUAACUAAAUAACUAAACUUUUUUUUUUUUUUUUACCCCUAACUAAAUUCCCCAGUUAACACUAAAUUCCACCCACCCAACUAACUAAAUCACAAAUUAAUAAAAUAAAAUAAUAAAAUUGAACCCCUUAGGGUUACAAAAAAAAAUAAAAUUUAACCCUUAAGUGUAAAAAAAAAAUAGAUCACAGUAAAGUACUGUGACCUGUAUAUUGAUCACUGCUAGCAAGGGAAAGGGUUAAUUUUUUUUUUUUUUGACAGGGGAAAGGGAUAGGAAAUUUUUAUUAUAACUUAACUAAUAUUCAGGGAAACAAUGUAGCACCGAUCCGUCUCUCUCCACUUCACAAACCCACAAGAGGUGGAGGGAGGCGGAUCAGAUGUCCCAGCAGCAUUGUGACCGCUGUGACUGGCUGUCACAGCGAUCACAUGUGCUGGGACAUCGCGAUUUGCUGUUGCUGGUCUGCCCCUGACUCAGAGGCACCCAGCAACAGCGUUAACCCCGCGAUCGCCGGAACUGCAGCGAUCGCGGGGUUAAUUUUACCGCGUGACAGACGAGGUCCGUCACCCGUCGUUAAGGGCAUCCCCAGGAUGACGGACCUCGUCCGUCACCCGUCCUGAAGGGGUUAAAAAAUAUAUAAUAUAUACAAAUAGUGUGUGUGUGUGCCUGCCUGUGUUUGUGUCCUAAGUGUAUUGUUAGAUAUCUAUCUCAAAAUACACUUAGGAAGUUAUAUAUAACUUUCUACAUCUAUAUCUCUUGGGUGGGUUAAAAGUUCAGUGAAGUGCCACUUUAAUCUUUUAACCGAAAACAUUGCCGUUUUGCAAGAACAGCAGUGUUUACAUUGUGGAGUUAAUUGUUGCUGUCAGAAAGUUAUCUGGAUCUCAGGUGGUCUUUUGUGACCAGGUGGUCUCUUUAUUCAGUGAGAUGCUGGAAAUUCCAGCAGCUGGGCUUUGGCUCACUAUAAUGCAUCCAAAUGCGAGGCGGUGCUCAAUACUGCUCCUCUGUCCUUUUCCUACCUAAAGAAGCCCUGCGGCUGGGGUAUAGGUUAAAAAGAGAAAAGAGCUUCCUGCCCAACACUCAGAUCUACAUGUCCUUGGGCGAUUGAAACUCCACAUCCCUGCACUUAAUAGGUGUCAGAAUGAUUUAUAACAUGCAAUUAUGAUGGCCUGCAUAUGCUGGAUUGGUGUGACGUCCCCCAAAAUAGAGAAAACUAUACCCUUAAAAAAGGUUGUGGAACCAGUCUGUUUGAGAUGGUCCAUCACAGGACCAAGGGUUUUAGCCCUCUGAAAUAAUACAGUAGAAAAUGUGGUGUAAUUAAAACACUUUUAAUUCAUUCAUAUUAAAAUGAAAAACCUAUCUAAAACUACCACAUCGUCCAAACAAAUUAUUAAAAAAUGCAGCGGGCUCUAUGAUUCAAUUAUGCAGGCUUAGGAAGGGAGUAACCCUUAUCAUAAGUUAUUUUGCUAAAUUCGAGAUUAGCCUACAGAAAAUUUAUGUAGAGGUUAAAACUUGUCAUUUAUUUCACACAUUAAAAAAGGAGAAAGGUUGUCACACCAUGAAAGAAAAGUGCUAUCGUGAAAAACAUGUGAUUUCAUAAAGUGAAAGUGAAAAGGGGGGUGUAGAAAGGUGUGUAUAUAUACAACUGUGCUCUAGUUAACUAAAGGUCCCUUGUGCUGGCAGGCAGCCAGACUGUUUAUAGAGGUGGCAACAUAUUUGUCUUCUAGUUGCUUCUGCUGAGGAAUAACAAAUUUGACAUUAAAUAAAGUCUGAGGUUAUGUCCAGAGAUAUGGAUAGCUAAUUAUACUAGAGCAACAAAGAAAAAUUAAGUAGUCCAAAUAGUAUUAAUUCAAAUGGUUGAGAGCUGUCUAAUGGAACUGAUAUUGUUUUGAUAGAAGAUUAGGUGCCCAUGAAGGCACAGCCUAGAACUCCUACUGAAUCACUGUCUAUUCACCAUGCAGCAAAUAUCUCUAGCUGUCUGUUAAAAGGUAAUUGUCCUAUUCUGUGCCUUCAAGGGCACCUAUCGUCUUGAUUAGGGUAAGUGCCUAAGGUGGAGGCAGCUCCUAUCUGGAUUAAUUUUCUAUAAGUAACGACUCAGUAUACCAGCGGCAAAGUGCAGAUCAGGAGGCAGAAUAUCACAUGCAAGAGUUGAGAACUCUAAAUCUUGUGUUUACCAAGUUAAGUAGUGUCCUGACCCGAGCUCCCACGCGCGUUUUGACAGGCAGGCUCUUCAGGGGGAAUGAGUGAGGAUUGGACUCAUGACCUGUUUAUAUGUCGGACUAAAGGGUUCAGAUUGGUUUAAACUCAAUGACCAAUUACUGGGUUUGAAAGAAUUACUGGCAAUUAGAUUUGCCAAUGGUAAGUACCAAGCAGUGUGUGGACCUCAUUACCAUACUGGUUUUCCAGACUAACCAAUGGGAAUAAAAAAAUCAAGAUAGGAUCAGCGCUAAUAAUACCACUAAUAAAAUAUAUAUGUGAUAGUGUAAAGGCAGCACACCUAAAAAGGGGAAAUACCCUCCUAUCCCCUACAAUAAAAUUAGAAAAUAAACAGAAAGGGCGCGCCUUAAUGCCGUAUGUAUCGAAAGGAUUACACACUGUAAUAUUUAGAUAAAACGAAAAGUUAAAGAUAAAUAAUACAGUAUAUAAAAAUAUAUAAAAUAUUUAGAAUAUAUAAAAAUGGUAUAAAAAAUUCGGUUUUUUUGAGUCCAAGGUAAUAGUCCACAGUGAACGAAGAAGAUUCUUGUAUAUCGAUAAAAGCUCUUCCCAAUCGAGACUUGGAUUCUCAAUGGGCCAUAUGUGAAGAGAAAUGUAGAGAAGAUCCAAUAUGUCAGUAUAUAUAUAAAAUCAUAUAAUUGACUCACAUUUUCCAGAGCUAAAAUCCAGCUCUGGUGUGAAGCGCGUGAAGUGGAUUCAUCCCCACUCAAGGAUAUAUGGAGUAAUAAUUCACCAGGAGUUCCAACCGAAAAUAAAAAGAAAUAAAAUAUAUAGUGCUCACUGAAUAACUGGAGUAUAGUUAAAAGAAAGUAUUAAAUGUACUCACAAUAUGUUGAGCAGAAUUCACUGCUCAGAUAAUAGCGUAUGGGUGGUAUAAUCCCCACCUAAGGAUUCUUUGGCGGUUCUUAAAAUGGUGUGAAUCCGAGCAGUCAGGUUAUAGAUGGUUAAAAAAAAUAAAUGAAAAUAAAAUAGGAAUGUGGCUACAACAAAUAUUAUUUUUGAGGCCAAAAUUCCUUUAUUACAAUAGUAUAAAAUAAAUUAAAAUUCUAGACGCGUUUCACCACAAAAGGCUUCUUAAAGUAGAAUAUAAUCAAGACAUAAACCUGGCAUGCAAUUUCUUAUAUAAGGUACAUUGAUUGAAUUGGAAUUUGAAUAUUCCCACCAAAAUGACGUCAUGACAACUAACUUUUUAAGACACAUAUCAAAAUAGUGAAAUAAUGAAAUAAUCCUAAUGUAUAUAUAAUUGGGAGUUGUUAAUACAUAUAAAUUUUAAAAAACGAAGGCUUAAAACCAAUAUAAAAUAAGUAAGAAUGAGUCACGUGACGCGCAGCUAAAUUGCUUCCGCGCCACGUGACUCUGGUUUUUUAUUAACCAAUGGGAAUGUUUAGUUUGUCGGUGUGGCGAAAAAAGGGGUGGGAAACAUGAUGAUUAUCGUAAGAGAAGUUUUUUAGCACCUAGGAUUUCAAUGAGAAUCAAACAUAUGUAUGAUCAUUAACUAUGAUCAGAAUUGUAUUAGAUCAGAGUCUGAACCGUUAUUUUUAAAUUAAUUGUAUUUAUUAUAUUCAUUAUAUUGGCAGUCUGUCAGGCUGUGUUAAUACCUAAAAGAACGUCGAUAUUGAAUGUUAAAUCCUGUUGGAUAUUAAACUUAUUUUGAAGCAAGUCAGACAAUUCACUGGAGCUUUUGGAACCAGUUUACCUUUAAAAUGGAUGGACUUCCUGUCAAGGUUAUAAUCCAAGAUACUAAAGCAAAUUGGUCAAAGUGAUUAAAGAUAGAUUAAAAUUACUAAAAUGUAAACUUUGUUGUAAAAAUAGUAAUUAAAGAUGAUAGAAAUGAAUUAGAUUAUAUAGAUGAAAGUAAUGCUAAACUGUGCUUGUAUUGUUGUGAUCUUAGUGCUAGUAUUGAAGAAAAUGCAGAUGUGCAUAUAUGGUUUUAUAGCGUAAUUGUUUUAUCUGUUGAUAAAUGAGGUGUAAUUAAAUUCCUCAUUUAGACCCAAUGGGGCGAUGGUUUUUAAUUUGAAAAUCCAUUUUGCUUCUUUUUGGAGGAGACAUAAAUUGAAGUCUCUUUCAUUGUGUGACAACAUCCUUUCUCCUUUUUUAAUGUAUGAAAUAAAUGACAAGUUUUAACCUCUAAAUUUGCCUCUAUAUAUAUAUAUUUUCUGUGGGCUAAUCUUGAAUUUAGCAAAAUUGUAGUCUAAACAAAGGUACAAAAAUUACCUGUGAGCUUUCCACACAUUAAAAGAGAAAUAGUAAAAUAGAUGGUGAACCAUAAGAACUGUAUAUAAUUUGUAUCCACAAUGUAUUGGCGUCCUUCCCCCCCCUCCCCGCCAAAAAAAAGAUCCGCUCCUGUCCCAUUUAGUAUACAUCAAACAGCACAAAACCAGUUAAGUCCUACUUGUCUCUAUGCUGUUAAACAGCAAACAAUUGUGAUGGCCUCAAAAUUCCUUGUCUGUUUUGUUUUGAAUUAAGUUAAUUUCAGAUAUAUAAUUGCUAAUUGUAUAUGUCAGUGGCAAGUAACAAACGUAUUGGUAAAUUGUUUUAUAUAAAUAAAAAUUAAAAAUACUUUUGUUUUCCAUGCUCCAGCCAAGAAGCUGCCCAAGAACGAACCACAAAAUAUACCAGGAGCGCCUGGGAGGAAUAGAGGCGUUGACCUUCAGGAAAACAACCCUCCCGCCCGGAGCCAGUGUUGCAGCAAUUGAGUAUUCAAUCCACCCUAAGCCUACCACCUCCUCUCUACAGCCAUCAAAACCAAGAGAGAAAUACUUAAAGAAAAAGGGAAAAAAAAUCUUAAACACAAAAACAAUUAUCUCAAUGAAAUACGGCAACAAUAAAAAUAUAAAUAUGUAUCUCAAAGAAAAUGGAAACUGGACUGAAAAUACACUUUCAAAAUAAUCAUGCUUAACCUCUCCACAAUCAGUUAUCCAUGUGAUGUUUAGGGUUGAGUUGGAUGCUGUGAAUCUAUGUUCCUCGUUCACUCUGCAACUCUGAAUUCUUCUAGAUCAGCGUCUCAUUCCACCUGCACUUUUUAUUUUUUUUCACCCCACUUGUAGAAAUACUAAUUACUUUUUUAAGUCUUAAGUCAUGUUUUAAAACAUAUAUAUAUAUAUAUAUAUAUAUAUAUAUAUAUAUAUAUAUAUAUUUAUUUAUAUUUGAAAUAUGAUCUGAUUAAUAUCCUCCUACAUUUUCUCAUCUUUCAUUUUUGUGGGGUAGGUGGUUUGGCUUUGGAUGGGUGGGAAAUGGGUGUGGUGGGCAAUUCUUCUCCACAGUAUAUGCCCUAAUGCUGCAGCUUUUCUGUUGACCUAUAUAAACCUUGAAAUAAUUAUAUAAAAUGGGACAGUGGGCAAUGAAAAUCUCCAUGCAUAUGUGACUAGAUAUAAACACACACAUUUUUCCCCUAGUUCACUUGCUGCAACAUGAUGUACUGUAGAAAUGGGUACACAUUUUAUUUUCCCUUUUGUUGUUUAUUUUUUAAACUGAAAUACAACCUUUCCAUCCCUUUUCCCACUUUUUUUUUCCCCUGCGUCAUUACUGUGUACCAACAUACAUCUAUUCAUCUAUACAUCAUUCAUCUAUAGUUGUUUGCUAACUGAAACGCAACAGUAAGAAUAUAGAACAGGAAAUUUGCAUUUCCUUUUCUUUCCAUAUCUACCACUGUAUGUCUUAAUUUUGACCGGUUCAAGUUACACCUUUGCCCGAAGUGGUUUUAUAUUCUUCCUAUGUACUGCAAUAUUAAAUAUGAAGGAAUUUUUUAUUUUUAUUUUUAUAUCUCCCAUGAGCAAAAUACAGAAUGUGGAGAUAAAGGGUGGUCACUAGUGGUGCUGCAUAUCCAUUCCAGGCUGCACAUUAUGGCACAUCAAUAAUAGCUGCAAGGAGAUAGGGAAUUAUUUUGCUGUGUAAAUGCUUAGGAGUGUCCUGCAUAGAAGAGCAUUUUUUUUGCACAUAAUAAAGUAGCAAGAUGGAUAAAAGGAAUGUCUUGUAACUCAGACAAAGUCUGUUGAGAUUUAACAUUGUCAAAUUAAAACUAUUGCAACCAGAUGUAAUUAUUUUUGUUCUGACAUAACGCUUAUCUACCAUAUAUAUGCUGCUGAUUCUGUUCAACCCUUAAUAAAGUUGAUUUGAAGGACGUCCCAGCUGGUGCACAAGUGGGUGUGUAAUUUUUGCAUUUUGCACCCCUCAUUGCAUUAUUUAAAUCUCCAUGGGCAUUUGAGGACAUAGUCAAAUAACUUUUUGGAUUUUUGGUAAAGAAUUAACAGCUAUUGUGUGUACUCAAGCAAUCUGAGAAGUCUGUGUCUGACACCCAUUCCUUAAAGGGACACUCCAGGCACCCAGACCACUUCUGCCCAUUGUAGUGGUCUGGGUGCCAACUCCCCACUACCCUUAACCCUGCAAGUGUAAUUACCUUGCAGGGUUAACCAUUAGCGCCACCUCUAGUGGCUGUCUACUAGACAGCCCCUAGAGGGCACUUCCUGGUCCAUAGCACAGAAAACCUGUGCUAUAGCAACGCUGGACGUCCUCACGGUGUGUGAGGACCUCCAGCGUCGCUCAAUUCCCCAUAGGAAAGCAUUGAAAAGCAUAUUCAAUGCUUUCCUAUGGAGCUCUAAUGCGCGUGCGCGGCAUUGCUGCGAAUGCGCAUUAGGUCUCCUCGGCGGGCGGGAUCGGUCUCACCCGCCGGCUGAAGUAAUGAAGGGGAGGAGCGGAGGAAGAAGCAGCAACGUGGGACAUGUCGCUGCCUCUGGUAAGUGACUGAAGGGGUUUUCACUCCUUCAGCAACCGGGGAUUGCGGGGGGGAGAGGGGACCUGCAGUGCCACGAAACGGAUUGUUACAGUUCUAAGUAUUGAGGAAGGUAUUUUUUUUCAUAUUCUGUAUUGUAUGGUCUUUGCAAUAUGUACUAAAUAACUAUAUCUUGCUAAUACAGUACCUAUCCAAUAUAUUUCUGGUUUCAUUUUUUUGUGUAUGGUAGUUAAAAGUCAGUCUGUAUCCCAGAGCAAGAAGCAUGGAAGCCUGCAAUAUACACAUUUGGCCACACUUAAACUGACUUUACUUAUCAAGAGGAAAAAACACCAUCUAAUGCACUGUUAAUAUUGUAACCGCAAUUGGCCAUAGUAUUGCAGUGUCAAGCAUGUUAUAAGUGAUGCUUUGUUAUUUCAAAAGCAUGUUAUAAGUGAUGCUUUGUCCCUUCUUAAAAUGUUUUUUUUUUUAUGUCACGUUAUUAUGCACUAUACUCUAAUUUUAUGCUAGUCACUGUUGAUUUACAUAAGUUAUGUGGUCAUGUCUUUCUGUACCUGGGUACUUAUGUAAAAUAAAUGCACACUACCUCUUGCAUUUACACCGUCCUAGUAAUGAAAUCAUAACAUUUAAACAAACCUGUAUUUUAUUUUUUAUUUCUAUUUCCUCCCAGUUGGGGUAGAAACUGUAACCGCUGCAAGCAUUAAUCUGUAUCUCAGGAAAAAGUAAUGGAUGAUGUUAUGUUAACAAUAACUUGCAAUAAAUUUAUGAUUCCCAUUUAGGACAUGCUAUUUUGUACCCUUAAGUAACUUCUCAAUUUAAGUGCACUCACAAAGGGGCAUAUUAGCAUAUAUAAAGUAUAUGUGUGUUCAAUAUGUAUUUUGUUUUCUUUUUGUUCCAAAUUUGGGUAACCAUACCGGCUAUUUGGGAGGAAUAUAAAGUAAGGUAAAAAUGUAACUCACAACUGCCCAAAAUUC